This is a messenger RNA of Spirometra erinaceieuropaei, 91416 nucleotides long. The record is from the annotation of a GenBank genome assembly. NCBI's taxonomy places the organism in Eukaryota, Metazoa, Platyhelminthes, Cestoda, Diphyllobothriidea, Diphyllobothriidae.
AUGGAGAGACUUUCGCAGUCUAGCCAGCUUAGAGAUGUUUCUGAUUUCCGGGCUCUUACCGAAAAGCCGCCGGAGAUCUCAGUGAAGGAACGGCUGCUAGUCAGUCUGUUGGAAAACUAUCGUCGUUAUGAGAGACCAACAGAGGGUCUUCAGUCACCCACUGUUGUCCAUGUGGCCAUCAAGAUUCUGGCUAUUACUUCGGUGGAUGUUAUUAACAUGCAGUAUACGGCAGACAUGAUACUCGUACAGACCUGGACUGACCCCCGUCUUAAGUGGGAAAACAGUGCCACCUUCGGGGACUUCAAGGACAAUCUGCUGUUGACGGCGAAGCACGAUGAGCUCUGGAUACCGGAUCUCUUUUUCCGCAAUGGCAAGGAGGGUUUUAUGUACAGGAUGACAAUGCCCAACUAUAUGAUAAGAGUGAACCCCAGUGGCCGAGUAAUUUACAGUCAGAAGAUCACCAUGAAUUUGGCCUGUCAGAUGUAUCUACGCAAUUUCCCCAUGGAUCGGCAGUACUGCGACAUGGAUAUUGGCAGCUAUGGUUACACGAUCGACCAGCUGAAGUUUGUGUGGGAUGAAUCUAGGCCGUUGGUAUUCGCGGACGACAUGCAAAUCUCGGAGUUCAACACGCCAACUGAGACUUUCACGGAGGUACGCUUUCGCUUGUCAAAUUGUUCUAUCACCUCCUGCCUCAUAGUUGUUAUCAUUCGCGCAGAGAUAGAGAGAGAGGGUUUUUAAUCUACUAGACAGUCGAGCUGCUACCCGAAUGCCAUUCCAGUUGCGCGUUUAAGCCACCUUGCAUGUUAACGCGAAAGUUUUACGGCACGUGAACUCACGGUGUUUCCAUUGCUCCUUACCGGUCCAAGUAUACGUCCACGUUCCCUCCUAAUCGGUUAACAUAAAACGUCAUUUAAUAAAGAUGCAUGAAUUUUUAAACUGCCAUCUCACAAAUCCUGUGAAAAAUGUUGUUAACUGCUAACUGUAAGAUUAUUUGCUCAUUGAACAAUGCAAAAACGCUUUAUGUAAAUCAACGGAAAUCUCAAAAACGUGGUUAGCAAACUUUGUCUGAUGAGAUGUGAUGAUUUCGAGGAGCUAACUCCGCAGCAGACGUGACUAAAUGGCGUACAGAUGGUAGCUUUUUAACAACGAGCUUUUAAAAAAUCACAGAUGCGCAUUACCUUUUAGUCAAAAGCAAACCCUAAAUUACGCAAAUAUUGUAAGAUCGCGUUUUAUAUGUUUGGGUAUAACAAAAAACCUAAGAUAAAUUUGGAUAUCGCACUGAUGAGCAAAAAGUUUACAUAAUAGACGAAACGCAGAUAUCGAUGAACCUUGAAUACUGGACAAAACCUCAUGCAAACGUGAGGAAAAUGUAUUUUUGGGUUUUUAAAUGGACCACGCAGUCCGUCGAACAACCAUAAGCAGCCGAGUUUUACAAUGAUUUUGACAUUGCGUAUGCUGAUCCGGUUUCUUCAUACCAGAGAACGAAACACGUCUAAGGCAGACAAUCUCUUAUCUGCAGUGUUUAGCGUAAUAUUAUGUUCAAAUGAUGAAGCACAAUUCUAAAAUUACCGAGUUUCUGGCCGUUCAUCGUUUAUGGAAUAAAAAAGUGACAAAAUGUAAACAUAAUCUUAUAUCUAGGGUGAUAUGUUUGACCUGUGUCAAACGUAGGUGCCUAGCUACCAAAACCCGACCUCUACAGAAAGUCUGCAAACUUAAAGUGGCGGAGCUGACUGGGUCUCGAUUAGCACACGAUGACUACUUUACGUGCAAUCGUAGUCUUAUUACGCCUUAUAAAGCAAACACCUUUGUAGAUAAGUGCAUCACAGUCCUGGGACAGGUGAUAGCAUGAAAUAUGCAAGAACUACAGACCUGAAAAGAAAAGCACAAUAGUUAGUAAGGCAACCGCAAAAAGCAGUACCAGCGUUCGACGGCCGAGUUUACAACGACCGCAAUUCCUCGGAUCACAAGCGCUUACUCCCAUUCGUCCAUAAGAUGUCUUAUGCUAAUAGGCAUUUGACGGAGUAGAACUCGGUUUGACGGAUGUGAGCAACAAAAUAGUAAACGCCCCAUAGGCAGGUUAACGAUAAAAGGUUUUGGCUUUUUUGGAACAGAAGCGUUGCAGUUCUGAAGUCGGCUGUUUCGGGCAAGAAGGACGAGUUGAUAUUUUAGUAGACAAAUUGGUGCAUUUAAUGGUGUCCAGCUCUUUGCGAACAUUGGCGAAGGUGAAUGUGCAGUUAGUCAACAGGGGCAUUGUGAUAAAUUUCCGGUGCGCUGAAAGAACCUGAGAUAAAAAUUUAUUAAUUCUUGAGCGACCCUAGUAACCCAGCUGAGAAUUAUCGGAGGGUGCUAGGCAAGUAUGCAAAUUCCAACGACCAAAUUGAAUAGACUGUGGAUCAACGUACUAAGGUCAUCUUGCGAAUGCAAUCGAACUAAUGUAGGCAUUCAACAUGAAAUAAUGGUCACAGACUGUCUUGUCGUAGAUCGAAAACGUGUGCAACGUUUACUCACAAUACAGGCAAAUCUGUUAUUAUUUCCUGUAAAAUGAGUUUGCAAAUUAACGUUUGAAAAGAAACCACGAGUUUUGAUAACUAAGUGUCAACAAUGCCUCAACUAAAUUAAGAACAUUCACCGCUGUUGAAACGGUGCAUUGAUGUGAGUAUAACAUACUCAAGACGUUUGAUAUAAUUCUAUCGCCUUCUCUGAUUUAGGCCUUUGCAGUAGAACCUGCCAAAAGUUACUUAAUCAAAAGCAAUCCGAUGCACAGUGCGCAUGAAACCGCAGGCUUUGCUAAAUGCCAUUUUUAGUAACAAGUAAUAAUGGUGUUCCUGCAUUUCCGAACGGUUUUCGGAGUGCCAUAUCCUGAAAAGUUAAAUAAUUCCUUUAAAGACUUAAUGCGCUAAUUAAUAGUUUGCGGUAUUAUUCAAAUUAUAUUUGUUAAGCUUACUAGUAAACCUCUUCAGCAAGAAGCAAAAACAUUCAGGUCAGUUAAUGUCCCCUUCUAAAACAGUUAUCCGCUCAUUCGCCACCCUCUCCUCAUAUGCCCAAAGCCCACGUGUUUUUAAGGUGAACUUAACUCGAUUUCUUUUAUCACUGGCAUGCUUCUAUUUCUUCCACGAUUAAACUUUAUCGGAAGCUAUCUCUUCUUCUAAUGACUGCUAUGAGAAUUUUCGCAACUCCGAUUUUUCUUAAUUAAAACAUGCAAAUAGGAUAUGGUAUUUUAAAUGAGACGUUUUGGCCAUUUUGUACGUACAGAUUUAAUAUCUCCUGAAAUUAUCGGUUAAGUUUUGAUGUAUUUGUCGUAAGUUACUUUAGUGAAAUAUGCCUCUCGACAAAAAAGGAUUCGGGAUAGGACUGCAUGGUCUAUUGCUCGUCCUCAACUUCUUUAAACGGUACUUCGCAAUUUAGGUCCAUGAUUUGAACCUUGAGUUACUUGGACAUUGUAGAUAUUCAUUCUGCAAUCGAGGUAGCUCACUGCAUUACAUCUAACUCGAUCAUAUAAUGAGAAUUAAAACGUGGAAUAUUUGAGACGGACACAAUAGCAUAGAACUCCUUCUGGCAACCUCCAGCAAAAUUCCAGACGUUCGAAUUCAUGUCCAAACUUUAAGUCUAAGCAUCAUCUUAAGACUUACCAAAAAUUUAAGCCUCUCACCCCGAAUCUAGAUUAGUCUUGAUGUGCUGACCAUCAAAAUAUGCCCCCUCCCAACCCUUCCAACCGCAGCCCUAAUGCCAAACACCCAGAAUAUAGAAGAAAAUCAUUUGUAAUGCGGAAAUUCAUAUUCCGUUAGCCACUCCGUUUUCGUUGCAUAAAAUCCAAGACCAAUGAAUGAUUUACUAACGCUCCUUGUCAUCGCAUCAAAUCAGCUUGCAUAUUGCAAUCAAGGCUAGAAAAAAUUGACCGGAGUUCGCCGGAGGCAUUAGUUGCAUUGCACAUAUAUAAUUAAUGAAUUUUAGUGAUUCGACUCGAAACGCAGCACGUGGCCUCAUGUGUUGCCUCAUUUUCGUGAUGAUAAACGAUCCAUUCUUAUCUUCGACUAAUAUUCAUAAGGUGAACUUUACUCGAUUUCUUUUAUCACAGACAUGGUUCUACUUCUCCGAUGAAAAUUUUUCAGAAGCUACGUAUUCUUGCUAUCUUGUCUUCCAAUUACUGCUAUGAGAAUUUUCGCAUCUCCGAUUUUUCUUAAUUAAAACAUGCAGCGAAGAUAUGUUAUCUUAAAUGAGACAUUCUGGCCAGUUUAUAUGGACUGAUUUAAUAUCUCCCGAAAUUAUCGGUUACGUGGUGCAUACUUGUCCUAAGUUAUUUUACUGGAAUGUGCCUCACUGCAAAAAAGAGGAGCUGGGGUAGGAAUGCAUGGUUUAUUGCUACUCGUUAAAUUCUUUUAACGGCAUCUCGCAAGAUUUAAACCUCGAGUUACUUGGACACUUCCGAUAUUCAUUCUGCAAUCGGGAUAGCGCACAGCAUUAUAGCUAACCUGACCAUAUAAUUAAAACUGAAGCGUGGAAUAUUUGAGACGGGCACAAUAGCAUGGAAACCCCUCUGAAACCUCCUGCAAAAAUCCAGAGGUUUCAAAUUCAUGUCCAAACUUUCAGUCUAAGCAUAAUCCCAAGACUUGCCAAAAAUUUAAGCCUCAUGCUAUGGUCUUGGAUUUGCUUUCAUAUACCAAUUCUUAAAAUAUGCCCAUUUGUGACCCUUCCUACCGUAACCCUAUCCUCAAACACCUAGAAUCUGGACGAACACCAUUUGCAAUGCGGAAAUCCUUAUUCCGGUAGGCACUCGGUUUUUUCUACAUGAAAGUCAAGAGCAAUGAAUGAUUUGCUAAAUUUCCUUGUCUUGGCAUUAAACCAGCCUGUAUAUUGUGGUCAUGACUAAAAAAAUUGACCGGAGUUCGCCGGAGGCCUUAGUUGCAUUAGACAUAUAUAAUUAAUGGAUUUUAGUGGUUGCACUGGAUACGCAGUACGUAGCCACAUCACUUGCCUCCUUUCCGUUAUGUCAAAAGAUCCCUUCUUAUCUUUGAUAAAUAUUUAUAAGUGAAAGUUGCUUUUUUAUACGUCCGUAUUCUUUAGGUUACUUUUAAUACCAAAUAUACCAGAGAUUAUUUAAUUUAACUCGGUGUACAAGGAUAUAAUCGACAACGUACGUAUUCUUAAUUCACAAGUUCCUAAACGGCAGUUGUUGUCUGAUCGACCACUGACAGCCAAUAAGUCUUUGUUUUCGCAAUAAAAUGUUUUCCCCAUGAUCUUAUUAUGAGCUGUCCUUCCGAAAGUGUAUUCACUAGACUCUGAGUAUGUGAAAUGCUGAAAUACGGGACUCUACCCUUAUAACAGGUAUAAAAUUUACAGCACAAUUCACCAUUUAAUAAUAGAGCCACAUUCUCAAAAAAACAAAAUAUUCAGCUAAAAUGUUGCGAAUUAAACUGGAAAAAAUAGCCCGUUUGGGAUGUCUGCAUAGGGCGAAAUUAUGAAAACUAAUGAUGCAAUAACACCCAGCGAUCUGUUCUUACACCAUUUCGUUUGAUCGCUAUUUCCUCCUAGUCGAGAGCACACCCUUAUGAAAACGGCAGUAUAAUCUGAAUAAUAUCAUGCUUUUUCAUCACAAAAAUAUCUUAAAAAAUGCGCGACAAUUCAUAUUCUCGGACGUUUAACUGAGUAAUAACCGCAGAUGCUGAUUCGUCCGAGGUCGGAGACCGAGCCGGGUACUACCAGCAUCACCAUCAUUAUCGAGCUUGCUCGUAUCCUGUCAACCAACAUUAGAUAAUAUUCACGUACAUAGGAGUGGUGUAAAACAGUCUGUUCUUCACAUCAUAAUCUCCAACACCAGACCUAGCUAAGUCUACAAAUGAGCAAUUUUCACGUUAUACUAUUUCCUCGCUUAUGUAACUGCGGAGAAGGCAGUUUUCGAAAAGGAAAUCAGGUACUACAGGUCGUAUACCCAGAUGAAUAAGUUGCAUUGCGGGAUAGAGCUGCUGUGCUGCCGACGUUGUGGCUAGAGGGGUCGACUAUCCACUGACAAAAAAUGCAAUGUACAAUAUAUUACUGAAGUCCAAAUAGGUCGCCGUCAGCUGUUUGGGGACGAAUGGUCUUAGCAGCUGACCACGUAGGCUCUGGUCUAAUUUGUUGACUUUCUGGCGGCUACCUUGUCACCAACGUAUGCGGUUCGUGCCAAAUAACAGAGAAUUCCGUCUCGUGGUCUAUAGGCCAUUCUUAUUAAUUCUGUCUCAGCAAAGAAUGAAAAAUCUCAAAGAUAGCCUUAACGUAGGGAAUAAUGUAGUUUUUCGGCAAUUGCUGCCUUCGUCGCUAUCUUGACUUGUGCGAUAAAAUGCCCUGGUUGUUUAUUUACCCCAGUAAAGCUAUGUAAACACAGUUUUUCGGUUGCUGCCUCGUCUAGUAGGCUCCGAUUUGUGUCAAUUAAUUUGAUCAGAACUCAAACACAACCGCAUUUGUAAGACGGAGGGAACACCGUAGAAUAUCGUGCCUCAUGCUCGCGAGGCUUUUAGGUAAGACAAGUUGUUUGUUUGUGCUGCCUUCCAUUUUGAGCUAAAUGUACAAACUAGCCGCUCGCAGCAGUUCACUGAUGUCGUCAGUGUGUUUUGCUUUGAAAACGACGGAAGAACGUAUGGAAUUCUGCGCCUUUGCUAACAUUAGAAAGCAGUGGUAGGUAAAACCUAUUUACCUAAUGGGGCAGGGCUUUAGUGUUUAUGAAGGCCUCUGAUAUGCAAGAACCAUGGUCUGACUUGUGUCGUAUGCAGUCCUCAAACAGAGGACGAAGCGUGUCCUACGCUGACAAUUCGACACUGGGCACGAACAAACUUCGUCGAUUUAUUGAUUUUUUUGUCGUUUUGUAAGUGCAUUAAAUAUGUUACUUAUGAACACCACUCAGAAUUGGCAACCACCGCCGGUGCCUAAAGACACUGAGGUAGAAUUUUAGACGCAAGUUUACUGCUUGAAAUUAAGAACUAAUUGUUAUUUCAUUAAACUGAUCUCUCUGUAUGUUUUCGUGUGACGUGGAACACUACAAUUAGGCAACGCAAUCACAACUUAGAUCAACAUACAAGCUUUUUGGCUCUCGAAUGUUUUUCAGAUUGCACCAGUUGGGUUUUUUUAAAUAUUGUUAAUCACUUCUUGCCAUUAGUUAAGCAAACUUCGUAGAGCCGGCCUGUCUGGGUAGGUGGAAUUCCAUGCGGAAACAAAAAGGUUGCGAAAGGAAUGCCUUUUACGUAUUCGGCUAGGGAUGCAAGCCGCAUAGCUACUCGCAUAUUUUGGAUUUCCAAUGUUCAUGCAUUUCGCCACAGGAGAAAGUUGCCGAGUAGUUGUUGUUAGGGACGCUGUUUAUGCGUCGGCCACGCCCGCUAAUUCAAUUAGUUCGGAACUUUACCUUGGUUGUUUUUAUACGACACGCCCAAGCAUUUUGUUUAAUUUGCAAUGCGCUAACUGCUUAAAAGCAUGCGAAAAGUAUGCACUGAUGGUACGUGGUAUCACGUAUAUGCCCCAACAGGCUUGAGUACAAGAGAGAAAUUUUUUUCCAAUGAUUUGCACAGCGGUUUUAUCGGAAAAGGAAAAACCUUAGCCGCAUUUUACUUAGGAUUGAGGGCUGUUAACCAAAUUGGUCCUUUCAAACCACAGUACUCCAGGUAAUGCUAUUUAAACAAGACCUAUCUUCAACAUUCGGAGUACGAAAUACGCAAAUAGUAUUUUUAGGCCUAAUUACAAUAAAUGUGAUAAUUAAAUUAAAUGCAAACCGAAAUUUUGAAAUGCGAUUUCGGUUAGGGAAGAUUCAUUAAGGGGGUUUGUGAAAACAAUCAUCCUGCAGCAUAGUUCUAUAAUAAUUCAGUUACCGCAAGAUGUCGGACUUUCGAAUGGAAUUCUUUCCGGCUGCAUGCAAAAGCCAUUAUGUGCAAAAAAAUGACUGCUUAUAAGCAUGCAUUUCUCCCAUUGAUUUUUGAUGCCCUUAACAAUUAUAAUUACAUUUCAUGUAAGACAUGCAUAAAAUAUUCAUUCUUUUGCUCAUUUAGCAGAAAAUGACACCUUCUUCCAACUUUAUACUCAAAGGAAGGGCAUGAUUCGGUUUAUAAAAGGCUUCUAAUUGCCAGAUUUUUUAAUACCGUGAAAUAACCGUUCAUAAAACGUCAUGUCUUUGCAUUUACCAAUGUGGCUUUUGGAGUUAAUGACAUCAAUCAAAUCCACUGCUAAAUAUUACGAAUCCCAUGUAGUUUUCUCUUAACGUCGUAGAGGAAUGCAUGGUUUUCCGAGCGCGGAAAAACACGGCUUGAGGUUUGGAGAGCCUGAAUGCCACUGCAAUGGCAGGUCAGAUUCAAAAUCGCUCGAGAAUCGAAAGUUUUUGAAAACCAAAUUGUACACUUCCUUUGAGCACAAAAUUUGAAGAGCACGCAAUGUUCCACCGAAUGAGCAAAAUAGUGCAUAUUUGUAUGAAUGCUUUCCAGGAACUAUAAUCGAAUUUUUUUAGGACAUUGCCAAUCACUGAGAAAAAGGUAUGCUGGAUACGUAGUCAUUUUUACAGAGUAUGGUUUUUGCAUGCAGCCGGGAAGACGUUCGUCCCAACCCUGGCACCCUGAGGCAAUUUAAUUAUUACAGACUAAUGUUGCAAGAUGAUUCGUUUAAAUAGCCUGGUUAAUUAUUCUUUUCGAAACGAAAACAUAUAUCGGAAUUUCGGUUGGCAUUUCAUGAGUUAGCUCACCUACUGUAUGUGUUUGAGAAAGUGUUUAUUUGGAGCACAUCCAUAAAAUGUAUGCACUCUCAUAUUCUUAAAUAUGCUUUAUGCCGUUAAAGUAUGUAAUCACAAUUACGGGGCAUAAGCAAAUGAUAAAUGAAACACUACGGCAGAAUUAUUUGUGCAUAGACUAAUUUAGAGUGUUGAUUAUUUGAAGUGUUCCGAAGUAAGACGUUCCAUUUUGAAAAUUUUAAUUCAAAAAUUAAUGUCGCUCACGCUUUUGAAAAAAGUAAAUGUCAAAAGAAAACGAAGUGUUCACCGGGAGAGGUGUAUUGGAGGUCUGGUGUUUCGAAUAGUCGUUUCUUUUAUCCAUCUUCUGAGACUGAAAACUCAUGCACACAGCUCUUCGUUUAUGGCGCACUUUGUUUGAUGCCUGGCCCGCCAAUUCCGCCUGAAGGCUACAUCCGACCCGCAUGUCACCGUGACCUGAAUCUCGCCCAUUUUCGUCGGCCGCGGCGAUAACUGACGGCAUCGACUGUGCCGCGCCGUAACACUCUCCCACAAGAAUGUGCGUAAAACCAAAUAGGGGGGAGGCAAAUUGAUGUGGCGGUUGACAGAAUAGUCGGUAGACAUCCAGACUACUUGCACCUGCCUUUCUGUAUCAACAUCGCCUCGGCCCACAAUUUCAACGGCGUCAAAGUUGAAGAUGUGUCCCAUUUCGGCGUCGCGGGUGUCUAUGUCCGACAUUGUGUCCAACAUUCGUACGGCCAGCAUAUGCUUCGUGCAUGCGUGUUUGCAGUCGUCGGCCGGUUUCCCCACCGUAGUUGCAUAUUCCGCAGCUGCACUGAAGUCAGUAGACAACAGCCGGCAUCUCAUGCUUAGGGAUCGGGUCUUUUGGUCGCAUCACCUGGCGUCAGAUUUUUGAGUCAGGCCUCUGGGCAGAGUCUCUUCUGAGCGGCGCGUGGGAUCUGGCUACGACUUCGAAGACCCCUUUCAUAUAUGGAAUGCACCGCCACGAUUUUCGCUGUUUAUGUUCUUCAUACCGCUUCCUUGGUUGCUUUCGGCUCCGUUCAACGAAUUUUCGCGCAUAGCUGCCGGCUCUGAAGAGUUCUUGGAGGAGCUUCAUUUCCUGCAGUUUGGAGACUGGAGUGCUGCAACGAGUUUCCACCGUCUGUAUAGCGUGCGUAUACAGCUUCGUUUGUGUUACAUUGGGUGGUUGCUGUUGUUACUCGUCGGUUUUCUGUAGACCGACGUCGGCAGUUCACCGUCUGGGUUGCGGCAGACGAGAACACCAAGAAUGACAGUUUGGUCUCCACUUCCUCCUCCAUCGUGAGAUUUAGAUCGGGACUGACUGAGUUCAGCGGUUCUUCGUAGCAGUCAAUUUUGUUCUGGUCUAUGAUUACGAAGGUAUAAUCAACGUACUUCGUCCAAAACUUGGUUUUGUAUUCCCCGAACAGUCAUUUCUCGGAUUUUUGCAGAACCUCCUCGGCAAUGAUUUUGGAGAUUGUUGAACGCAUCGGAGUGCUCUUAAUUUGCUCAUAUGUGAUCCCCUCGAAGGUAUAAAAUGUCCUAUGGCAGUGCCCAUUAGUUCUAUGAGAUCCUGAGCUGUGGGCUGGCAAUCAUCCUCGUCGUAAUUCUGACGUAGCCGGUCACUGAGCGUCUCGACCACAAGGGCCUGUGGUAUGGACGUGAAGAGUGAGACAACGCAAAUGACCGCCCUUAUUUUGUUGAGGAAUUGCUCUGCUGAGUGUGCUGUUGUUUCUGAGCCCGCUGGUUAGGAAUCUUAUCUUCCGAAACAGCCAAUUUGCGAGUCCGUAUGUGGGUGGGCCUCGGAAAGAGACUAUUGGUCGGAGGUAAAUAUCUGGCUUGUGUACCUUUGGGAGACCGUAAAAUCUCGCCAUCCGUGUUUCUGUGAGUUUUGUCAUAUACCAGUCUUUGACGGCGAUGAAUUUUUCCUUCUUUAAUUGAGACAGAAUUCUGUCUCUGAAGAAGAACAUAAGAAAAGACUACUCGAAACUUCACACCUUCAAUACACCUCUCCCGGUGAACGUCUCCAUUUCUUUUGGUACCCCACCUGUGAAUCGCAUUUUCACUACAUAUAAUGUGAAAGUAAAUUUAUUCACCGGUAGGAGGCAAAUAAACACGAGUGGUCUGUUGUUCUAUCGUUUUGUCGCGGAGAACGAUCGUCUUGACCAACUCAUGCACAUAAUAAUGGGUUUUCUUCAUUUGCACUACAAAUUGAACGUCCAUGCAUCAGUGGCUUAGAUUGCUUAUUUACUGUGAAAUAGUGGACAUAAUGGAAUCAUUUUCUAAUCGCAGAAGUCGAAUUUCUGCUUGGCGCUUAGAUUUCUUUAAAUACACAAAGAUGCGUUUUCGAUACGCGAGUUUCGUUUACAUUCCAGUAUCAUGUUAAUCUUAAGCACAAACGCUAUUGGCAAGGAAUGUAUAGAUGCAGCGGUAUCAUUGGCCUAAGUAUAUUUGUUAAAGGAUUCUCUCUUCCCCCUUCCUAUCUAGAAUAAAUAAUUACGAGAUUUUCAGCCUAAUUAAUGCUAGCUGCUGUAUUGCAUAAAAUGCAUCAUAAUGGCUAACUUAGUCACGAUAUUUUCGGUAAAGUUGUUUAAAUCGAAGUCGGUUUAUGGCUUCGUUCGUGUGGAAGCUCAGAUAUCUACGGGAUGGCAACAACUUUUAAAUCCACAGACCGCAUUCCAUAAUUGUAAUUCAAAUCUCUUCUUGUAAUUACUUAAAGCGAAAUUUUGGAUCUAUCGGCUUGUUGCCUAAUGCUUGAUUGUUAAGCUAUAAGCAUUAUCGAACAUACAUUUUUAAAGCCUGAUAAUUCCAUCUGCAUAAAUGAUGCAGACGCAGAGCAUUCGAGAAUGUAGAUAUGAAACUUCAAAUUCGUUCCAGAGAAAAUGACACGAGGCCGAUUGAUUAGAUUUCUUUAAACUGACCAGAAAAUCACAUUGCCCGACACCUGCGCAUUGCUCAGCACCUCUCAGACUUGGAGUUCCACACAGACUGUCCAACACUUCUGUCGAUUAGUUUUCUUUAAUGUUGGAGAUAUCGGCUGGGAUGAGGCGAUCAGGACGACGUAAUCUUAAUUGUGUUGGGAGAAGCCUCGUAGUUCAAACAAAGGCUAUGUCGACGGGAACUGCAAAGGUUCGAUGACUUCAAGGUGCUAGAGAAAAUUUGCCUUAUCGUGACCGCGCAUUAACAGGGUUUGGAAAAUGUAGUAUGAGACCAUUGGGCCGGUCAUGUCGAAACGGAAAGGACACUGCUUCUUAAUCAUCGGCAUUUCUGACUAGCUAGACGCUCUGUUGUGUAUCUUGUGAUAAACACUUCAGAUAAUCAGUUUUCACGCAUAAGAGUGUUUAAGUGAGAUACCUUUUAAGCGUGUCUUAUCCAAACUGGGUUAGAUAUCUAACUUCAAGAGACAAAUCACAGAAAUGUGUGCGCUGUUUUGUCCAUACCAUGUCUCGCAGUAGAUAAUCUUUUAUGUCGGGUCUUUAUAAGUACAGGAAGUCAUCACUACUUCUGUUCGGGAUUCAGAUUAAAUGGUGAGUGAACUCGAUUUCUUUUUAGUGAGUCAGAUGUGCAAAUUAUGUUGUGGAAACUUCAUCAACGUAUCAUCACUAGGAAUCGUGGCUCUCUACAAUCCGGAGAGUCUGAUCUUUUCGGCAUGCCAUGAAGAUUCCUCGCUGCUAUAGAUAAAAGGGACUACCCCUCCGUUGUACCCUCCGUAAUGCGCAAAGGUUGGUUAGCGAAUCGGACGUAAACACUCAAAACGCAACCUUUUGGGAUUCCUGACUAAAUUAUGAAACCGACUAAGUAAUGGAACAUUAUCAUCCCAUUUUGCUCAAUUUAGAGCGUUUGAUAACUAUUAAAAUGCCUAGAGAUGGCUGCUUGAGCCUAAAUUAUUUUUACAAAAUACCGUUUUUCAACAUAUGAUGUGCUUCCUGAAGCGAAAUCAUUAAUUCGCAAUGUCAAAAAACCUUUAGUACCCCUCUCCCACAAACUGGGACUUCGAAAAAUAAAUGGUAGAAAAUGUUCUGCUUGACGACGUCGAUCUUUGCGACGACCCAGUUGGUGCUAUGAAGAACCAUUGUAAUUUCCUGACAGUUUGAUGUUUUUGGCAUAUUUCGCAUAUGAUGCACGCGUUCGCUGUUUAUUUUACUGCUUUUAUACCAGAUCUAAUCAAACCUCUCGGAGUAUGCAAAUUGAGAGUUCUUUUUUACACACUUUUAUACAUCUGUACCGCACAGCUCUAAAGCAAACGCAUGAGAGUGCACACAGUUGGCGUAUUUUCUAACAGUCUGUUAAAAAUCUGCUUGCGAUUCUUUUCAUAUAUUUGAACAUCGACAACCCAAUUCGCAUUUCAGCCCCAUUCAAUAAUGACUUCAAAUAGUUACAGCGAGUGAUCGAUCUCAUGAAAUGUUGGCUGAAAUUCUGAAAUGCGUUUUCGAUUAGGAAGGAUUACUUAGUCACGGUUGUAAUACUGAUUAGCUUAAGGCAUACUUUUAUAACAUUUUGGAUUAAGCAGGAGGUCGGCUUUUAAAUGCACUUCUUUUCAAUCUCCUGUACAGUGCGUGCUCGGUAAAAAAUGACUGCUGAUGUAGCAUGCAUUUUUACCAUUGAUUUUCGAUGGUCUUGCAAGUUUAACUAUAUUUUAUAGAAACCAUAAACAAAAAUUUGAUUUUCUUUUAGCCAAUCAAUAGAAAAUCACGUCUUCUUUAUAUUUUAUACUUAAGGAAGGAGUAUAAUUAAGUUUUAAAAAAAGUUUUUUAAUUGCCGACAAAUUUGGAGCCUGAUUAUUCGCUGCAUUAGAGCUUAGUAAUUUCACUCUACGAGGUGCGUGCGUUCCGCUUAAAGAAAAUCGCAUAUUUUUCUAUUCAAUUAAAGAGAUAUCAUACAGAGUCCAGAAAAUUUUGCAAUGGAUUUGGACGAUAUUUUACAUUUCAUGAGGAGCGGUGGUAAACGGCCAGGUACGAUGCUAUGUGAAUAGACAUUUCGCCAUCUUAAAAAGUCUCAUAGUUAGAAACUUUUUUUAAAACCUUAUAAUACUUCUUCUUUAAGUAUAAAAUAUAAAUAAGACGUGAUUCUCUAUUAUUUGACUAACAGAAAGCAAAUUUUUGUUUAUGGUUUCUAUAAAAUAUAUUUGAGCUUGCAAGACCAUCGAAAAUCAAUGGUAAAAAUGCAUGCUACAUCAGCAGUCAUUUUUUACCAAGCACGCUCUCUACAGGAGAUUGAAAAGAAGUGCAUUUAAAAGCCGACCUCCUGCCAAGUCCGAAAUGUUAUAAGAGUAUGCCUUAAGAUAAUCAGUAUCACAACCGCGACCAAGUAAUCCUUCCUAAUCGAAAACGCAUUUCAGAAUUUCAGCCAACAUUUCAUGAGAUCGAUCACUCACUGUAUUUUAUUGUUAAAAAGCCUGUUAUCAAAAUAUAUUCCCCGGUAUAUUAAAGGUCUAAAGUUUCAUGCAAAUUCAGGUCAUUUUUUAUUGAAACGAGGCGUUUAGUAGGCUUUAGAAAUGAUUUUUCUGAGACAAAAAUAACGGUGGAUAUAAGAUGGGAUGUCCCCACGUGUAUCAUUCACCCAAUGUUUAUCAUUCUCCUUCAAACUAGAUCUGCUUAGCUUUUUCACUAACAAACAAAAUGGCGAGUUUUUCGGAUAUUUCUUUUUUUGUAACAGUGCUGCUAGGUGCUGGUUCAGAGGCCAAAAUACAAAGUUACCGCAUUUCCGCCUACCGUCGUCAAAUAAGACAAAAUUAUAAAAGUGUCACUGUCUUGACUGCACUUGUGCUUCCAGACGAAAUCCCUCGGGGACAUGAAAAUUACUCACCCGUGCAAAGAUAUCACCGAGGAGCUGUAGCGAGACGGUUCGAUUUUAAUGUUGCAUUGUCACUACACAUAAACCUUAAGGAUCGACCUCCCUUAAGACAGUAGACUAACCGUUGCACGACUGCGCGCAUUAACUUUCUGCGAGAUCAACAGAAUAAUUCGUCAUUUUAGGGUAAGAGAAUGCCAUAGUAGUGGCAAAGGUAAUAGCUAAAAUCCCGCACACGCCUGUUUCGGUAGUAAUCUGCUUCUGAAUAGCGCAGCUGCGAGGGGUUUGGCUUAUCACUAAAUAGCAAUAAUAUAUAAAUUGGAGUAUCAACCAGAAAGCAGACGGGAAAUGCUGAGGAUCGCAGCGAUUAGCCAAACUCCUCUCAGCGGUACCACGAAACGGCCGAAAAUCAACGGGACAUGCGUGUAUAGUCUUUUAAUUAAUACCUGUACUGCUAGAAUGAUAUCUUUUUUACCCAAAAUAUACUACCAGCUGCCUCUCGGCUGUUUAGGAAUGGGUUAUAUCGCAGUUAGUAGCCAGGAAUGGAGAGGCGGACAGCCAGGUUCCUGUCGUACGGGACUGGUAGGAAAGCGGGUUAUAUGGGCGGGGUAAAUGGAAGGGCUGGUAGAGGAAUGCUAGAGUUUCUGGGUAAAAAUAAAGUUACCAGGGAAAGUGAUGGGAAGUUUUAAGUAGGUGAAAUAAUUACAGAAAUUUAAACCCUACGCUUAACCCUAAAACCCAACCGCAACCGUAAAGCCUAACCCCAAGCCUUUAAACCGAAACGAAACCAAAAUCCCAAAAUCCAACGUUAACCAAAAACCUCGCCAUAAUUUUCAUCCUAACCUUGACCAUAACCUUAACCCUUACCUUAACCGUAACCCUUACACUGAAACCUGAUCCUAAAACACAAUCCCUAAUCCUAAAACUUAACCUGCGCCUAACUCUAACCCUCACUAAACCCAACAGUCUGAGUGAAACGGGCAAACUGCCUAACUCAGUAAGGACGCACCUACUGGUAACAAGUUCCUUUGACAGGGUAUGCACACCUACUGAUAAAAAAAUACGUACGUCGACAGUAUAAUUUCUGGCUACCAACUGUGAUCUAACCGAUGAAUGUUACGCGGUUAUUUGAUGUGGCAGAUGGAUUCGACCAGAUAUGCAUACAUCAGAUUUCUGUCGAUGCCUAUAGAUCCAAGAAUAUACUAAUCUACUCCAAGUUCGCAAUUAAUUAAUGAGGAAAUUAAAAGGCAACAUAUUUGACAGGCGAAACUCUUGCCUAAGUUUUCGACGCAGCUAGGUCGUCAAAGAGUUUCUUUCGGAAUAUCAAGCCAGUCUGGAAGGCCUGUUCGCUUGCCAUUUUUGUGAAUUUUGACUUCACACAGAACACUGUUUUGCAACUGAGAAAGUUGCCUUUUUCUCUAGGACGCAGUAAAAUAAUUUGAAACUCAUUCGCGCAGAAAAAGUGCCUACUUUUCACGCCACGACUUCCUAAUUUGAGGGCUGUUAAAUCUUUAGGGUAUAACAGGGUGGUGUGCCAAUGUUUGCUCGCAGUAAACAUGAAUCACAAAAUUGACAGACGCGAUCAAGGGCCUACGAACAAGAUAAUAUUUGGCGAUUGUCUUGUGAAUUGAGAAAACAUCGUUUUUGGGCUCAUGUUGAACAUGCAAAAGAAAAUCGUGAGAUUCGCUUUAACAGACAGUACUACUCAACAGGCCCUAACUAAAAUUAGAGUAGUAGACAGCAUUUGUCUUCACUUAAAGUCAACCAUUUAACUGAGUCGUGUUUACACUUAUAAUAUAAACAUUAUACACUUGACGACUAUUUAAAUGAAGGACACUGAACCAGGCUAGCAAACCGAAGGCUGCUGAUAUUAACUUCAUUUCACGCACCAUUUACACAUUCAAUUACGAUGGGCACGUUCAUGUACGAAACUGUGCUGCUUCGGUGAUGCAGGAGUAUAUUCCAGUAGAUGGAUAUACAUAAAUUUAUGGUGCUGAUAUCUGUAGCCAUUACAAGAACUGUCUUUUUGUGAAAGAAUUGCGCUGCUGUGGUGAUCUGUAAAGCCGCCGUUUGAAAACCAUGCCCCUCUGUAUUGGUAAGCACUUGUAUGACCAUUUGUGAAUAGAUUAAUAACCAGGAACACCGCGGUUGACGAUAACUUCAUGUAAAUAAGAUCACACAUUAUGGAGUAUGUAGGUGCCAGGAGGCAUACUGCGGCCGACUAGCUUGAUAAACGAAGCCAAUUAAGAUUUAAAUUGAACUAUUACGAUGCUGACACAGGCCUAACCUUCGCACUGCUUUUGUCCGUGUGUCAGACUUCGCCUAGUCGUAAAGGGUAGGAUGUAAAAAGGAGAAAAAAUUAAACGAAGUCACAGGCGAAAGGAUCAACUUCUGUACUUGUGCAACUGGAUCCAGCACGACAUGACUACGUUUAUCGAGCCGUUUCUCAUCUUUCCAGAAUGACCAUGCCAGUGGUUCGUCAGAACAACGGAUUCUCACAACACUACUUUCUUACUUGUCGUCUAUUCUCAAAGUUGGCUAAUCGUUAUCAGACCUGCCACGCUAUGGACGGUUAAAACACUGUCGACAUGAGAUUGCAUUGGAAGAUACGAUGCAGAAAGCGAAGUAAACAAUAGUGUCGGGACAAUAAUGUCGGUUUUAUUCUGUCUGUAAUUUCUUCAAGGUAUUUACCUUGUUAUACUAUGAUGUAAAAACUCAUAUGCUCUUUCGGGUUUGUAUGUCCUGUAUGUGGCCAAUACUGUACGCCGAAAGAUUUUGUUGCUAUUUCGACAGAUUUUAUAACAGCUGUCAAAAGUAUUGCUUUUAUCUUGGUUGCCACUAAGACGUUAAUCGAAAAUCAGGACAUUAUUUUACCACUAAAACCAAACUAUGGAAGUUACCAAUGUUCGUAAACAGAUCACAUUGUUUUAAGUUGACAACACUUUUCAAACGGCACAAAUACGUUUUUUGACCACACAAACAUCUCUUAAAAUAAACAAUGCCAAAAAGGCUACAAGUCAAAUAGCGAUAAUUUCAACUGUGUGUUUAUCGCUUAAAAACGUAAAUCGAUUAUGUAAUUCGUUCAUGCCGAUUUUCUGCGAAGACUUUUGUAAAACCAGGCGAGUAAAAUUGGCUAUCUUACUUAUUAAUAAUUUACUGACUUCACUUUUUACCUUUCCAGUUAAAUUUGACCAUUUUUAGAAUGCAUGCCACUUUUUAUCCAUUCUGUUUGUCGUAUGUUAACCAGAAACAAGGCGAAACGGGUAUUAGUAGUUUAAGUACGCGAAGCCAUUUCAAACGGAAAACUGUGUAGCUUUAUGCACUAAAGGCUAUAUGGGACCCUAACCUGAUUUCCAUACAAUACUUCCUGAUGAACAAUGGCAUUAGUAUUCAGAUAGUCAUAUUGGAUAUACAUAAUAUAGAUCACAGUAACGAGCAAAUUUCUUGUGGAUCUCCGAAAGCCCGGCAGAAAUCCCUGUUUACCAUGAUGGUUUAUCAAAGUCUAGCUCUAUCCUCAAGUAUUAUCUAAAUAUUUACCUGCCAGUUAGUUUUUCAAAUACGAGAAUCCUUUAUUUCCUGUGAGCUGCUGCCGCGCUCCUUUAAAUUUUCCUGGAGAUUAAUAUAUAAAAUUUGAUUAAAACCGGCAGCCAAAGAGUACAACGAAAACACUGCUUUACAAUACUGGCACCACAAAUAUUAAUUAAUAGCCUAGACGCCUGUUUCACCAACCUUCCGUUGCUGCAUCACGCAGCUGUAAAAACUUCGGCUCACCGCUGGGUGACAUAAUGCCUCUCACAUGUGUUUUGGUUGUGGUCUACUUUAUAAUGCUGUCAACCUGACUUCAUUCAAAGAGUAUGAGCAAACUUUGAGUAAAUCCGCCGGAACCCGUCUUGUUGCUCUCGAUCCAAAAAUGGCCUGGAUAAAUGAAUUGAAUUCCAUCACCUCAUGCUGAAAACAAAAGCAUAUACCGGGUAUCUAAUGAAAAUUUUUAUUAACCGAAUAAUACGUCCAGCGUCUGUCCUAAGUGUUGGUGUCGCGUUUGGCUACUGGCGUUAUAAAAGGCAGCUUACAUGACGACGCGUGGCAUCAUACAAAAACCAUGAGGUUGAUUUUAUCCAUCACAGUUAAAUAAUUAGUCAUACAGCAGGUGGGAUAAUUCAUUAAAUGUCAACAGAAAUUACGAAAUGCGUUUUUGCAUCGAAAACUGAUCAUUAUGAGGCAUAAUUCUAUGAUAAAUCAGUCAGAGCGAUAUGUUGGCUUAAGAACAAUCUUAGUUUUAGCUGCAUGCAAAAACCAUACUCUGUAAAAAAAUGGUCGCUUAAUUUGCAUACAUUUCUUCAUCGAUUUUCGAUUCCCUUAAAAAUUCAAUUAUAGUUCAUGGAGAACAUGCAUAACAAUAUUCCUUCCUUUGCUUUUUGGGUAGCAAUUUACUUUUUUGUAUUUUAUACUCGAAGGAAGGAUAUAAUCCGGUUUUCAAAAGCAUUUUCGAAUUAUCGAAUAAUUUUUAAACCCGCCCUGACAUUACACUUGCAUUCAGGGUUACUAACCUAGAAGCUGUAUACUUUCCGCUUACAGAAAGUCACUCAUUUCUCUAAUGCACUUGGCGAAGACUAAAUAGGUUUCAUAACAUUAAACAGUCGAUAUGGGCCGCAUUGUUAACUAUACAAGUCAUGUUGCUUAAUGCAUAGACAUGACGUUUUAUGAACGCCUAUUUGGCGCUAUUUAAAAUUGCACAAUUAUAAACAUUUAAAGGCAAAUUUUACCCUUACUUCAAAUGUAAAACUAAAAAAACGAAAACUGCAACCAAAUGAGUAAACGAAUGAAUAUUUGCAUGCACGUUUGCCAUGAAAUAUACUGGAAUUGUUAAGAGAGUCAAAAAACAAUGAAAUAAAUGCAUGCUAUUUAAGGGGUCAUUUUUAAAAACUAUGCUCUUUGCAUGCAUGCGUAAAGCCAUGCGUUCAAAGCCGCCGUUUUGAUCUGACUGAUGUAUUAUAGUAUUGUGUUUCAUGAAUAUUAUUUUUAACAAAACUACUUAAUUAAUCUUUUCAAAAAAGGGCCAUUUUGUAUUUUCAGUUAAUAUUUCAUGAAUUAGCCAACCUACUUUAUAAACGAAACGUCUUUGUGUUGUGCGCAAUUUUUGCCCAUCAACGCAAAGUAGGGUUAAGUUGUUCAUCGACCAUUAUUGGCAACGUCGUCAUAAACUACCAGAAUAGAUCCGUUUUCUUCUAAAUGCUUACAUUAUUUAGUAGAACAAAAAAUGCUUAUUGAUUCACGGGUUUUAAUCUUUGUUAUGAAUGUGAUAGUAAACAUUGGGGUCCGAGUGUGAGUUUUUUGAAUUCCGCUUGGAUGUAAGUGAAAUAAAGACACCAUUAAAUAAUAAAGUUCUAAUUCUUGCUUUAUUCCAAAUUGUUGACAAGUGGGUGUCCCUAUACGAAAUUGUGUCGGCAGUUUAUCCCAGGAUAGCCUAAGGCAUACCUGUCAGCCAAGCAAUAUUCUUUCGUUCGUUUUCCUGUUUGACAUGUUAGUUUGAUACUUGAAGCCCGCGGACAUGAAGGUAAAUUAUUCCUUUAAAAAUCGUCAGUUGAAGAACUGAAAUUGUGAAUAAGUUGCGCAGCUCUAUAUAUAUGCUUCCAAGACUAUGCUUUGGGCUUGGUUCAGAAUUGGCCAUAGACAAUAAUGAUUUAGCGCGCUGAAAUACGGCCUUAGCUCUGAAAUAAUAGAGACGCCUGAAUUUACCAUGUGAAAUUUAGUUGUUGUGUGGGUGACUAUAAGCGUCUCUUGCUAAUUCGCUGGACGCACUGCCGUCACUAACCCUUGUUUAUAUGGACAAGCAAACACCUAAUUUUGCGAACCCUGGAAAAGAAAAUUCUUGUGAAAUUCACUCUUCGAAAAAGUUCUCAAAAUAUUAAGUAGUAUAGUAGUGAAACAUCUUUGGCCUAUACCGGCGCAUUUGUGAUGCCUGGAUUAUUCGGUUCUCCUGGUUUAAUUUGAAGAACUUUGUGAACUGAUGCCGAACGACUUGGGACUGGUGUUUUCGCUGUAAUUUAGUAUAAGCCAGGCCCACGGCCAAAAGUUGUGGAUAUGUAGACGUCUGAUCGAUAAACAGCUGACCUGACUUCAACCAGCUCUUUUCCUAGUUCUUUAACAUGUCAGUGAAAUUUUAAAAAGCCGCCAUGUAUCUUAGUCGAAGUCUGGAACUUUUAAUAUAAAACCAGACAAUGUUUUCGCGAUUUAUUUGUUGCAUCAGCCUGUAAAGCAGCUAGGGCCGAUCACAGAUGAACAUUUGACUUGAAUCUAUUGUAAUUACUGGGCUGUUGACUACUGUACACAAAUUAACUGAACGCGGACAGCGUCUGCACAACGUAAAAAAAAUCAUGUAAAUUAUACAAGAAACGCUUGAAGAGAAUGGUGCCUUCAGUCCUCUUGUAAAUUAAAAUUACUUGAUUAAUUACCUUCGCGCCUGCAUGAAUGGACGUAAUUAAUUGGCAGUCAACAGUUGGCUGAUUCGCGUUCUACCGUAACUUGUAGGUGUGCCCACGAUACCUCGUUUACCGGCUUCAUUUGAGUAGAUGGAGAAAUUUUGCUUCCAUAUCAUGCAGCGAAGUGUGAUUUAUAGCGUCGAAGGUUGGUCGCAUAGCAACUGACAUUCAGUAGGCCAUAUGUGUAGUUUGCACUGUCCACUGUUUACGCAGACACCUAUUUUUAAUUUCCACUGAUGCCAGCCAAAGUAUGACUUUCGAUCUAAGGCUAUUUUUACAUCUGGCGAGAAGAAAUGUCAUUAAAUGAAAUGCAUUAUCUUUAUAGUCCACUUUUUCGGAAAGAGCGCCAACGUAAAAAUUCGUUGCUUGGACAAGAUUGUGGGGACACUCGUCAUGGCUGUGAGCAGUUUGCCAUGAUAGGAGGAUUGUGGUGUCUCCCAGACAAACAGCAUAUUGGACUAGUUGUAGUAAACAUAGUACUGACAUAAAACAGUAAAAUUUUAAGUUGGCACUUGAAAUGCCUUUAGCUCCUCACCACUCUAUAUAGCAUAAAAUAAGACCAUAUUUACAGGCGACCACGACAUUGUCUGGUUUUGCGAAGCCUACGGAGCAGGAAAUUAUUAUUUUUUUAUGACUAACAGUCGACUGGAUUCGGAUGUUUAAAAAUAUGUACAUCGCGGCCAACCGACAUGUAGCGGAUUGUAGUAUGCAACGACUGGAAAAUGAGUGUUUAAAUAUGAUCCCUGGAGGAUAUUUUAGCUGCGUAUUUCUUUUAAUUCACAAGAGGUUAGUACACCGCAAAAGAACCAACCUGCCUGAACCUUAAGAAGUGCUAUUGGUGCCAUUUCAACUACUCUGUAGAUGACAACUGUACUUUAGUUAGUGCUUGACAGCGCACUUAAGCUGCUGGUCGCUACAAUUUGCAAGCUCGCGGCAAAAAGGUGAUGUGGCCAGGAUACAUAUGACGGAAUUCAGCUAACUACAGAAGAAUGUUUUUAAUCUCAAUUUUGGAAUUUUUCAAUGAUCAUUAGAUCAUGCCUAAGGGGAAGUGAAAUUGUGGAGUUUUUACACAGUUCUAAGCGGCUAUUUGCAGAUAUGCCCACAGACUAUCGCUGACGCAGUACUCGGAGGAAGAAGGCCAGUCGAAAAGUGGAUGCACCGUUUGAUAAAAUUGCAUUUUAGAAUUUGCCCCCGAGGACAUCUUCAAAACUGGCAACAGUAACAUCGUAAGCUGCACUUCUAACGGUCGUUAGCCAAUAAGCUACCAAUGCCUCAGAGCUGGAGGUGCAUGCUAACACAAACUAACAUGUCUAGUGGCUGGUGCCUCACCAUUGGACCAGGCUUUGAUCGGUCCUGAACUCUAUAGCCUCAAACAUUAAAAUGAUCUGAACGGCAUAGCGAAUUUCUGGCGUACGAUCCCUACCUGCCGUACAACAAGACAUGCUUCUGUGCCGUUCUCCUUUAGGUGGCAGCUUUUAAAGACCUCAAAUAUUUUUGUGGUUGCCCGUUUGAAGACGCUAAGAUAUGUUCGGACCGUAGAAUGCUAGUAUUGUUUAAGUCAUCGUUGAGUCUAGAAAAUCGGAUAUCAAAAUCACAUGGUUAACCGGUUGUUUAGUUUCCGAUAGAUUUUCGCCCAUAUUUUUACGCGAGGUUUCAUAUUGCCGGCUCAACAGUAUUCGCCUUCUUUGCGGACCUGCAUUUCAGUAACAGGGAGGAACUCAAUUUUUGCGUUUUCAAAUUUUUGAUGCAAAAGUCAUGGUUUAAGUUGAUCAUCUUCUUUUGUCUGGUGCGGCUCCAGCAACGAUCAGGUAAAGUGCCUUUAUGCCGUGCUAUCAGAACAACCUGUUCUGGGAUUGAUUCCUUACUAUACAGAAAUAAGCUGCUUUCUGGACUGUCUAGAACGGACCAAAUCAAGAACUGCUCCUCCCUCAUUCGCACGUCAUUUAGAAAACAGAAUUUGUAUACUUUUUGCAAUACUGACAACCCAGGUAGAAGCUAAAAGAUUAGAAACUCGUGUUUUGUCGAUCUUGUGCGCUGCCUAAUGCAGCUGCGAAGGGUUCGGGUCAUCAGCGGGUCUGGUAUAUAAACCCCAUUUUAACUCUGCCCCGUUUAGUUUCUAAGGAAGGGAAUGCGCGAUCUUGGAGUAAAUCCCUCGGAACAGGCCUUUUCAGGCAGGGUCCGAAAUUUGAUAUAAAUAUUUAGGCUGAAAUUUAUCAGCUACUGCGAAAUAACCGCGUAAUAUUCACAGACCGCCAACAGGCAGUUAUUAGUAUAGAACUAUGCAAUUAUUUAGUUUCUACGUGGUUGUCACUUAGGGGAAUAGUUACAUAAUCGUAUACAGCUGGCUAACUUUUGUCGGUUUGUGAAUAUUGCGCGGUUAUUUUUCAGUAGCUGAUGGAUUUCAGCCCAAAUAUUCAUAUUAAAAUUUUAAACCGUGUCUGAAAAAAGUCUGUUCAGAAAGGAGUUACUUUAAGGUCGAGCAUUAAUUACUUGAAAAUUAACGUGACAGCGUUUGCGGCCAGAACGUUCGUAUGGGAACAAGUGUUGCAAAUUCAAACCGGACGAAUUAUUAGCCGUGUAAAUGGUCAAAACGCAUUCUGAUUCCUUAAGGGUCGCGGAAUCCGUUGGACCUAAUCUCAAGUAGAAAUCACCAAAUAUUCGAUCAUUUACUCUCGCCAAUAAUCCGGAUGCGAUAUUCAACGAUUUGGCUAAUCGUUGCGUCCUAAUUAUUUGUCAGCAUAUGUGUGUUCACAAACCUGCCUGAACGUUUUCCUUUUACAAAUUAUAGCAAGUGUUACAGAGCAAAAAUUAAAAGGAGCUCUCUGUUCGUCACCUAUGAAACGUAGAAUUUGUGUGCAAGAAUAUCUGCGAGAUUUUGUUCUAAAAACAUUUAAGAGGGGCAUGUAGCCUAGCUAUAGAUGUUCGUCCUUUUAAUAGUAUUUUCGUCAAUUCGACUUGACAGGUACGCCAAUCCUUAUGUACUGAUUGUCUGUAGGUUAGAACCACAGUUCAAUAUAUCGCAAAUGUAUAACCCACCGGAAUAAAGUUAUCACUACGUGUUCGCAAAUAUCAGUCGUUUUCCCGACUGAACAUUUAACACACUGGAAAGUGAUUUUGUAAGCACGACAGUUUUCUAACAAACAGUCCUUUCAACCUAUGAUAUAAUAAAGGUUUAUACAUCGGAUGCGCAAACGGCUACUGUUUAGAGACAUUAAAGGUACUUGUCGAAAUUAUUAAUGCCUGGGUUUUCUUAUCGUGGUAGUAACGAUCGCGUAGAGGUGACCGUGAACUGUUAAUGAUUCGUGUAACGAAGUUCACUUUUUCAGAUAAAGAAUCAGGACAAUUAGUUAUCUGAAUAAAACAUGUUAGUUAAAAAUCAAUUCAAUCGGCAACUUUAAUUCCGCAUGAUCACUCCCGUCCGUGUCAUAAGCAGCUGCUUUGUCUAGGCACCCUUGAAAAAGUGUCUUUCCAUUGCGAUUCUUUUUGGAUUGAGCUGUUAAAACAGUGAUACUAAUUGGUAAGUCCCUGAAAUGCCACACCAACAUUUAAAUUCAGCUGAAACUGUUGGAUAAUAAGAACCUAUCAAUCAUUAUUAAUUUUUUAUUAGCAGAAAAUCUAUAAUUUUUGGAUUCGUAAUUUUUUUAAGUAGACGCUCCCAUCUGUUUUAUACGUUUCGGGACUCAUAAUUUUUUCGAAAACCUUCUCCUGAGGAAACUUUAGUAGAUAUUUUUUUCGAUUUUUUCUUUGUCCCGCAAGUCUGAUUAGUUGUCCAGAAACUCAAGACUGCCGUGGGCGGCACACAGCAUGCACACAAAUUUGUGUUCUACAACCGGAAGGUUUUAUGCCUCUAAAUGAAAUUGAAUGCUUGCUUACGUUUGGCUGCAUAAUACAAAUGCUAAAAACAGCUCUCGCACAAUUAUAGACCUCUUUUUUCAGGAUAUAAUUGCACACCACAUCAGUUAUUCAUAUAAUUGCAUGUUAGCAUUAUUUUCAUGUGCUGAAAACAUUUGCAUUAAAAUGUUUCCCAGACAAAAACGGUUUUCUAAGGCAUACAAACGACAGGGUGGGACCAGUGCUUGAGUGAACACGCGUUUCUGCCCUGUAAAAGAAAAUAAUUUAAGGUGGAGCCUGUCCAACAUUGCAGAAUGAGUCGGAAACAAUUUAAGGGUGUGUCUUUCUGCUUACGCCUAGAGGAACUUUCGUUUUUACGGUUUGUUAGCAGGUAAGGUAGGGGACUCAACGCGUAUUUUUUUCUAUCAGUGAGUUAUCACCAGUGAAUAGUAGGUCUUGCAGUGGGUUAUUUUCGGUAACGACAGCUGAAAUGUACCUUUAUCUGCGAUGACUGUCAGUGAUGAUAACCACGCAGAAAUAUUAAACGUCAAGCUCGGCAAACGUACACUUUUGAGUAUUCAUCAUCAGGUCUGUACAGAAGUAUAAGCGAGGGCAAAUAGCAAAAGUAAAUAUCCAAUGAAAGUAAGUGUGGGGAAAAGCGUUGAGGGGCGUUCAUAAAGAUUUUAAAUGUGCCCAACAAACUGCACGGCAACAUUCUGUUUCAAAUCGACCUAAGCCCCUCUGCCAGUCAGUUAGCAAUUGCAUAAUACUGGGAAUAACCCAUGUCCAAUAUCGAUCGCAUCGAAAGGUCUGGUUAAUGGAACUUUCACAAACCGUAUAUUCUGUCGCCUAUUCCCCCUGUGAGUUCAAGCGCUUUGAAGUUUUGUUCAUUACAAAAACCUUGUUCUUUCAAUUUCCGAAGAAAUCUCGUAAUUUGGGCAUUUAUACCAUGUGUUUGGUCCUUAUUUUCCCUCUCUAUUUCUUUUAUUUCCUUUUCGGAAUAGAAACACUUCCGUUCAUUACAACAAGACCGGAAAGCUUGCUUGGUUUUUGGUGCGCGUUUCCUUGUUUUUACGUAAUUCACUGACUUCCUCGAGAUGUUCUUUCGUGAUGUGCUUGACUCUGUGGUGAUUUUGCCCUAGGGUGUUCGUAUCGACUAUUCAGGAGGGUUGAUUUGAACUACCCCGUUUCCUCCGGCGUCGUAGAUACUAGGCCAUACGUCUAAUUUAUUAAGUUUCCUAGAUAAAAUUCUGUUUGGUCUUUGAUUGUGAAAAAAUACUUAUGGCAUCAGUGGGUUUCCUGUGUGAAGUAGUCUUUGGUUAAUCUCUUCUCAAAUGAAAACCGGCGUUCUCCGUCUACAUGAUAAUUGAUGUUAGAAAAGACACUCAAGCAUGUUCCUUGGCAAGGCGCUCAAAGGACAUCUUUUCCUCUAGUUAUGACGUCACAACUUUAGGCCAUGUUAUAAUGACGUAUGUCAAACUGCCGAAUCACCAUAUAUUCACCAGUUAAUUGUUGCCUGUGCUGAAAAUCCGCCUCCAGCGAGACAUCGUACCAAGAGUUAAAACUGUCCGUUAUUUGUUAAUCGUAAUUAUCAGCAUACCUAAAUAUUAAAAUGAAGAUCUGAAAUGUGGUUUUCGGCUGAAUUUCAGGACAAAAAAAUUAGGGGUAACAAGUGAAUGUUGAUGUUCAUUUAAUUUAUUUUAAAUUUAUGACCCCCGAUACCUUAAAAACGUGUAUUACCAUACAUGCUGAACGUCAAGUUGUAUCCGCAUCCGGAAAGGUAUCACAGCUUGCGCCGAAAUAUUCAAGAGAUUUAUACAGCGGUUUUGAAAAUUUGAAACUGUGGGUUAUGUCGAGAUCGUGAAGUAUCCAUUUAAGUAGCAUCGUGUCUGUCCGUUUAAUACGACUGCUCACGAAUGGCGCUACAUGGUCUAUAUUUUAUAUAAUAUUAUAUGCGGAAAAUAAGGUACUUUCUCUAUGGCUUAGAAGAAUAAAGGAUUUUUCUUACCUGGCCUGUGCACAGCACAAGGACACUGAAUCCUUAACGCUAAUGUGACGGCACGUAAGGUUCAAAUUUACUCCGAAGUUUAUACAAUUUUUGGAAACCGGUACAUACCCUUUCUACUGGCGUAGUGUGUAACGAUGUGGCUUUCCACCACCUACGUAGAGGAAAGUUAAUUUUUAAGCAUUCAUUCGGUAAAAUACGCUUGAAUUCAUACGAAAAUUGAGGGUAGAUGUCAGCAGUGUAUGCUUAAUAAGUAUUCCGUCUUCCCGUCUGCGUUGUAUAAGCUUUGCCGAGAAAUGUGCAUUCAAAAGUCGGCACUCUGCUGUGCUGAAAUUUCUUUAAAAGCAGCCGCAAGAUGACUAGCUAGUCUUCCAACUCGAAAGCGUAUCCCAAAAAUGUUUCAUUCCUAUAGCAUCUGAUAAAUAAAUGAAUAUGAAUGGAUGCGCACUGUCUUCUCUGCAUAUAUUUGUAGUCGCUAUGUGAUUGCCGUCAGGACCCUGGAUUGAGUUCAAAGGUCCAAAGGAACCUGUACAUCAUGUAGCCUGAUCAGCAUUCUCGCCGCCAAUCAAGUUCUUAAUGAUCGUCAAUUUGUCAUCGAUAUUGGCAGUUUGUGCGAACAUUACUCCCUCCUAAAGCCUAACCUUUCUGGUGUCGUGAGCACAUCUCACGCACAAGUCCCUGUCGUGUCGAAUACAUCCCCUCUGACCAAUUCUAACCACGAAUACGUCUGCAGGCGGUCGUUUCAUUUAUUACCGAUCUGAGGACUCCAGAGUAUCAUAGUUUAUGCAGAUCGCAACUAAUGCCCUCGUCAGUUUUCAUGAGGAUUUUGACCUUAAUAAGGCCAAAGUUGUAAUCUUAUCUGGCCGACUGAGCUGCGACCUAAGUAUCUACGCAAAUUCCGAGUCAGAACAAACUCCCUUCCGUCAUUAGACAUCACACUUUUCUCUUCUACACAAGCAGGAAUUUAAUAAUUUAGGAGGAUGUUAAAUACUGGGUUGCGAACCCUGAAACGCUCUUUGCCAGGUCUUUGAGUUUGCCUAUCCGUUUCAACGGCUUUGACUGUUUACUUUGUCGUUAAAAUUAAUGGAUGUUCAAACCCUUGGAGCAGAGACUGCGUAUAAACCAUUUUUCUAAUUUAGUCGUUAUAGUUUUUUUUGAAUCUGGUAGUCGUUUUGACUGAGCUGCUCCAGUCUAUUUACGCAAGUAUGGAAAUGUGCUCAUGCGUUUUUUCGCUCCUCUUGCUACACAUUCACUCCUACAGAUGAAAAAGAUAACGGCAUGGGCUCACUGUUUUGUAUUUCUGAAUUAUGGGUAUGUUUUGGAGAUCUUAUCGCUGUAGGUUUGAUUAAGUAUUGCAGUUUUAUGACAAAGUACUGUUGUUAAAUUUAGGAAGAUACGUUGGUUUAAUUCAGGACUUUAAGGGAACAAUAGACUAACGCCCUAUUCGUGACUAUAUCUAAGAACUCCGGUUUUUUAUGCAUGAACCUGGCUGAGGUAAAAACCAAGGGGUUUGCCCGCUGAGAUACAAUUUACUUUUAAGGGUAAUAUAAAGGGACGAUUGUCUGUUAAACCAACGCCGAAAUUUUGCCCUGCUUAUUUUCCUACAUUUCGUAAAGAAAUGUUAGAUUUUAAACUACAUAUGCAUAUGUGUAUACGAGAAAGCGACGACGUAGAUGAGCGUAGAAUGUUACAGCUCUCUCACUCUCUCAGCUUUAUUCACACUUCACUCGCCGGUCAACCAUCUGGGACCAACCGUUCGACCGUCGUGUCCGUCGAUGUCUACCGUGUGCCCCGCACGAUGCUGAAACAGGCACGGCGAGUUGCGAGUGAAGUAUUAUAUAGUGAGGAUGGACUUGCGUUGCAUCUACUACACCCGCACUUCCUCACUUGGAACCGGUGUCAAGAAGUCCGGGGGUGGGGCAGGCCGUGGGUGGAUGGCGCUGCCGGACCCACGACUAGGCGGGCCCACAACAAGCACCCGACCAGAAUUUUACACCAACAACAACAGCACUACAACGGAUUAGAAAGACGACGAGGAUGACUAGGCAACCAUGAGCACGAACUGCGUAGCCGGCAGGAACGCAAGAGCAUCUAUCCGCAGGAACUGCGAGGCAUAUCAGAUGCUUGCACUCCUCGAGGUCCAUUCAGCUGGGAUUACAAACACACAAACAUGGCACUCACCCAAAAAAACUAACCCAGAACGACGUUUAUCAGAUUAGUUCUUAACAUUACGUCCGUCUAAAGCGUACUAGUGCACUAUCGCAAAGCAUUAUCUGUCGAUGCGUGUUGAGUUUUUAUCCACACAGCAGUUAAAAAGCAAUUUUAAUCGAUUAGCGUAACUGAGUGUUUGUCAGAGUAGAAUAAAAUUAAAACGUUUUAAAUUGGUCUUCACUUUGUAACUCAGGAGAUGUCCUCAAGUCAAGUGUUAUUCUCAAAAGACGCAAGGGGGGAGGAAACUGCAUCCCGAGCUUUUUAUUUUCCUUCGUCGCAGUUUUUUCAGUGAAUACAUCUGCGCAUUUAAAAGCGCACAGGCCGAAACAAUAGCAGGCUGAAAUGCGCAAUUCAAUUUCUCGAGAUAAAACCAACUUUGGCCUUUAUUUUAGUUGGACACCCCAUAAACAACCUAGUAAUUCGCUGAUAAGACAUAGAUGGGAAAUGCAAGCAUCUAUUUUGCAAUGGAACCUGAUCUGUUAUUCGAAAGCGUGUACGUCUACGUGAGAUCGAGCCCUUCCGAAGUGAGGGCCAUUGGAAUGCUUAUUUCCGGUUUGUUGAGCAGCAUCAGUCAUUAAUAACUUACCGCAAAUUUUGGCCACCUAGGUUUUGAACUCGCCACGUUUUGCUUAUUUGUUAUAACGCUUUCCGUCGAGCUGCGGUCACACAUUGACUAUUGAUUCCGAUCCGGUACAUAAAUUAUCGUAUGAAGAGCAUUUACGGAGCACCAAUGCUAAACUCGACGAGCGGAUCAAGCAACCCAUUCAGUUUGCACUUUUCCAAUGAUGAGCUAUUGCCUAUGACUUUAGUGCUCACACAGCCACCGAUGUGGCGCACACUGUAGUCUCAUUUAAUUUGGGGUCAGUACGCCUUAGUGUUUGAUACUUGGGUAAAAUUUAUUGCAUAUUUGUUUAUUGACUUACCGUGAGUGACCAAUCCUAUAAAAUGUUGGUCAUAAUUUUGAAAUGUGUUUUUGAUUAGCAAGGAUUGCUUAAACGCGGUUCUAGUACUAAUUGUCUUACGACAUAAUCCUAUAAUAUUUCGGACUCGUUAGGAUGUUACCUUUUGAAUACACCGCUUUUCAAUCUCCUGUAAAUACCGCGAUCUGUAAAAAUGACUACUUAUAUAGCAUGCAUUUUUCACACUGAUUUUCGAUGAUCUCGCACAUUUAGGUAUACUUAAUAGAAAGCACGAUCAAAAAUAUCCUUUAUUUCAGUCUUUUGACAGUGAAUCACAUAAUCUUUAAUAUUUGUACUCGAAGAAGGCGUAUAAUUAAGUUUUAAAAACGUUUUCUAAUCCCUAAAAAAUUUGGAGCCUAAUCAGCCUUUGCAUUAGCACCUACUGAUUUCAGUCUGCAAGGUGCAUUCGUUCUGCGUUAAGAAAAUCACACAUUAAUCUAUGCUUUUAAAAAGACACCAUAUGGAGUCCAUACAAUUUUGCAAUCGAUGCCGCCCAUUUUGUACAUUUACGAGAGACAUAAUGCUGAAUGAAUAGACAUAACACGGUCUUUAAAUAUCAUAAUAAAAAAACUUUUUUAAAAAUCUAAUUAUACACUCUCUUAGAGUAUAAAAUAUAAAGAUAACACGAUUCUCUAUCAAAAGGCUGUAAGAAUGCAUAUUUCCGUUUGUGCUUUUUAUAAAAUAUAUUUGGAUUUGUGAGACCAUAGAAAAUCAAUGUAAAAAUGCAUGCUACAUACGUAGCCAUUUUUAUACCGAUUACGGUUUCUACAGGACAUUGAAAAGCAGUGCAUUAAAAAGCUAUCAUCGUAUUGAGUUCGAAAUAUUAUAGGCUUAUGUCGUUAGUUAAUUAUUAUUACAACCGCGCUUAAUUACUCCUUCCUAAUCAAAAAAGCGGUUCACAAUCUUGAGUAGUGUUUCAUGAGAUCGUUAACGCACUGUAAUUUUCCAGUCAGAGGUCCAGACAUCUUUUUGCCGAUCAUAUGAGGCUGCAUGAUGCAACUGCUAGAGUGGCGCUGAAAUCUUCCAGCCUCAGCCGGAUAAUCCAGUUGUACUUGCAAUCUCCCAAGGGAAAGUCAGUAGUAUAUGAAUGCCUUUUUUGCGAUACAACUCAUCUGUUAAAAAGUCAGUUACAUGUGUUUCUUUGUAAACGUGGUAUAUAAAAUAAGGUCAUUCAGGACUUUUAGACUGCAAAAUAGAUUGAGAUUUCUGGAAGCCACAGGUUCACUAGUGCUGCGGCAGGCGUAGGCCGCCUGAAUUUGCUUUUAAAAUAGGAAAUAUCCAUAUUUGGCCUAUAAGUUUUGGUAAAAUGUUUUGCAUUUUCUUCUACAAAUAUAAGGCCACAUUUUAGGUAACAGUGGGUUGUGCAAAAAUAAAUGAGAAAGUGCAUUUAAUCACAAAUGGUGACAAUGAUAGAGCCGAAAACAAUGGUUGGUGCCUGACCGUGAUACACGUGAAUGUACGCAUAUAUAUAUAUAUACAUAUAUAUAUAUAUAUGCGUAUUUUUGAUUCUGUUGCCCAACUCACAGUAAAAAUGCAAAUAUGAUAGCUCUCAGCUGGCACAGACGCAAUACAUGUUGGCUAUGCCAUCCGGUUUUUCGAAGUCGCGAAGCUCACAACCUUUCGAGAUUUAGUAAUGUUCCCCAAGAGGAAAUGAUCGCAGCCACAUCCAUUUUUGGCAGUCUUCUCAGCAACCGCUGAUGACCUAAAGGGCGUCACAAUAAAUACAUUACACUGGAUAAACUAUGAAAAAAACGAUAAUCUCGGUGGAUCUAGACUAUCUAACUGCAUUCGCAAGGAUAACAUAUAACCAGAGUUUUUAGCACUGUUCUACCUAGGGUAAUAUGAUUUGUUGCAGCAAUAAGGCCAACCUACUUCGUCAGCGUACCGUAAAAUUUGAAAUUAAGUGUUUUUGAUACAGAGAAGCGACCGUCCGAAUAACUGCCACACAUAUGCCACAUUAGCUUUCUGACAGACCCUUUAAAAUGAGCUGACUUCCGAUAGCUCAUAUUUAUGCUCAAAUCACGCAGAAGCCGCCAUGUUUUUUAAUGUUGACUGCAAGUAUAUAUUUAAUUAUUGCAGGCCACAAGUUUUUCAUUAUUCAAGCAGUACGAUUUUUAAAUUUCUAUUAAAAGCAAAUACUUAAAGUGGAUUUUUUCGUUUUUCCAUCUAAUGAAAAGGCCGGGCUAUAAAUGUACACUAUUUGCGGAAAGGAAAAUGAACAACGCUCAAAUCUGCCCAACAUCUAAGAGAUUGGCUCCAAAAAUGUUCAAUUUUGCUUUGCGUGAUCUCUUUGCUCAGUUAGGGGCUUCCGAACUUUUAUUUCUGCUUAUGCAUGCCAAAUGUUCACACCGGAGGACUAAGAGUGUAGCACGCAGUCUGCUCUCGUGCCAAUACGUUAUCAAGCUGGAUCUACGAGUAGAGUGUUUUCACAGGUUAAAAACGCAUUUAACCUAUCCAAAAAGAUAAGGUGAUUCAAACGGCGAUGACUUUCGACGCAAAAAAUAACACGCAUUAUCAUUGUGCAGACCCCUUGUAACCGAAAAUGUAACGCGGUUUAUGCAUCUAUUUACACGUUUGCGCGCAUAUAGGCAUAUUUUGCUAUAAGGCACUUUCCCGUAAACAACGGACUUUGAUGAGGGGAUUUGCAGAAUUUUUUUUCAAAAACGUCACAUGUCCUUUAAAUUCCAAUCCAUCAAACUUUUCAUGCAAAUCAGACAUCUGCAUUUUGAUGCAGGUCAUAUUUUUACUUUGAAAUCACCUUGCGUUGAACCCAUGGCAAUUUAUGUGCAAAAAGUUAGAGGUCUUUUCUCGAACGGGGAGCAGGAUAGAGUUUUAUACUUUAUUUUUAUACAGAUGGAUCGCGGGAACUCAUAAGUACGUUUACUGAAUGCAAGAGUUUUCUCAGUACUGCAGUCUCAAGCAAGGAUAUUUAUCACUCCAGUGCGAUCGUAGAUUAUAAACGACCGCAGAAACGAGUUUUUAAUAGAAAAACCCAUCGAACUCCCCUGAAUACCGUUUCGGACACGAGAGAAUAUUGAUUUUUGAACGCACUUCUCUUCGUCAACCUGCAAAACCCGCACUCGCUAAAAUGGCUGCUCAUCUGGUAUUUACAAUGAUUUCCGAUGUCCUUAAUUUGCAAUACGCAAUCAAAAUAUUAUUGUACUUAUUGAGUAAAAUCUCACUUUCUGAAAGGGUUAAUAAAGGUUUUUUAUUAUCCGAUUCCUGUGGCCCAAAAAUGUUAUUUUAAUGUCAUUGCGCAUGACGGUUCAUUAAUAUUCUCUCUAGGUAUACAAAGUAGUUCACAUUUUUCGUCUCCUCUAAAGGUCUAUACUGUGCAUGAUUCUUGAGCUAAAGAUAUACAGCUUGUGGUCUUUAAAGACAUGUAAGGCUCACAGUUAUUCGGGUAACGAAAAAAUUUUUUUAAAUCCCGAAGAUUCUAAUAUCCGUGACAAUUUUUGAAUACGUGACUCCCUACUAAUUGUGAAGAAGAAAGGAUAUACUGUGCAUGUUUCGAUAAGCGAUUUCCUGGUUAACAAAAGUGGUGAAAACAGUAAACAAUUUGGCACGAUUUUAGUAACAAUUAUAGCGUGUGUUGAUUAUGCAGGCUUUGAAAAAUAUCCGCACUCGAAAACCCUCACCGCGGCAAGUCUGAAACAUUUCAACACAUUAGUCAAUACUAAACUUUUUUCUUAGGUUAUUCAUCCUAAAUGAAAGCGUAUUCUAGAAUUUCAUGAAAUCGGCCACUGAGUGCAUAUUUUUGCUCAACUUUUGUAUGCGAAAAACAUCCGGCAGACACAGAUUCGUCUCUUGGUAAAGUCCAACCAAUCUAAAUGAUCAACACAAGCCCAUGCCUUUACUCAUGUCCGUUAGCUCAUUGGGUUGUGCUUUCUACUUUAAUUCCAGACAGUUGGUGAUUCACUUGCGAUUGUUUUCGUCAACAUCAUUUGCCUUAAUCCAAAAACACUCUGCCGGAUGUUAUUAUGCAACAUUUAAUUACAUACUGUGUCCAUGAGCUCUCUUUUCUUGCAAACAUGCCUCAACACAAAUGUUAAAAUGGAUGGCUAUGGUUACUUUUAGAAUACGCAAAUAUGCGGACACAAGUUGAAACGAGCUUCAAAAGAGCCAAAUGUUCAUUGUUUUUGCUAGGGUAUAAUAUACAAAUGACUAGGAUGGGGCAUAAUUAAUUGUUUUUCAUGUCCGAAAGUCAUUUCGCUGUGAUGUUAUUAUAAUACUAAGUAUUUGGUUUGUUAUUUACAUCCCCACAAUGCGUCUGCCCAAUAAAACCUAUGGGGUACUGUUCUGUGUCCAGUAUUGCGUUUAAGUUUGGAAAAUUCUAGGUUUGGCUCGAGGGAACCUACUUUCUGGACGCUGUAAAUUUUAGAUGCGCGUUGAGUACCGGACGGAUAAUUGUAUAACGAUAAGGUGCAUUCAAAUUGGGGAUGGCUAAAUAUCAAUUCCCGGUGGAUUCACUACCAGUUUGUUGUUUUUUUCUUCGUCCAUACAAAUUUACAGAGUUAUUGAGGUUCAGUAGGACAAUAUGCAGGAGCUUUGUAGCGUUUUUUGUAUCUUUGGUGUAUUUGUAUGUUGGACGUGCUAGGACGGUUCCCUGUUUGCUUCAUUUUUAAUGUAGAAAAUUAGAAAAUCAGAAAUUUUAUUACAUAUCUAUCUAACUAAACAAUGGAACUUUGGCCGUAAAGGAUGGAAACGUAAAACAUGUAUCCGAACUAUUAUAAAGUUAUUAUCAAUGUUUUUUUGGCUUCGACCAGACCACACCAUUUGUGCAGCCUAAACCAUAAAGGCAUAUUUUAGCCCCUAUACAGAAAUCUGUAAGUUACUAGGUGUUGUAAGAGACUGUAACAUGUUCUGCAUCGCUCAGCAGCGCUUGCUUCGCAGCAUAUGUUUUAAAAAUCUGGAUGAAACAUAAGACGAGAAAAUUCAGAAAGCAGAUAUCAUUAUGGUUUUUUUCUACAAACAAGUCAUCGUAGUGGCGAUCAAAAUUUUGAACUGGGUUUUUCAAUAAUACUUGUAUUCUGACACAAAUUCUGUUAACUGCUUCCAAAGAAACAUUUCGAAACGAUGUACGUUAUGUAGUUUUUUCUAUGGCAACGACUUAUUUAUUUAAAAAGUGGAACCGUGUUUACGUUGUUUGCUAGUAAAAGGAAGGCACAGAUUGCCGCUUGUUUACUUUCUUCUCUUUGAUAAAUAUACAUAAUCUUUAUUUGCUCACUUGUCAUGGGUGCUUUGUCUAAUCAGUAAAACGCUCUUAAAGAAUGGUUGAGUCUGAUCCAGGGACAAAGCAUAUAAAAAACUUUAACAAGCUCGUAUAAAACCUUUAUGAAAGGAACAUCUGUGCCUGGUAAAUUCAACGGAAUUCAUAUGCGACAGUCGGCAAAAUAAAUAGAACCGUCUAUGAUCAAUUUUUCGUAUGCACAAUAAGACUGACUUUUUACACCAUAAUAUCUGUGUGUAAACUAUUAUAAAGCAUUUGACAAGUAAAACUGAGAUUAGACUUGCGGCUUCUGAUAAACCGGGAUUUAUCAUACUAUGGCAUCUAAUUCACGUAGAUUUUGAGCUUUCCCUAGCGUCUAAACGAAUAUUUUAUUUGUAGCUAAAUUAAAGAAAGUUUGCCAAACGGCUUAGUUUGCAAAGACAAAACGACAAUUUUAUUUUCGUUUAUCGUGCAGCAUGCAGACCAGCAAAAUAGAACGAUUAAUUUCUUGCCAUUUUUAUCUUUCUUUCAAUAACAUGUGCAUUUUAAAUCCUGUUUUAUUCCCUGAAUUAUUCAAAAUCUGCCAAAACAUCAAUGGAUUACGCGGGCCUGGUAGUCAUCUGGUGGAUUCUAGGUGAAUUACUUAGGAAAUCCUGCUUGGGCAGUCAACUUGCUGUAUCAGAUUUGGUGGAUUCCAGACGUUGCAGUAGGUUGGGCGGGUAAACUUGACCCUAAUGUGAUUAAACUCGUGACGUCCGGCGGGGCCUCGUAGCUCAGGUGGUUAGAACGUUGGCUGUACUAAAGCCUUCUCCUUACUGCGUGGGUUCGAAUCCCACCGAGGCGCUGAGUUUUUCACAGUUGGGUCAAUAUAAAAAUCCGCCAAAACUUCAUUGUAUGACAUCGAAGUCACAUAGAUUUUGAGCUUUCCCUGGCGUCUAAACAAAUAUUUUAUUUGCAGCUAAAUUAACGAAAGUUUGCCAAACGGCUUAGUUUGCAAAGACCAAACGACAAUUUUAUUUUCGUUUAUCGUGCAGCAUGCACACCAGAAAAAUAGAACGAUUAACUUUCCUGCCAUGUCUAUCUUUUUUCAAUAACAUGUGCAUUUUAAAUCCUGUUUUGUCCUCUGCUAAUGAUGUAAAGGGUAGUUUGCAGGGUACGUCGUCUGAUUUUUAAUAGCCAGCAUGCCCAAAUUGUUUCAACGAAGUUUUCGAUCAAGUUUUGUUUUUGUUGCGACAAAGUUUACGCAUAAAUUUGCGCACACUUAGUGUCGAGUCAGUUCAAUUUCUAAGACUUCGCCUAAAUAAGUGCAGAUUUAGAACCGUUUGCUUUAAAAUUCAAACUUGUCGUUGAAUGCCGAAAUGAUGCCAAAUACGCUUCUGAAUAAAAACGAUUUUUAUCCCAAAAUUUCGGUCUACGCCUGAUCGUUUGACAGUGCUAGAUCAUUAUCAUGCCUCGCCAUUUGCGCAUUAUGUCCGGAUUAAAACCAUCUGCAACAUUUUGUUUGAAAGCAGAUAUUAUUUUUCUUUUUGACAUGGGGCUUGAUGUCCUAGAGUAAUGGCAAAUUUUCAACCCCUAAUUAAGUUAAAUGAGCCCACCUUAUAUGCUCAAAAUGGCGUUUUGUUUCCAAGUAGAUUAUGCGUAAACGUAACUGCCCCCGAUAGCUAAUGUAGUUAUAAUUUGUCAGAUUUACAAAAAACCGAUAUUCGCAAUUGUCUCGUAAAUAGCACUAAAUAAAAUAAUUAAUUUGAUACACAAGAGUUUUAUCUGGACCGAUCGUUAAUCAACGACCGUCGUAAAUAAUGGAAGCCCAUUAAACUUUUCCGUAGGACAUGUAGUUGUUUUAUCCUUUUGGUGCUAUUACAUAAUUAAUAAAGGUUAACUUAUUUCAGGACUGCACUGUUCCGGGAACAACGAGCACAGGUACAUACAGUUGUCUCCUGGGGAAGUUUCAGCUGCGACGACAAAUCGGCUCCUACCUGGUGGGCACUUAUAUCCCAGCCUUCCUGAUCGUAAUCGUUUCGUGGCUGACAUUCUGGGUCAACACUGACGCCAUACCUGCAAGAGUUACGCUUGGCCUUCUAACGCUCAUCUCCCUCCUCACAAAGGUUGGUCAUUGUACAAAAGUUGCAUGCAUUUUCUCGGACUUUCCGGCCUACGACAGGGGUCUGUCUAGUGCUGUUCUUUCCGUUUUUAAGAUUUUUGGGGUAGAUCAUUUGUAGUAGUGUAUAGAAUACUGCCUCUAUGUCAUUACUACCGAGGUGCGGGGCCCAAAACCCUGAACACAAAUGAAUUGGCCAGGUGCGUCCGUAGCGUGUACUAUUGCAAAAAUUCGUUUUGAUCAGCAGGCCUUCUCUUGUUUUCAAACCUACGUGUUAGGCAAAUACGAAGAAGCAACUGUCCAUACUGUCUGAAACCCCAAAAAACCACGAACAAUCUUUGCAGGUAUUGCUUAUCAAAACCCGAUUUCUUCGGAAGGCCUCUUCAAGCUUAUUUUGAAAUGUCGCUGCAUUAUUGCUGCUACCAUUUCUUUAAUUUGCGGACUAGAUGGUCCUCAUCGCUACAAAAACCUAUUUUUAGGUAUUUUAGGAGCUCUCCAUAAGUUAAUAAUCAGCUUAAAAUAUUGCUUCAAAUGACGGACACUUUAUUUUAAACUACUGCGUUAGCGUAGGUACUACGCCUUAAAUAAAAUGCACAAACGGUCACGGGAAGACUGUCGGUAGUUGCAUGACCAGAUCUCCCCGAUGACCUUUGUUAUUGAUAGAUUCAGAAAGCAGAGGAAAUUUUUUCAACAAACUUUUCUCAGAGAAUCAUUUAACUUAUCUACCACGCGCCUUGCUUCAUUAAAAGGACUGUGUCAUAACGACCGAAAUCGUUUUACGUACGUUUAGAAAAUGCUUAUUAACAGGUCCAAAAAUUCAAAUCCUCGUUUAAUGGUGCGACCGUUCGCAGUUACUUACGGAAUAUUUGCCUAUGUCUGAAGAACACUAAUUUGCCAAAAUAGGCAAUCAUUCUUUUUGGAAAAGAAGUAUUUUUUUCCUAUCUUUACGCUAAGGCAUUUUAUAAGAAAAUUACUGACUUUGAAAUCAGAAUUUCAGAGGUAAAUGCAUGAUGUGUUUAUACAGAUUUCUCGUGACUGAUUUGCGUGGUUAGAUCAUGCAUUUAAUAGAAUCUCCUUUAGAUUUAUAAACUUUGUAUGUAAGGCACGGAGAGGGAGACACAAUCUAAAAAGUUAGAAGCAAACACAUUGUUCGGCCAUAAGGUAGCAGUAAUUUCCAUGUAUAAUUGAACUUUUUCUUCCUAUAAAGGACAGUUUAUUCACAAUACUAUAAGAUAAUACAAAAAGGCGAAGCGUUCAAGGUGUUUUGAACUGGCCAUCUGUAUUUUGGUUAUCAACUGUCUAGAAUAACAUCACCGUUUUCUUAAAAAUGACUCUACUUAUUAUCCUCAAAUUAGAAGAACUUGGCUUGGGUAAUUUUGUAAUUAAAAUUAGACUUUAGAAAACUCGGCACUAAAGGGUUACUUAGGCGAAAGAACCUGGUCUCACCCUUGGUUAGUGCAAACUCUCUUGCUCACAUAUUUAACAUCCAACCUAAAAUUAGAUGGUAAAAAUCUGUAAUUUGUCUGGCGAUAUAACAGUGGUGUCUGUACAAGCUUUUUUAUUCUACAGUCUUUCACCACAGGUCUUACGUUUUUCGUAACACCUUCUAAUGACAUAUUGGCGCAUUUAUUAAAUGCUAACUAUACACUUGUUUUAGUAGCAGAAGCAGAUAAUUCUUUUGCUCUUAUGUUUUGCUUUCCCCGGAUGCUUUUACUGUUUAAAUAAAGCUCCACGCGUUAUCAGCUCAGUACCUAGAAGCUCAAUGUAGAUUUAACGCCCUGCCCAGUUGACGUGCUCUAUCUGGUGUGGCAAGGUCAUUUACUUCCAUUUAGCAUACGCCCAGUGACGUUGCGUCAUGCGACAGCAACCGCGUGAAUGAUUUAUUUUAAUCAGAGAAGACAUGCGCGCGAAACUGACUUCCGGCCCUUCCUCGUCAGGACGCUUGUAAUGUUGAAAAUGUGCGCUGAUUUGUUAGCAGCUGACAUAGCGUUCGAUUCGGCUGCAUGUAAGCGAACGGAUUUAUGCAUUACGGGAUCAGCAUUCUUUACUGUUUACACACAUUUCAUCAGAGUGUGGUUUACACUCACAAAAAGGUAAACUCCAAUUAACACCGGCUCGUUAUGCGAAAUGCUGUUGUUAUUUUUCAAAGACCAUACUUCCCUACGAAUUAUUCAUUAGUCAAUACACUGAACUAGAGGCCGCGAACAUAAGUGUCAGGGAAAAAUAAAGGAGCGAUGCUAAAUGUCAACUCACAGACAUAUCCGAUUGGCCGGCAUAAAAGUAAAAUAUUGAUUUGUAGGCACGUUCGCAUUUUUGGCUGUUAUUUCCCAUUUGAUAAACGUCUGAUGACGAUUUGUGGAACCGGUGUCAAACAUUUAGGGAAUAAAGUUUGCCAUAUUUCCCUAAGGGACAGUGAAAAUAUCCGGUCUUAUUUCAUACUCCUAGUGAAACCACAACCCCAGGUUGCAGGAUCGAGAUUCGACUCCAGGCCAUUUAAUUAUGCAGCAGCGCCGUAAAAACGAGAACAGUAGGUGGGCUUACACAUGAAAUGUCAAUCAAAAAUUCCUAAAUGUAUUUUCUUUUCGAAAGGAUUAAUUAAAUAGGGUUGUAAAACUAGUCAACCUGCAACAAAAAUCUGUAAUAUUUCGGUGAUCUCAGGAUGCCGGCUUUCGAACAACCUCUCUUCUGGCUGCACGUAAAGACAGCACUCCGUAAAAAACGACUACUUAAGUAGCACCAAUUUUUCUAACUGAAUUUCAAUGCUCUUGAAAAAUUUAAUUGUAUUUCAUGGAAAAAAUGCAUUAAACUAUUUGUUUUCCCAUUCAACUGGUAACAAAUUACGUCGUUUUUUCAAUGUUAUACUCGAAAGAAGGAUAUAAAUCUAUUUUAAAAACCGUUUCCAAUUCCCGAAUAAUUUUGAAAGCGCUCUCCAGUUACGCUUGGAUUCAGAGUCUCUACACCACAAGCCGUAUAUUUUCCACGUACAGAAAACCACACUUUUCUCUACGGCAAUAAAGGGGAACUAUAUAGAGUUCAUAAAAUGUAGCAGUGGAUUUGAUCCAUAUUGUAAACUUUACGAGCCACAUUGGUAAAUGCAGAAACAUGCCGUUUUAUGGACGGCCGUUUCACGCUAUUUAAAUGUUUCACUAUUAGGAACUUUUUUAAAACCGAAUUAUGUUCCUUCGUCGAGUAUAAAAUUAGAAGAAGACGUAAGUUAUUACCGAACGAGGAAACGAAUGAAUAUGUUUACGCAUGUUUUCCAUGAAAGAUGAUUAUGUUUUUUGAGGGCAUCGAAAAUCGACGAGAAAAAUUCAUGCCACAUAAUUAGUCGUUUUUUUCAGUGUCCGUUUUGCACGCAGCUGGAACAAAGUUCAUUCAAAAACCGGCAUUCUGCGGUAACCGAAAUAUUAUAGAAUUAUGUUGCAGGCUGACUAGUAUUACAUCCCUACUAAACUAAUCUUUUCAAAACAAAUACGCAUUUUAGAAUUACAGUUGACAUUUUAUGAUUAAGGCCACUUAAAGUAGGCUUACAUUACGCCGACCGACCUUAAAAGGACACUAAAUAACAGCUAGCAUUUAAUGCUUUAAAAGUGGUUUCCCGAUAUAGAUAAUAAACAGUUCUUUCCUACUUACUGUCAAGCAUCUGACAUUUUUAAGCCAACCUUACAUGCCGGUGCUCAUGUUUGUGUUUAUAUAAACUGGCAUCCAUUAGUGUAAAGACGCUUGGCGUCGUCAUUCUGGCAAUCUCGGCCCGCAAGCAAUUCCAUUUUAAACUUUGGAAGAAAAAUAUCGAUUUUUCUUGAAGUAUAAGUUGCGAUAAAUAUAACUGUCAGGAAACCGAUAUGCAACGCAUUGCUUUCUAAUGCACGAGUAUAAAGCAUGCUUGAUGUUUAUGAGUGCCUGAUUCAUACAGAAGAUUCCGCUUACUUUUCCCCUAUUCUACACUGAGCUACAGUGGCUGUUGUAUUCUGGGUGAUUUUUUAAUGUCCGUCCAACUUUUGACGUGAGGAAAGGGCCUGUAACUGUGACCAACACAUCUAACUGCUAAGCCAAGAAUUUUCUGGUUUAUCGGUUUCGAUAGGGUAGUACAAUAUUAGGAACAAGUUUCAGAAGACGCGCCAGGAAUCUCACUCGUCCCAUUGUGCCUUACGGGUUCUCUCUCCAGCCCAACCAGCAGCCGCACAGAGGAGAGUGAUUUCCAUAGCGCGAUCGGUGAGGGCCAUCCUACCAUUCACCAAGUAGGCGGUCUUUGACCAUUUUCACCUCGUUCAUAUUCCUGGCAAAAUGUAAUCUGAAAGUCUGUUUGAAAAAAUCCAAUAUCAUAUAAAACUGCUUGCAAGCAGCAUUCCAAAAAAGCAGAAGCAGUAGCGUAGGCGCUUUUGUCCGAGAUUUCACGAUAAGGAGUUCAAAGAGUACACUUUGACGAAGCGUGAGACGCUCGCCCGCAUAUAUUUAUCGAAAGCGUCGACGAAUACCGCCGAUGAUGAAGUACCAAGUAGGAACAACGUUUAGCGAAUAGGUUUGGCUGCAGGCAACUUCAUUAAAGCAGAUAAAUAACAAAUGUCACAUUUUUAAUGACAGGACUAUUUCCUCGGGUUGUUAAACAAUUUGUAACAUGGUCCAUGUAAAAGAUCCAAAAAAUAAAGUUCAACUGACAACGUGAUUGUCUAUGCGACGUUUAUUUAAGGCACAAAGUUCAAAUUAAUGGUUCUGCAGGAAAGAAUAAUAGCCAGUUAUUCCACCUCCGCACGCAUGAUUGCGGCUAGUGGACGAAACUGUCGAUACUAAGGGUGGUAUCUAUGAGUAUAUAUUGUGCCAGUCGAGCACUUAAGCAGUAUCUUGAGGUAAUCCGAACUUUUACGCCUGAUUGCUAAUAAGUACUCUUUAUUUUUAGCUUGUACAUUUCCAUGGAAUGUAAUUCACUGUUCCGUGGUAAAUCCGCGGGCUAAGACUUUCGGUAUCGGCCAAAGAACUAAUAUAGUUAUUGGAACCAAAACCCACCAGUUUUAGUUGGGGUAAUCGUGUAAUAUUCAUAGCGUGCUCAUCGGCUGUCAUUAGUAUACAAAAGUGGAACUAGUCGCCACACUGGCAACACAGGAUCCAGCUAAAAGUCCAGGCACCUGUUUCGCCUAUUUUCGAUGCUGCUUAGCGCAAUUGCGACGGAAUCGGCUUGUUACCCAAAACUUUGUUACACCCUUUAAACUGCCCUUAAACCUCACUCCCGAAGCAUUUCCUUUUUCUGAAGAAUAUAGAGUGAGUGAUCGAUCAGAUGAAAUGUCGACCGAAAUUCGGCAAUUCCUUUCUGAUUAGGAAGAAUUACUUGGGUACCGUUGCAAUAUAGACCAUCAAGCGACAUAAUCCUAUAAUGUUUCGAACUUGCCAGGAAGUGUUCUUUUGAAUGCACACCUUUUUGACCGCCUACAGAAACCGUACUUGGUAAGAAAGGAUUACGUAUGUAGAAUGUAUUUUUACCAUAGAUUUUUGAUGGUGUUUAAAGUUUAAAUAUAUUUUAUAGGAAACAUGCAAAAAAAUAUGUUUCCUUUUGCUAGUUCGGUAGGGAAUCACGUUGUCUUUACAUUUUAUACCUGAAGAAAGGCUAUAUUUAGGUUUAGGAAAAGUUUCCCGAUGCCCGAAUAAUUUUGAGCCUUAUCAGUUGUUGCAUUAGUCCUUAGUGAUUUCAGUCUACAAGGUGUAUGCUUUCGGCGUAAGGGAAAUUAUAUACUCCUUUAUGUCUUUAAAAAGAUGACAUGUAUAGUUCACAAAAUAUUGCAGCGAAUGCGGACAAGGUUCUACAUUUUCUGAGAAGCAUUGGCAAACGGACAUGUACGACGAUGUAUGAAUGGACAUUGCACGGUCUUAAAAAUCUCAUAGUGAGAACCUUUUCAAAAAGCUAAAUAUACUUCUUUUUCAGGAAUGAAAUAUAAAGAUAACGUGAUUCUCUACCGAACUAUCAAACAAAAGCAUAUUUUUAUGCAUGUUUCCUAUAAAAAAUCUAUUUCAAUUUAAAAUACCAUCAAAAAUCAAUGUUAAAAAUACAUUCUACAUACGUAAUCCUUUCUUACCAAGUACGGUUUCUGUAGGCGGUCAAGAAGGUGUGCAUUCGAAAGAACACAUCCUGGCAAGUCCGAAACAUUAUAGGAUUAUGCCGCUUGAUAAUCCAUAUUGUAACCGUACCUAAGUAAUUCUUCUUAAUCGGAAAGGAAUUUCCGAAUUUCGGUCGUUAUUUCAAAUGAUUGGUCACUCACUGUAUGCAGAUGAGAAUUAAAAUCGGUAAUCUCUACCCAGGAACACUUUUUCGAAGCUGAGGACCAACUCACGGACCGAAUUAGUCGAAACUACAUCAUGCUGCUGCAAGAAAUCGGCGAAACCUUUGUUUUGGCUUUUAGCCAUUUGGUACGCUGUCAACAUGAUGAUUCAUGAAGUAUCAGGAAAUUCCGUGUUGCGAAUGUGAAUGAAUAUAAAUUUCUCAAGUAAAUGGCCUCGUCGAAGGACAGCCAUUACCUGGCCGUCCAGAUUAACCGUUUUUGCAUUACAGUGUUCACUUCUUACCCUCUCUUGCACAGCCCAAUCGCUCUACGUAAAAUUACAAAACUUUUCACCGAAAAAUAGAUAUUUUUAACUUUGGGACGGAUGAAUAGGUUUUGUCCGCGCACGUUCAGCGAGCCCCGGGUGAUUAUUGGCUGGCAGGUCAAAAGAAAUAGGCCCACUAACUUCUGUAGUGGGCCUUCCUUGGUCAAAACUGUCUCCGGGAAAGACCUCGUCGUUAUAGAUCAGCGCCUCUUUUAUGAGUAUCGUAUGACAUAUAUGCAUGAAGCAAGGAUAGCAGAGAAGAACAAAUCACCUAGCACACCCUUUCUGGAUCGCAAUUUGAAGAGACACCCGUUUUGCUUGCAUCUCAUCGCCCUCAACUCCUACCUGAGUAGACGAAAUGGGCGGUGUUCUGUUGAAUUAAGUGUGAAACAUAGCAGGGCAUAAUAAAUACGCCUCGACCGGCAGGCAGAAGCAAUUAUCCGAUGCGCUGAAUACGCAGAUCUUCGGUACGCAAAAUAAAUCCCUUCAGGCAAUGCAAAUUUCAUGGCUUAGGUCGACCGACGGAAACUCUGCGGGCAGACUAGAUCACGUGAGUUGUCCUAGGACUUUCGCAAUGUCACCCACCCCUCACCCCCCCCCUUGUCUGGCUACAGUGGUGGUUCACCCUCACCUGGCCAUAAAACCACAAGACACGUAGACCACGCGACUUGAGAACCGACUCAGUUGUAAAGUCGUUUUAUUAUUUUGCUGAAUUCUUGAGUGACCACAUACUGCGUACACCAGACUAUUGCGUGAGGCUGUCAGGACGAAAUUUAUUCUGAGUUUCAAAUUCGGAGUGGAGAUAUCAGUGGAUGCGUGUAAGGUGCACCACUGUCCUUCCUACGACGUUGAGUUUAACGUUGCGGUUGCUUCUGAAUUUCAAAGCCAGGCAUUAGCGACGGUGUUCGUUUUUUAGUAAAUUAAUUUGAUUGUAAAACUGAACAUAUAUCUAUUUCCUGAAUAGAAGUGCACUAGUUUGUCAUUAGGCCACAUUAGAACACCUUUAUAAAACUGAUCGCAUCUUUUGAUAGUUAUCCUAGGCGUCGAAACCACAAAGUCGCAUCAAAUGCUAAACUUAAGAUCGUCAUAGGGGCCGCAAAUAUGCCUUCCUGUCCGGUCGAUCGUUUACCAAGUGCACUUACAGUAGGUGGGCUAAUUCAUGAAAUGUCAACUGAAAUUGCGAAAUGCGUUUUCGUUUCGAAAAAAUUAAUCAAGUAGGGUUGUAAAACUAAUCAGCCUGUAACAUAAUUCUAGAGUAAUUCAGUUACUUCAGUAUGCCAGCUUUCUCAAGAACCUCCUCUUGGCUGUAUGGGCAAGCUACAUUCUGUAAACAAUUAAUAGUUAAGUAUCAUGUAUUUUUCUCUUUGACUUUCGAUGCCCAUAAAAGUCCAAUUUUAUUUCAGGGACAAAAUGCACAGAAAUGUUCAUCUUUUCGUUCCUUCGGUAGAAAAUCGCGCAUUCUUAUAGUUUUAUACUCGGCAAAAGGACAUAAUUUGGUUUUAAAAAAGCGCAAAUUGAGAGACAUUUUAAAACCGUAAAAUGGCCAUUCAUAAAACGCCAUGGCUUUACAUUUACCAAUGUGGCUUGUAAAGUUAACAAUAUGGACUAGAUCCAAUGCUAUAUUUUGUGAGCGUCAUAUGGUCUCCUCUUAAUACCGUAGAGAAAUGUGUGGUUUUCUGUACGCGGAAAAUACAUGGCUUGUAGUUUGAAAAGCCUGAGGCCAAGCGUAACGGUCGAGCGGGUUCAAAAUUAUUUAGGAAUCGGAAAUAUUUUUGAAAACCGAAUUAUAGACUUCAGUUGAGUGUAAAAUUGAAAGAAGGCGUAAGUUUUACUGACUGAGUGGGGAAUGAGUAUGUUAAUGCAUGCAUUCCAUGAAAUAUUUUUUGGACCUUUAUGGGCGUAGAAAAUCAAAUAGAAAAAUGCAUGCUACUUAAGUAGUCAUUUUUAAGGUUAUAGUUUUUGCAUGCAGCCGAAAGGGAGUUUGUUCGAAAGCCGGCAUCUUGAGGUAACUGAAUUAUUAUAGAAUUUUACUGCACGCUGAUUAGUUUUACAACCGUAUUUAAUAAAUCCUUUCGAAACAAAAUCGCAUUUCGGAAUUUCAGUUGGCAUUUCAUGAGUUAGCUGACCUACUGUAAUUUUAGCGUGCUGACUACACUCUUCGUCCAUUCUUGUUAAUUAAAACCUAUGUUUGCCUUUUAAUUCUGAAAAAAUGUCCUGUGAUGUUCAGAAACUUUUACCUGCGAGUGACGUCAGCCGAAAUGCAUUUCUUGUGUGAGAUUUUAGUGUUGGCUGAAACCAGAUACUGUGUAGUGCGCACAGCUUACUACAACCCUGAAGUAUACUUUCUGUGAAUUUUGUUUACAGGUUUACAGGGGCGUAACCUGUGGUGUAGAUGGCUUAACAAAUUUGAACUAAGGAGACGUGUGCCGAUUUGAAAAACUGUUGGAAACAAAGCAUGCUUAUGGAACGCCGUACCAAAGACACAUAAGCUACGUGUGCUCACUUACUUAUUCACCCUCUGCAAACAAUCAAAUCCAGAAGGUCGUAAUUACUCUAGUAUUUUUCAACCUCCUGAACCUUGACCAUUCUCGGUUGCGCAUACAGGCAGACAGCAGCUAAUAAUAAUUUACUGAAAUAAGUAGUAUACUGCUUCGCAGAAGGCGUCUACAUGAGUUCAUUAUUUGCGUCUGCUUGUUCUCAGAAAAAGACAUGCUCUGGCGCCAGCAGUAGCUUCUAGGGUCAUCGAUGAAUGGUAGUUGCAUAUAUAAGAGCGCUACUCAGUUACCUAGGAGAUGUAACCGGUCACCACCACUCCACCGGCAACUUUAUUGCCCUUUGGGGAGCAUUUAAUCCGAGAACACUUAAGUUCAUCAAAAAAGCACCUGCCGAAAAUUGACCUUAUAUAAUCUCGUACUCGUUUACUUGCGGCCACCCGACUGACCUUAGGUCGGACACGCGUGCGCUGUCAGAGCCGCGGCCGACCAUGAGCCACUCAAGUACGCCAUCCCUCGGAGUAUACAGCACGGCAGAUCGACCGCGGAUUCGACACUGCCCGCCGUGCGCACCACAGUCGGGUGGGCGCAGGGAAGAUGAAUUUGACGUGAAUUAGUUCAUGUUGAUGGUUGACUAGUGCUUUUCUCCCCUCUUACCCUCCUGAGUCCGGUGUCAUGGCAGAGUUAAGAAGACCGGAGAUGGAAUCAGCCGCGGGUGAUGGGCGCGUCACGUGCGUGCACCUUGGCGUGCCUGGAUAGAUUCGCAUCCUUAAUAACACCAGCCGGACCCUGAUCUGAAUCAAAUGGCGGCUCAGCGCAUCCGCCGUGUGGCCCGUUUUAGGGCGCAAGGUACGCCAAACAGAACAACAUUUGGACAAAUCUAUAAGAUCAACGGCCGCCACUUUCUUCCUCUAGGGGGGCAUGACCAAGCAAUGUCAUUAUACGACUUGGUCCUGCUAGUAGAGUGCGUGACCGAUCUGGUGAAAUUUCGGCCGAAAUUCUGAACUUCCUUUUCGAUUAGAAAGGAUUACUUAGGUGGGAUAAUAAUGUUGCUUAUGAAACAACAUAAUCCCCUAAUAUUUCGGACUCGCUAGGAUGUUGGCUUUUGAAUGCACUUCAUUUCGACCUCCUGUAGAAGCCUGACUCGGUAAAAAAUGACUACCUGUGUAGCGUGUAUUUUUUACAUUGAUUUUUAAUGGUCUUUUAAAUUCAAAUAUAUUUUAUGGGUAAUACGUAAAAAUAUGUUUUAUUUUACUUGUUUCGUAGUAAAUAACAUCGUCUUUGAAUGUUAUACUUAAAGAAAGCUUGUAUUUAGGUUUUAAAAAAGUAUACAGUUAUGAGAUGUUUAAGAUCGUGUGAUGUUCAUACAUACAGCGUCGCACAUCUCCCUUUACCAAUGCUCCGCGUCAAAUGUACAACUUAGUCCACAUUAAUUGCAAAGUUUUAUGAACUCAGCACGGUAUAUUCUUAAAAGCAAUGAGGAAUAUAAGAUUUUUAUUGUGUGGAAAGCAUGCCCCCUGCAGAAUGGAAUCGCUAAAUGGUAAUGCAGCAACUGAUCUAACCCAAAAUUAUCGGGGGAAUGUGAAACACUUUCAGAACCUAAAUCCACGCUUUCUUCGGGUAUAAAAUCUUAAAAAGGUGUUAUUUUCUAUCAAACGAGUUAAAGGAAGCAUAUUUUGUGCAUUUCAUCCAUAACAAAUAUUUGAAUAUAUAAGACCAUCGAAAAUCAAUGUAAAAAAUACAUGCUACGCAGGUAUUCAUUUUUUAUCCACUGUGGCUUUUAUAAGUAAUCGAAAGGGAGUGCAUUCAAAAGCCAACGUCCUAGCUAGUGAGAUACUAUGGGAGUAUAUGGCUUGAUAAGCAAAAUUACAACCCCACCUAAGUAAUCCUUCCUAAUCAAAAACGCGUUUCAGAAUUUCGACCAACAUUUCAUUAGAUUGGACACACACUGUAAAUACUAGCGCAAUAAAACUGAGUACAAAUCACAUCGGUCUUGGGUUUACUCAGUAGCAUCAUUCAUCUCGCGACUGUGAAUCCCCAAUCUCCAUUAUCUACAGUAUACGCCGCAUGAAUACCUCUUCUGAGGGUUCGAACAUUACCGUUAGGAUGCAGGCUUGAAUAUAGAAUAUAUAUAUAUAUGAGAUGGUACCGACAAAGACAAGGGAGACCGGAAUGGCCAUUUCUGGCUUAUUAGCCGUCAUCAGCCAGUCAUACCCAACCCCAAGUCAGGAUCACUUGAGAUUCGAACCCGGGAUCUUUGGUCAUUGAGUUGAACGCUCUACCAUUGAGCCACGGGCCCGUUGUCCUGUCGGUUGUGAUCGGGAAUAUUAAUUAUGAUAGUGGGCGCUCACCGAUCAGGUUGCGGAACAUGCUCGUUCCGUUGUGCCUUGGGGCUCAUACUUAAACCCUCGCAGGCAGUCGCACAGCGACUAGUGAUAUAUGUUGGAAAGGUUAUACCGACAAAGACAAGGGAGACCGGAAUGGCCAUUUCUGGCUUAUUAGCCGUCAUCAGCCAGUCAUACCCAACCCCAAGUGUGGAUCACUUGAGAUUCGAACCCGGGAUCUUUGGUCAUGGAGUUGAACGCUCUACCAUUGAUCGGUGAGCGCCCACUAUCAUAAUAAUAUAUAUGUAUAGAAUAGCAGUACAAAAUUUGUGAAAGGAUGAAGAGGCUAGAACGUGAUCAAUGCUUCGGAUCUUUAAUUCAUUUGUUAUAGAAAUUUGCGAGUCCUGUGUUAUCCGUCUGUUUGGGCUUUAUGUGUCUCGGGACGGUAAGCAUCAACGUCAACUAUACCGGUAAACCGAUCUAUUUCGGGUACACCAAGCGGCGUGCGAUUGAAAGUACAACGAACGGUUAAGAGCUUCCAAUCUGCCCGAUAGUUUUAGUGCAAGCAAUAGGGCACUGUAACGUUCAGCAUGUUGGCUAAAAAUUCUGUGACCUCCAUCGGCAGCCUAUGUUGUACUAUAUAUGCAUAUAUAUGUAAGCAAGAGACGGUCUGUCUGUCGGCUACAUGAAUAAUUUAAUAGCGCUCUGUCCGAACCGCGAUGAGAGUUUGCUUUCUGAUCCAAACGACCUCUCUGCAAAGACUGCGAUGCCAACUAUUUUACGUGGAAGUACAUGAGUUAAUUGCAUUGGUACAAUCAGCUGAUUGCAUAAUAAUUAGAAGGAAAGGUUUUUUAAACGAAACCACAGGAGCGAAGGUACAUGCAUGCAAAAUUUAGAGGAAGCAUUGCAAAACUACUUCUCAGGUUGUUUACAAAGGCUUGUGAAAAUAAAUGUUGACUGUUUUAAAGUCAGUGGAAAUAGAGUAUUUUCGGUCAUUAAUAUUUGCACAAAAAUAUCUCAGUAUUUUUGUGUCGAUGAUCGCAAAGGCCUUAUUUUUAAUGAAAAGUCAUUAGAAUAAACACCGUAGAAAGCGGAUUUAUGCAAGCAAAGUCAGCAACAUUAUCGCUGACUUUGAAGACGUGCUAUCAAUCUUAGUACGCAACUACACAAUUCACAUAUUCAGUGCUUAGACCGACCGUGUUAACUACAACAAUGACCAGGAAAUUUAAAUAAUUCGUCUGUUAGUUGUUUCUCAUCUCAUCAGCCAACUUUACCGUGUUAAGCUGAAAUUGGUUGUCCGUCUGUCCUGGUUAAGAUUUCCCCACAAAUGCGAUUUUUGUUCGUCAUCGCGACCGCCGUUCAUAAUCCCCUAUCAGUCCAUUAAGGCGAGAGAGGGAGAGAAGGGUGCGAUCGUUGGAGGGCGAAUACUAUGUGUCUGCCAUUUCGGAUUAUCACACCAGCCCAUCACUCAAGGCAGCUAUAGAUAAGGGUGAUGGACGCAGGAAGGACGCAGCAUUUAUAUGACACAGUUAGUAUGCGACCCUUGUCACAAAUAGCAACUUCCGGACUCAUCGUCGAUGGUCACAUUGGACGCAAUGACUCCCUGUUCGUCCAUACGCGGGUUGCUUUAUGCCACAGUGUCAUUAGCCUCGUAACUUACAGGCAUGACAAUUACCUGACAACUUUAAUUACCAGUAUAUUCCAUGGCAGCAGUGUUCAUUCGCGUCAUCCCAUGUGGGCAAUGACAGAGGAGAUGAGAGGAAGUUGGGCUUGUUAAUAAACCCCGGACUGGUGUAUCAGGGCGGAAAUACAAAAUUCAGCCAAAAGACAGCAAUAACCGUAUCUCCUGGUUGUUAACUGCCUCUUGAAACUCGCUUUUUUGUUACUAUCGGCAAACUGCCCAUCGUUAAGUCUGCCACCCUUGGUCGUUGGACCGCAAAGACCGCGUGUACAUACUCCAUAGUCGCCUCUUUCCCAAAACUCAAUCGAACCCCUUCGACCUGUCCACUCUAAAGAGCAGAAUUUAAAGUCAGAGUAGAAGAUAUCUAGCUUCGUUCACACUGGUCAUUUGCGAGGCAAAUUAUUCUCUAUAUUGGGCAUUCUACUGGCCCCUUCAUGGAAAAUCAGUGCCCUGUCCUCCAUUCUAUGAAUGCAUUUUCAUCUUCAUAAGCAAACUCUAAUGAACGCUUCCCUGACCGCUGGCAAUCAGAAGCUUUCCUGUCUUUUUGACCCAGACCUUAUUAUUCCCUUUUUAAAUAUAACAGGCAAGUGCUGUUUUAAUCUGGUCUUACCUCACACAAAAACACAAUUUCCUCAUGAGCUGAAAAAAAGUCUGCACCCUAUUUGGAGGUUGAAUGGUUGUCUCCCUCAUUGCACAUCUAGAAAUAUGGGCGUUGGCCGUUGGACUGAACGACCUCCCACCUAACACUGGGGGAUGUCCACGACAUUUGCGUCUAAAUAACAGUGUAAGAUCUUGAGGGAAAACUCUCCGAGUAGUAAGCUUAACGAUUUUAUCCACAGCAAGACAAACACCUUUAUUGGAUCCGAGUCUCCGAAGCCAAGGUCGUCUGCUAAUUAUGCGAGGGCACUUUCAGAUCCUCAUGUGGACAUCUUUUGAAAAUCCAGUCAAACUGUUACUAGCCUUUAUAUUUUACCACAUAUGUAUAUCGAACGCAUUGUACCGUACUCUGACCUAGGUUCUAAAGAAAAGCCCAGACAGGUGUUUUGCCGAUAUUCUGCCGCUGCGUGACACAACUGCGAGGGGUUCGCCUCAUCAGUUCGACGCCCAGCGUUCUUUAUGCGGUUUAUGGUAUAUGAACUCCAGAGAAUAAUCAAGUAAAUAAUUUCAGAAAUUACUCAGUGCAGGACAUGGAGUUAAGUCUUCGGGACAUGACUUGGUAAGGUCAGAACGCACAUUUCAAGGAGCAUUUGAGUUGAAGACAACCGACUACUGCGAAAUAACCAAGUAAUACCUUCGUUAUAUUCAGACACACGUUUCGUCGUUAUUCUGCCGCUGCGUGACACAGCCGCGUGAGGCUCCGCUCAUCGCGUACUCAUACUCGCGCAUGCGUUUUGGGACCAAACGGUAUGGGGCAGUUCUCCCAUGUCAGUCGAUAUAUGCUGAUAAGCCAGUCACUUGCAUCAGUAAAUGCUUUUAGUUUUCGAACUCCUACAAAUAUCCUACAAGGCGUCGACCUGUUUAUAGAAAAGUAUCAGUUUCCGCUGCGGGAAACAAAUGCCCCACAUGAUAGUGGGUUUGCGGAUGAGGCCGGGGCACAUUCACGAGGAUCGCAAGUCUUGCUGAAUGCAAAAGCGCCUUUGCUAAACGUUUAAGUUCAAAUGAGCUUACGAGAACAAUAAGCUAUUAUUACGCGACAAGAGAUCAUGUGGCUGAUCGAUGUGAAUUGUGUGCUUCAACCGCCAGCGGUAACCGGUAGGGAACGUCUUAGACAGUUGGAGCUUCAGGUCUAAAGGGUGUUACGUUGGGUUAAAAGCACCUCAGCAAUAAUGGGAAUAUUAAUGUGAGAUCCUGAAUUAAAUAUCUCCAAGCAGAACGCCCAAACAUGUAACCUGCGACAAGAAAAGACAACGUUCAUAUACUUGAAUGCGCACAGACAUUUGGGAGGAAGAUAAUAUUCAUUACAAUGUACUUUUGAUAGUUCUCGGGGCACGAACCGGUAUUGUGCGUUUCACCCAUGUCAGUCGCUGAACUCUUUUGGAACAGUCGCCUACAUCGGGACAUGCUUUUAGUUUCGGAAUUGCUGAAUGCACUCAACAAGGCCUCGAUCUGUUAACAGAAGGGUAUAAAUUUAAGUUGUGAGAAUACAUUAACUCAGAAAGCAAGCGUCUUAGAUGACAAUGGGUUUGCAGGCGGCAGUGGGCACCCACUGGUACAGAUCAAAAGUCUCUCUUAAUACAAUAGCCUCUUUGAAAGUGGUUAAUUUUGAAUGAGUUUACGUGAACAAUAGGCUAUUUGUAUACGGCAGGGGAUUCCGUGUCAGCUGUAUUUUAACCCUGCGGUGACGGUGACUUACAACUUUCACCCGGCAGCGAUAACCGGUAGUUACAGAACAAGUUGCAUAUAAAUGCACACACUGUCCGCUUAAGCGACAUAUGACAUACCGCUUGCGAAAAGUAAUGUCAGAACAACUGCGUGAGCCGCGAGGAGCUACAGGAUUGGUUCACCGGUCCCCAGUUUAUCAACAAGUACAAUGAACUUCCCAUUCCAUACUCGGUGCUGAGACUUCUCCCAGUCGGAUUAAUUAGCCACGCGGGGAGUGCACAGGUGAACACUUUUAGCAACUCCAGAGUCCGUGGGUCAGAUGGUCGAGCAAUCAUCACACCAAAGUCCAACGUACAUAAUUAAAUUUCAGCGAUUAACGACGCGAAUGUCGCCCAUCAAGCAGUCAUCACACCAAGUGCAACGAUCCCUGCUGAAGGAGGGGAGUCGUGAAUAUUCAAUAGGUAUUCGGUAGUUAUUGUCUCUGACGAUGGGUUCGAGCAGGAAUCUGAAACGCCGGGCGAAUAAAGUUCCUGUCCCUGCGAUCGUGUCUACUUCUUCGCAAGUUCUUAAUUUGUAUGAGUUCUGAGGCGUCACGGGGGCCCAGCUUGCGUAACUGCGAAAGAGCAUUUAAGCAUCCUUGGUAUGUUUUUAAAAGUUGCACAAGAAGUGCCAGUUGAUAGACAUCACGCCUACUCCUUGCACUACGACGACUUUUGAAAAAGCCUAUGUUCGAAACAGCUGGGUAAUUGCUGCUCAACCGAUGCCACCAGUUAGACAAUCUGUAAAUCGCACAGAAUUUUAAAAUCUGGUAGGUUUGGUCAAGCUGGUUAUACCAACACGUCGUCAGAGGAAAUGAACAGUGGGGAGGGGCAUAAUCGCACUAGAGAGCAGGAAGGACAGCGUGGUUGCAUCGACGGAACAGACAUCCAUCCGGGGGGGGGUGUAUAGCGUGUUUCGAUAGGUGCCGGAAGUUAGGAAGAGGUGUUGACAGUUUCAGUUGUGGUUCACUCUGUCGGGGAGGUGUGGAAUCCGUGAUAUUCUGCAUGGUCGAAUACGGAUUAGCAGCUGGUGUCUUAAGGUGGGCGCUAGCCAGUGAACGGUGAACGCGAACACUCCUAGCGAGCCUCCGGGUCGAAAUGGCAGUUACUACUUUCUUUGUUAGAGUGCAGAGAUUCAUGAAACUGCCGCACCUGUUUCCUGCUGGCACUGCCGAUCACUUCGGCCCCAUCCUAACCUAAUGGAGUGCGCAAACAAGAGAGACAAGGGGUUCCGUCGGCGGAUGGCCCAAUUAUGUUCGUUAAUACCGUUCUCAAGUCGCCGGCGGCUAUGCCCAACAUAAGCGUAAGAGCGGUUCGCACAUGGUUGCGGUAAAUAUGGGGUCUUUUACUCGGGCUAAUAUUUUGCGCAGUGAAGACGCCAAUUUGUGCGCAAUGUAGAUGCCAAACUGAUUUAAUUGUCGGUCAAUCACUUCGGAAAUUCCUUGCAUAGAGGGCAGGGAGUAGGAUUUCCGUAACACCCUGUCCCCAUUUGAGUCAAUGUUUUGUGGUUGCCUCUGGCGUCUGCGACAGUUUUCCACAGAGCUGACGAGGUUUCGGUUGAUUCGGAAAAACCGAUACAAUUAAGCCAGUUCUUCCAUGAGUAAAUUCAUUGCCACCGCAGUACUGAUAGUCCCAAAAACAACUUCUCUUAUAGGCCGCUGGGUGGUUACUCCGGUAAUUAGGGAUGAUCUCAGCGUCAGAGCUUUUCCGGUGAACUCUUGUUGCGGGACCAUCACCACUGAGCAUUUGUAUGCUCAUUUUCAGGAACGGGAGGGUGUCUUCUCUCGAUUUCUCGAGUGCUGGGAAGGCGCUAUUCAGGCUCUGGUGGAAUCGCUUAAUUUCACAGGUCCUAACGAUGACGAAUGGGUCAUCUACGUAUCUGAGCUACACUUUGGCUGAAAACUUUUCACAUCACCACCUUUAAGUCGUUGUACGGUUAGUUCUGUGAGUUGCCCUGAAAGUGGCGAACCCAUUAUGGGACCCUUAUCCUGCGGGUAAUACUUGCACUUGAAUUGGCGAUAGAUCUCGAGACUGAGCCUACGCAUUUCUAAGAAGUGCUGUAUUGCAAUGUCGAUGAGGUUGUCUUGCAGGCGUCAGGCUAGGCUCUCAAUGGCAAUGUCAUGUAGCAUACGGUAAUACAAGGCGACCACAUCAAAUUUUAGAUUGUCUCGUCCGGACUUACUGUGAGACUUCGGAUUUUCUCAAGGAAUGCUGGAUAAUUUGUAACGCUGUAUUGUGAACCAUCGGCGUGGUGCUUCAGACGUCUGUAUAACCAUUUAGCUAGGUUGUAAAUGGGCGAUCCAAAGAGUGGCACUAUUAUCCACAGUGGCGCAUCGGAUUUGAGCGUUUUCGUCAGCCUGUAUGUCCUCCCUCUCCGGUGCGAAUAUCUCUCUCUCAACCUUUCAUUUCAUUUGACAACAGGUUGCUGUGACCGAUUUGAAAACUCACGAGCACAUCUCGAUUUUCUUCUUGGAAUAAAGACUGCCUCCGCUAUUAAUGCAUUUUUAUAUUCCUACAGAUAUUGAACCUCACCAAAUGGAAAAUUUGGUUAAGUGGUCUACAAUAAUCACCACCCAAUUCUCCUGCAUUAAUUAUAGUUCAGUCAUGCCUAGCUAAUAUUGGGCUAGACAAAAAAGUGUUUUUGCUAGGCUCAAAUAUUUAUUGUUCUGAUAUAAAAAUGCACUUAAGGCCGAAGUACAGUGCGUGACCUAUCUCAUGAAAUGUUGGUUGAAAUUCUGAAAUGCGUUUUCGAUAAGGAAGGAUUACUUGGUCGCGGUUGUGAUACUUAUUAUCAUAAGGCAUACUCUUAUAACAUUUCGGACUUUGCAGGAUGUCGGCUUUUAAAUUCACUUCCUUUCAAUCUCGUGUACAAAGCGCGCUCGGUAAAAAAUGACUACUUAAGUAGCAUGCAUUUUUCCCAUUGAUUUUCGAUGGUCUUGCAAAUUCAAAUAUAUUUCAUAGAAACCACAAACAAAAAUUUGCUUUCUGUUAGUCAAUCAAUAGAAACUCACGUCUUCUUUAUAUUUUAUACUUGAGGAAGGAGUAUAAUUAGGUUUUAAAAAAGUUUUCUAAUUGCCGAAAAAUUUAAAGCCUGAUCAUUCGUUGCAUUAGCGCUUAGUGGUUACACUCGACAAGGUGCAUGCGUUCCGCGUAAAGAAAAUCCCAUAUUUUUCUGUCAUUAAAGAGAUAUUAUACAGGGUCCAUAAAAUGUUGCAAUGGAUGCGGACCAUGUUGUACAUUUCAUGAGGAGCAGUGGUAAACGGCCAGGUACGAUGCUAUGUGAAUGGACAUAUCGCGGUCUUAAAAAGUCUCAUAAUUAGAAACUUUUUUUAAAACCUAAUUAUACUCCUUCCUUAAGUAUAAAAUAUCAAGAAGACGUGAUUCUCUAUUGAUUGACCAAAAGAAAGCACAUUUUUGUUUGUGGUUUCUUUAAAAUAUAUUUGAAUUUCCAAGACCAUCGAAAAUCAAUGGGAAAAAUGCAUGCUACUUCAGUAGUCACUUCUACCGAGCACGCUUUCUACAGGAGAGUGAAAAGAAGUGCAUUUUGAAGCCGACAUCCUGCCGAGUCUAAAAUGUUAUAAGAGUAUGCCUUAAGAUAAUCAGUAUCACAACCGCGACCAAGUAAUCCUUCCCAUUCGAAAACGUAUUUCAGAAUUUCAGCCAACAUUUCAUGAGAUAGGUCACGCACUGUUACUGCGUACUUUAGGCCUCUGCCGAUGCUAGGAGUAUGGUGAGCAAUUAUACAUCAGUUUAAAUUUUUGCAUUUCUUACUCAAAAAUAACAUUCAUUAAAAGGAAAGGGACCCAGCAUGCACGGCCUGUUAUCUGUUGACAUCAAAUAUUUAACAUAAAUAUUUGAUAUGUUCUAGCUUACAAGUUAUCCACAGUCGACUACUACUCGUGUCUGCGUGUUCUGGGGGCAGCAGAAGCGGUAGGGCGAAUGCAGCCGCUGUGAUUAAUUAUGGAAUUUUGCUUACCCUUCUAAGACUCGCGUGUUUCCGGGUCCAUACAUACCCAUUCCUGUCAUUAUGCUUAUGCCCAUUCGGUAUUUCACCUGACCAUUGGCUUGAAAGAGUCAGUUUGCGCAAAAAAGUCCGCAUUCCGGAACACAAUUCGGUUGCGGUACAUGCGACAUGGAAACUGAUAAACGCCCGUAUAUUUGUCGGUCUGUUUUCAAUUUCUCCUAGAUCCGCAUGGCUCAAGUCCCUAGAAUGGUCUACUGGUCGAUUAAGUGCAGAGCAGAAGACGAAGAUGCGAUCACUCGAAGAAGAAGGAAUUUAAUGGCCUUACGUUUCGGAUUCUCACUCGAACCCAUCAUCUGAGACAGUCGCAGAUAGAGGUGACGGUGGCACGAAGAGUGCAGUAUUUAUAGCACGUGACUGCUGUGGUACCAUAUGCGCUCUGUAAUUAACAGCUCUCGCUACCACCGCUGGGGUCGUAAUUGAUGCGGUGGUGGCACUUCAGACCGAGGCCUUAAUUACCGUGAUUUCGGAAGGCCGAAAGCAACCAUUAGGUGCCAAGCCAUGAGGCCAAAAGACCCGUCUUGAGUCGCUUACCGGAUCUAGUGCAGUUGUGGACAAAGCAACUAUGUCGGAGAAACUGGAAGAUUAUUCCGUACGCGAAUUGCCGAGUACGCAGCAGCAGUGAGGCGAGGAGACGCUAGCUCUCAUGUGGCGGCUCAUUCGACGGGACUAGGCCAUGUUUUCAAAUUACAAAAGACCGAAAUCCUCGCAAGGUGUGAUAACCGCGUGAGCCGCGAGCUGCUCGAGUCACGUUCCUCAGGCCCGCAAUCCAUCAACAAGCGCAAUGACCUCUCGGUACCAUAUUUCGUGCUGAGAUUUUCCCUGUGCAGGAGAAUAAGUCACGUGGGGAGGGCGCGGGCGGGCAAUUAUUCCAGUGACAGUGAGCCAAUGUGCCGAGCAAUCGUCACACCAGCAUCCAGCACACAUGACGAAAUCACGGCCAUUAACGACUCGGACUCGGACUGACAAGCCAUCAUCGCAUCAAUUACGACCCGGGCGGUGAUUGCAAGAGCUGUUAAUUACAGUGCGCAUAUGGUCCUACGGCAGCCACGUGCUAUAAAUACUGCACUCCUUGUGCCACCGUCACCUUUAUCCGCGACUUCUCUGAUGAUGGAUUCCAGUGAGAAUCCGAAACGUCAGGCCAAUCAAUUUCUUCUUCCAGUGAUCGCAUUCUCGUCCUCUGAACUGCUACCUGCAACUCGCCUGUUCGCUUCUAUCAGUAAUUCCAGAGCUUAAUGAUUGUGCCGCAUUACGUUUGUGGCGGCCUUAAUGAUGGAUGUACCCGGCGCGCAUCAGUUAGCAGGACUCAGGUAGCAAUAACCGCUGUCUGGAACCGUUGGCAACGAAGCUGGAUAGCAGUGAGAAGACGAGACGGUGAGCAAGUACACCGAGCAUCGCAUGGAUGCCUAUCAGACACAAACUGACAGUUUCAUCUUCUUUGCCGUCCAUUAUCUGUUGUCGUGCGGUAUGCGAAUAGUCUUCAUAUAGUCCAGGUAGUGUCCAAAAAUUGCACGUUUGUUCGGCGAAUUUUGAGUUCCAUCUACUGCUUCAUGGUCGCACUGAAUAGCGUACGUACUCUUUUGAAUCAAUUCGUGAAACCUCACCUUUAGGUUAACAUUACAGGAAGGAUUCUUUUACAAUCUUGCCAGGGAAUAACAUCCGCGGAUGAGAGCUAAUGUCUGAUCUUAGUUUGUUCUCUCAAGGCGCUUUUGUUUAUCGUGUUUUACAGCACCCCACAUCCAAAUAUCUAUGCGAGAAUUUAACUCUGCAAGAAAGUUUCGGUGUGGAUUUGAACGGUCAAAAUAAUGCGGCCCUUAUUUCCGUGAUAAAUGGCGUUUUCUAAAAUUGCCAGCCGACCGUCAAGUAUUCGGGUGGUAAAUUUCGGCAAAGUCAUUUUUUAAGCGUUUUGCUAAUUACGACUUCGAGGAGUCUGUGGACUUUGGCUGCUAAAGUCUGCGCGUUUUUAAGUAAAGUGGUUUUACCGUUUACUUUUUACGUCAGUGUUUACGAUUGUUUAGUCAUGCUAACGGUUUAUAGGCAUUUAAAUGAAUUAAACACGUCUCUGGAGAGCCGAUUUUUCUAAAAGCAAACUGUUGCAAAAAAUUCGUAUUUUGCAGGCUUGUCUUGCAGUGGAUGUACCCAAGUCUUUUAAAUAUGGUUCGGCGCAUAGAAUAAAGCAAUCAAAAAUGCAUGCGUAGGUUAGAGUUGUUAUACCAUACGAACGAAGGUCUAAUAUUUACAUCUUACACAAAAAGCAGUGUCGUUUAUUUACUCAAGUUCAUCACUAGCCCUAAUUGACUUAUAAAUGCUGGGUCGCUGACUAAAAUAUUUUAGUCAUAGUACGUUACGAUUAUAAAAUGAAGUUGCCUAAUAGGCUUGGAGAUUUUACGAAUUUCUGUAAAAGCAGCAUUAGCUGGUCCCAUCAGAAUACAUGAUGUGAUGCUUGUUCUUUUAUGGCGCCGCAUAGAAUGGUGGCCGCACUUUUUUCCCACGAAAAGUUUGCUAUUAAAAAAAUUAAUUAAGUUCUGAAAUCCUAAAUGUUUGGAAGAUCUGCUGAACAAUAUAUUCAUGUCGCCAUAUCGGCAAAUGCAUGAAUGCCUUUUACCUGAUGCCAUUCGUAUUAUCUGUCAACUAGGGUGUGUUUAUGAACAGUUUCGGACGUUCUUUUAGCCUUAGCUCGAAGAUUACGAGUUCCCUCUCCCCGGCCAGUCAUCUUGAUUUGUAUUCCGUCCUGCAGAAUUCAACCUAUAUGCCAAAGUCCUCCCGAAGCCUGGGUCUUCUGACCUGGGUUUUUUCAGAUGCUCCAUGCAGAAUUAAACCACUGAAAAUCCCCGACUUAAGGAUAUUGUGAAUGGCUUUUUAUAAUACAUAUAUUUAUGGUGGAGCGAGUUUUCAGAUUUAUUUGGAACUGUCUUUUGUCUUUUACAUAGGGGACUACAGACAUUGAUUCCUAAAUUUUUGCAAUGAAAAUUGCAGGGUUUUGAAGUAAAUAUUUGAUACUAUGCUAAAUCUGACUAAUAUCAAACAGAGCCUUAAGACAGAAAUUAAUGGUAGCUCGCUACUUGCGCUAUUCGACUGGAUCACUGCAUUAAACUGCCUAUUUUUAAGUUAUGUCCUGACUUCUCGUCAGUUUUGCUGUGAUGACUUUCGACGUUAAGCACAAGUGAGGAUAAAUUUCGAAGGACUUAACACAGAUUAUUCACCUAACCUGGCUGAGAAAAGCCCGACUACGGAGAUGGGAACUAACAGCUAGACUCCAGCCACAAUUCUAAAAAUUUUAGCCUUUAGACCCCAAAGGAAAGCUUUGGGUUUAAAUGCCUUUCACUCGAGCUACCACUAACGCGCUACAGCAAACCAAAUCGACCAUGUUUAACACAGGAAUCCGAGUGUCCGAAGAGGAUCUGCCAAACAAUUAAUCUAGGGUCCCAUGGAGUCCGCCGAGAUUUUAAAAACUGGGUUGGGUGAAUUAUUUAACUGCAUUCAUCACGUAAGGAAGAUCUACAGCGUGCAAACCACACAACACUUAUUAACUCACGCAUCUUCAGGGUUUGGGUUUUUUUCCAAAUCGGCAGAGACCGCCACCCACCAUCAUGUUAUUUUAUUGCCCCUGGUUUUCAACCCUGUCGGACGACCCAGCGAAUUAUGUUAGAUUUGCAAGGCAAUAGCUCCAAAUAAUUUAUCAUGAACUCCGUUGGGCCGUAACUGGCCUCAUUUGCUCUGCUGGUGCGAUGGUAGCAUACGCACGGCUGCCUCGUCGGUCGCCAAAUCGGCCUAAAACCGAGUUAAUGUAAUUAACCGGAGGGAAGAGGAUAUUAACUAACCGGCACUGCACUCAGUGCGUUUAAAGAGAAGGUGGUGGAGUCAUAUGGUAUUUAAUCGGGAGUACGACCCAAAUGGAGUCGAACUAUUCUGUCCACUAAUCGGCUGUAGACCAACCGGCGCCUAUUUAGGAAUCUGGACUAUACAGCCUAAUUUCCCUUUUCCGUCCAGGUUUAAAAUCGUGCCUUGAAAAAAACCAGCUUUCCCCUAAUUACAAUUAAGUUACACUCUGUUUCUCCUUCUCCGAUUCAUGCCGCAAAAAAUAAACUGCGAAUGCUUUCCGCGAUGCCCAUCGGGCUUGCGGAAGUUACUUCAACUCGCUUUUCCGACUCCCAAGCGUCGGAAGACCUCUGAUGGACACCAAAAACAAAAUAGCACUUAAAAGAAAACGUUCGCUGAAUGACAAAUUGCCUGACAGACAGUCUGAUAGAAAUGCUUAGUCUUAUUACUUCAGAGAACGGUAUGUUUCUGACUUUCGCACAAAGGCAACCGGUAGUCUGAUGUUUCCGCUUGACUGAUCUUUAAUAAGUGACAAGAGUCUAGAACGAUAUACUCUCGAACACUUACUAUAAAUGACUGCAUAAUUCUUUACGUUACCGACAGCACGGGCAGUAGGUAACUAAAAGCUCAUAGCUAGUAACUGCGUUGUCAACAUAGUAUGUAAUAACGCAGUUCUAUAGUACUGACUUCUUGUUCACAACUUGUGAAUGAUUAUGAGUUUAGAUAUUCAUAAACACUAUCGGAUCGAGACUGAAAAGUUCUCUUCCAAAGUAAUUACUCUACGUUCACGCAUUACUUGCCUCGUAAAUUAAAUGAGCACUACAUAUAAUUGCACAAGGCUCGCUAACAAUUUUGACAAGUUAACAGGUCAUGCGUGCUAUUUUGAAUACAACAUUUAUUACCUCGACAGGGUAAAUCGUUUCUGUUGUCAGAUCCAUACGGUCCUUUGCCUUUAAUAAGCUAUCACAUUUAUUUAUUUAUCAAUUGAAAAGGUUUCGUCAGAGGCGCCUUGUUUCUUCGAUAAUCAAAAACAUAGUAACGACCUAUUUCACUUUAAGCCAUAUUUCGACGGUCCGCAAAUCUAGAAUUACUCCGGUUAUACUGAUUGAGACUAAAGUAAAUAACUGUUUGCUGUAAUACCGGCAGGUUUUAUCAGUUUGCAUUUGGUGUGCGUUAAAGGCUCCUGGUAGAUAUCAUAAUAUUCUAUGCGUGCAGGGUAAGAUGCAACGGCACAUGGAAGUUAACUGCGGAAUGGGUGACAAAUACUCCCGUUUAACUUAUAACCGCUCAAUGCCUGACUAGCAAUCUUCGAAGUGAAAAAAACAGGGGGUCGAAUACUGUAACACAAUGUUUACUGUCCUGAACUUUCAAAUCCGUACAGGAGUCCAUUGUCAGAGAUAGUAACAGAAACAGAACAACAGUUGGGCGAAAUCAUGGUCACCUUCGACGUGACGUCGUUCUUUUUAUCUACAAUGCGUGACCGAUCUCAUGAAAUGUUGACUAAAAUUCUGAAAUGCCUUUUCGAUUAGGAAGGAUUACUUAAGUGGGGUUGUUAGACAGAUUAUCAUGCAGCAUAACCCUAUAACAAUUCGCACUCGCCAGGAUGUCGGCUUUUGAAUGCACUUCUUUUGGACCCCCUGCAGAAACCACAUUUGGCAUGCAUUUUUCCUAUUGUUUCUCUGCUAUCUUAUAAAUUCGAAUAUAUUUUACAGAAAACACGCACAAAAUAUGCUUUUUUGCUCAUUUGGUAGGAAAUCACACUGUCUUUAUAUUUUAUAUCCGAUGAAAGUGUAUAUUUAGGUUUUAAAAACGAUUUUAAUAAGGAGAUUUCUAAGAUGUGCGAUGUCCAUGAAUGCAAAACGGCACAUGUCGGUUUACUUAUGCUUCUCAUGAAAUGUACAGCACAGUUCGGAUUCAUUGCAAAAUUACAUGAACUCUACGUGGUAUUGUCUUAAAGGAAUAGAGGAAUAUAUGAUUUUCCUUACGCGGAAUGCAUGCAUCCUGUAGACUGACAGUGCCUAUCGUUGAUGUAAUGGCAGAUCAGGCUGAAAAUUAUUCGGGAAUCGGGAAACUUUUUUAAAACCUUCCUAAUCGAAAAGGCAUUCCAGAAUUUUGGUCAACAUUUCAUGAGAUCGGUCACGCACUGUGUCUCACCGGAAUAGGCCCGCGAAGUCUUGCGCAAAAGACUUGAAGAGGAUUACGAUGAGACUCAAAAUGCACUGAAAACUGAACACCUUAUCAGACUGUUUGAAUUCUGCAAAUAAACUUUUGUUGGGAUGACAUAUGAACAAACCCAGGGAGCUCCAAUGGGCUCAUCUGUUUUCGCUUUUGUGACAGGACUGGUCAUGCAGGCGUUCAAAAAGUUUGCAUUCAUCCAACAUGAGUCAGCAUUUUGACGAUGUUGCAUGGCAACACGUUUGUUAUCGUGCUACAACAUUUCCACAACAUGCCCAAAGCAGUCUUUCCUGAUAAAAAAAUUCACGAGGAAGAAGAACAGUUUCAACAAUUGCCCUUCCUGGAUGUGCUCCUUAGAGGGAACCUAAACAGUGAACUUGAAAUGACGGUUUAUUGGAGGGCAGCGAACACCACAUAGCUUCCCACUUUUCCCAGCCACCAUUCGGUGGCUCAUGAAUGAAGCUGUGUGAAGGCGCUCUUCAAACGGAUCCAAACUCAUUGCAGCAAACCGGAGGACAGAGCACGUGAGGCCCGUUAUCUCCGCGACCCGUUUGUGCAAAAUGGUUAUUCGAAAGUAUUCAUAUGUCGCUGCCUACGCGGUCGCAUCUAGAGGACUUGAACACCACCACCGAUGAUAUGGCAUUCUCUGUCAUACAUCAAGCGGUACCGCAGAGCUAGGUGUUGAAAUUGCACACCACCCCAAAGCCGCCAAGCGCAGUGGGGUAAUGAAAAUUAAAUACCGGUUAAAGUCUGAGAAGCAAUCUGGAGUAGUGCAUCGCACCCCGUGCCAAAACUACGCAGGGCAGACUGGACGCAAGCUCGGAUCUCGCAUACACGAUAACAAACUUGCUGUGCGACUAAGCGACGCCUUAUCACAAGCGGCCGCCCAUACAUGUGAAACGGAUCGUGAGUUUAACGUCGCAGCCACCAAAAUAGUCGCCCACGCAGGAAUCAAAACAGGCGGAUAAUUGUUUGCAGUCUGGGUAUAGGAUGAGCACUCAGUCAAUCGAUUUAUCGAUCUGGCGCCUUUGGUUGACGAUAGCCUAACACGCCCCAUAAACGUCGCUUGUUCUGGUGCUGUUAUUAUCUCUGACGAUGGACUCCUGCACGAAUUUGAAAGCUCAGAAAAAUGAAAAACGUUUCAGCGCUCAACCUCUUUCUUCUUCUUCUUCUUCUUCUUCUUCUUCUUCUUCUUCUUUUUCUUCUUCUUCCCAUGUGCUUACAUCUGAAAGUCGAACUAUUGCCUUCAUUCGUGAGGCUUCGAAGUCUCGGGAUUUUUAGACUGGGGUCCAGGUAAAACAAGUUAAUCCUCCUAAAUGCAUUGCUGUCCGGAUCAGAGAAGCGGUUUAAAAUAGCCGCAAAGUACUUCAGAAUAAAUCGAAUACUUUCCGGCGAAAACAUCUAAGUAGACAUCACUACCACAUUCGUUCCAUUAACCCGAUGCUGAAGUAAUUCUAGACGAAAGGCAGUUUAAUGAUAGAUGCAUAGACCGAUGCCUAGUGGUUGCGCGUUAAUACGGUCUUUACUUAGUCGAUCAUAAUCUUGACCACCAUCGACAGUUCGUCCGUCGUUGCCGAAGAUGUUCACCGUGUGCCCCAGAGCAAGGUGGAGCAGGGAUGGUGACUUGCGCGUGAAUUUAGUUUAGAAGGCUUGCGCAGCGUCUACCGCUCUCUCUCCUUCUCCACCUGACCCGGUGCCAAGACAGAGUCAACAAGACUAGAGGCGGGAAAAGGCGCAAGUAGAUGGCACGGCCGAACUCGCACCUCAGCGUUCAACUCCACACCCCUGGACCACACAACAAACGACCGAAUUUUCGACCACAUUGAGAAGGCGCCAUUGCAGCCUGACUCUGCAACCACCAGUCAGCCGCUCCAAACAAACACACGACACUAGACCCACUGCAGGGUCCACGUUAUCCCGUCAGUUGACUAUCUUCCAAGCCGCAGUCGUUAGCGCAGCAUGAGAGCUUAAAACGUGUCAGGAAAAUGCGCUGAAUCGACGACCUCACUGUCCUCUCCCAUUCCUAGGCCCCAGCCACUGUCCGAUCCGGUCAGCUGAUAGGGUGCCUGGAAUGGGCGCAAUGGCUGACAAAGUCUAGCGAUCUUGUCUGCGCGCGCUACACGCACGACAUGGCCUCCCAAACGGCAGCACCAGAAUUUCACUCAAAGGGGUUGAGGGGCGUACAUCACACAAGCGUGAGGAUGCAUGGACCACAAACAGGAGCAUGCACAACCGGUGUCUACCACCGGAUCGAAGUUUACCAGCAUCUUUUCUGUCCUUUCUAAUCGAAAGCACAUUGCAGAAGUGCGUUUUACGGUAAAUGGGAUCCAAACUCGACGACAUAUGCGUUUGCUUACGCCAGAUCCUAUUGCUAAUCUUCUUGCAAUUAAUUUGACGCUGGGUCGAAGACAGUGGGGAAAACGACAGUAUGGUAAAUGCAGUUGUGGCUUACUAAUUCGCGAUCCUUGCACCCACCGCAGAGUGGAAAUCAUCGGUAACAACGACUGAUUUGUCGUCUCUGUGUGUUUAGAUAUUAUUCCAGUUAUUUGGAAGACAAUCGGCUACUGAAAUACCUCAAUUAUUAUAGGGGAGAUUUAAUUUACGGUAGACCACAAAGCACAUAAAUAUUGGUUGGAGUAUAACAUAUGAUUUCAAAUAAGCCGGCGGCUUCAAAAAAAUUGGCACACGACCCCGAAUAAAUUAAAACCACUUUAGAUUUUAUAUGUUUAAUUUCUCUACACACUGGCUAAACACCAAUUGCAAAAAAUCAUUUUUUUAGAAGACACUUCCCUAACGAUUCUCUUUACAAAUUCGAAUUCGUUCUUUUUUCUUAAAAAAGGAAAUUCUAUGUCAUCCACUACCACUACCAGUCGCUUCCGUAACAUGCGCAAGCCAAAGGCCUAUAAAAACCUGCGUGCUUAUGUCAUUUUUGCAUUUAAUUUGUCAAAAGUAUACACCACUCGCAUGUUACAAAUUAACGCCUCUUAUGUGUCCUGCAACUCGACCAAAAAUCAAAAAAAUCUGGUUUUUUAAUUAAACAUCCUGAUUUCUGCAAUCUACGCAAGAAAAAUGAUUAAUUUGCGCACUUCCAAAUGAUAUGUAAUAAAUGCGCAGUUACCAGUGUGUGCGAAUAAGCGUUCGAAUCUGCGGCAAUUUCUCAUAAAAUUUAGGUUUGUACGCCGAAAUACACCCCCCCCCUCUUCCACAACCAAAAAUUGACAUAUGCAGUAUGUAUUUUGUGAAGUCAUUUUGUUUCCCGUGGUUCAAAUUAUGUAAGGCUUCCUCGUUGUUGGAAUUAAUCCAUGAAAAAAACCAGCUAUUUUUUCUGGAAAUUGGAUUUCCUCGUAAACAAGAAGAUGCAGAAAGAUAUUUCAUUUCGCAUUUGUCGAUGGUGUGAUGCGUUUUUCAAAAUCAACUCAUCUUACGAAUAUAACAUGUAAUUUUUUAAGAUUAUGUAAGACGGAUACCAUGUUCCACCAAAUUCUGCCGUUUAAUCCAGUUUUGUAGGUGUUUUGAUUAUGGUUGUUGGUGUUGAUGAAUUUCAUGCAUCAUGCGAGAUAUAUGCCUUUUUAAAUGGAUGAAUACCGCACUUGAUUUCCCCUGUAAGUAGGCAGCCUGCCGUUGAACGUUAGGAGAAAAUAAUAUCAGAUAAAGCAUGAAGGGGCUCUUUGGGCGAUUUAUUCCGACUUCCCCAUUCGCAAUCACAUUUUCUGCUUAUGCAUAUCACGACGCAGUGUCCUCGAAGUCCUUCAUCUGCAUGUCAGAAACAUAAGUGAUAUGGAAGACAGAAAGAGGAUGAUUAGGGAAUAGAGAGGCAGGUCUUUUUGCGGCAAAUCUCCCAUUUAGCGAAAGAAGCAUUCCGACACAAUGAACGCCAAUCGAGUGACUCUGCGCGCACUACGCAACGCCCGAAUUAUCUUCUACAGUGUAUUCGGCCGGGCACAUACCCUUGUAACUAAAAGUAAGUUCGUAAACUAUCAUUUGCUUGGCUGUCCAUCGCUGAACUCGUAAAAUCUCUGGAUGAUUGAACAAAGGAGCAAAAUGCUUGUUUUUUUCUGCCGGAUCGAUGACGGAAGGAGACACGAUCGAAGAGACAAGAAAUUUAUUCGCCUGACGUUUCGGAUUCCUACUCGAAUCCAUCAUCAGAGACAAAAGAGCAGAAACGGGUGGUUGUUGCACAAGGGGCUGCAGUAUUUAUAGGAUGCAGUCGCCAUGUUCCCGCAUACAUAUGAACAUUCCCCGCUCCCCCUUUCAUCCGGGAUCGCUGAACUUGGUGUGAUGACAAAUUGAUAGCCGACAUUCAAUUCGUUAAUUGCUGCAAUUUCAUCACGUACGUCGGAUGGUGGUGUGAUGAUUGCUCGAUUAUCUGACCCACCGACCAUGGCGUUAGGAUGAGUGUUCACAUGUGCCGUCUACUCGUGGGUAAUUAUUCCACCUAGGCAAAGUCUUAAAACCGAGUAUGGAAGGGGAAGGUCAUUGCACUUGCUAAUGGACUGGGGGGGGGGGCAGAAUCAUCUCACGCGGUUAUCCGCUCUAGCGAGAACUUCGGCCGCAACUUGAUAGCUGGCGUCAUUUCUCCGCACCGCUGCAGCGUGUUCGUCCAUUCGCGUUCGAAGCUGUCUUCCGGUUUCUUCGACGUAUUUGCAUUGUCCGCAUCUGCACCAGAUCCGAUAAACGACUCCAGAAGUUUCUUGCUGUGGCAGCGGGUCUUUCGGUUUCACUACCUGGCGCCUGAUGGUUGCCUUUGGCCUGUGUGCAACUCCAAUCCCAAGUGGUGCGGGAAGGCGGUCGACGGCUUCCGAAAUGUUCUCGACAUACUGACGCGCUUGCCAAAAUUUGGCGUCCGUGAGGUUUAUCCACUGGACCGUCAUUUGAUUCCAAAACGCACAGUUUUUCUCGAUAUACGCCCCGGAUUGCGGCCACGCCGACAAUAUAUUAAGAUACGGAAGGAGGAAGCAUACCGGAAACUCUGGUCGUGCUUUUUCGUUUGGUGAAACUGAAGCGGCUAAUCAUUCUAAGAGGAAGUCCUGCAGUUUAUCUGUUCCACUUCAACCUUUAAUUUAAUUCAUCUGGCUGCCCUCAUCUUUAAGUUGACAAUACGUUAUACGAGAAUAUUAACCAGUCCUUGUGCGGUUGUUUGAGAAGGAUUCAGAUGUUUCUCCUCCGCUGUUUGGCAUCUAUCAUGAUUUUACAAGUAUAGCGUUCCGUCAUGCCUUAUUGAAAGUUACCUGGUAGAUAACUGUGGAGUCAUGAAUGAUAAAUUCUCGGAAGCCUGAUAAUUCCUGUUCGCAGUUAACUUAAAACUGUGAAUUUUGUUGGUUGGUUACUUCACCACGCAAAACAUACGUAAGCCCGGUUUCUGUUGCCGCAUUGGCUGGCAUUCAUGCGAUGCAAUUCUCGCUGUAUUUGAGAGAUGCUAUCACUGCCUCAGCACGCCUCUUUAGUAACGCCAUGUUUUGCUUGUUAUCUGGACAAAACCAAGAAAGGCGUAAUGUUGCCAGCAUUUUAUCCGUUUUUGUGAGCAGUAAAGAAAGAGGGAAGCAUGCGGGACAUUGGCAAUUUCUGCAUGCUACUCACUUCCUCUCAUGUUGUUUCCUGAAACAUCCUCUGAAGCAGUUCGCUUCAUUGAGUAACCAUCGACGCGUUAUGUUAUAGAUGGCGAUGGACGAGAAAACAGUCGUGGGUUAUGUCCUUUAGAAUUUAAGCCGGCACUUCUAAUUCAGAGCAACCUAAUAACCGCACAGUAGCGCAGCAAGUCAAGCGUCCAACGCGUCCCUAAGUGAAAGGCCCCUUCCAGUUUUCGGAGUCGGAAACGGAGAUCAAAUACGCUCUCACCACACCGGCGGCCAGCCAUUUAGAGUGGUGGUAGCGCACAUUGCCCCGUUAAGUCAAAAUUCUAGUAGAACCCCCAAGCAUUUGCAGAUUUCAAUGCAAGCAAAUGGAUACUCAGUCCAACAGUUGGAUGUGUCUGACGGUUGCGUGUUACUUCACUUUUUCCUCGAGAUACUUCUGUACCAAUGAGAUGCGCCUCAAACGCGGAUAUAUAUAUAUAUAUAUAUAGGCAGAAUAGUAUUACCGACAAAGACAAGGGAGACUGGAAUGGCCAUUUCUGGCUUAUUAGCCGUCGUCAGCCAGCCAUACCCAAGCCCGAAGUGUGGAACACCCGAGCCUCGAACUCGCGACCUGUUGGUUUAGAAGUCAACGCCUCUACUCACCGGGCCACGAGCCCGUUGCCCUGUCGGUUUUAUAUAUAUAUAUACGAUCCAGCCCAGCGUACUACGCGUGGAUUUGCGCUAAAUACCAGGGGUCACUCGUCAUGUCUCCUACCCCAACUCUCAAGCAAACCCAAACCUUAAGUAUAACCCUAAUCCCAAACAUAAAUUUAACCUCAACUAUAACCCUAACUUAAGGCCCAACAACGACCUUGACCCUGACCCUAACGCAAACUAACCUGUCCCCCCUCCCAUAGCAUCAAACCUUACCGUCUAAACACGAACCUCCCUUGAAGCCAACGCAAGGUAACUUUUACAGCGGCCCUCAGAAACAUGAUUCUGACAGGAACGGUGAUUAUUACUGUACAAAGGCUUUAGAAGAAUGCCUGUUCAUCAUAUUUCACUGGGUCAUAUGAUCUUAUCGUUUUACAUAGCUGACUGAAGAAAGAUGAAUGGCAGUAGUUCUUCCAUCUAAGUACUCUAAUGAUACUGAUCUGCAACUAAAGGUUUAAGGGAACAGAAGUCUUGCCUGUUUCAAUCAGACGCGCGAAGUGUUCCAUCUAAAUUAUGAUAUUUUUCUCACUUCCGCCUGACAGAUCAGGUGAGUGAUGUUAAGCUUAAAAUAUUCUUAUUGUGCAAAUAAAUUUCGAUCUACAUUUAUGAUCACCAGUCUUCGGUACUAUUUCGUUUAACAUAAGUUGGUAACAAGGCCGAAAUCAGUUACAAUUAAUAGCCUCCCAGAUUGAAGAAGGGUAUUCCUCGAGUUUCGCGAGACAUUUAAACACUAAAGUUAAAGUGAUAAAUUCCGAGAAUGUCAGCAGUAUUCGUGCGCCCAUCAAAUAUAAACAUUUAUUAAAAGUGUUACAUCUCGGCCGUCAGUAGAUGUGCUAUUUCGUGAAGUGCCGACACAAAUCCUGACAUGCAGUUUUGACUCUAAAAGAUUACUUAAUAAGGGUUGUAAAAAUAAUUGCCAUGCAAUACAGUCUAAAAACAUUUAAGUCACAGCAGGAUGUCAGCCGUCGAACGGGAUUCUUUGUGGUCGCCCGCGAGGACUAUACUCUGUAAAAAUGGAUACUUGAGAAUAACCAUUUUUCAUUGAUUUUCAAUCUCCACGUACGUUCAGAUAAAAUUCACAGAAAACAUCCACAAAUUAUUCGUUCUUUUUUCAUUUGUCAAGAAAAUACCUCUUUUUUAAAUUAUAAACAUAGAAGGUUUCCGAUGAUGAAAUUUUUUCAAGUCCGGGGAAUGCCCAUUCGUAAAACAUCGUGUCUCUACAUUCACCAGUGCCGCUUAAAAAGUAUGCAAUACGGAUAAAUAAAUACCGACCCUUUCUUGAUGAAUGCAUAUGCUGUAUCGUAGAAACCAACUGAAAGCAACAACUUUUUGCGUUCAGCCCAAAACGCUCUAGUGACCCAGGUAUUGCAGCCCGUUCAGUCUCAUUACGUUCUUCAUUAACAAUGUGCUUUUACGCAACGAAAUCUUGCAGCUUUCUUUUCCUUUACCACUACACAUUAACGAAUAAUGCCAGAUAUACCAGAAACUUCCGUCCAAAUCAAUUUGUCUAUAUGAUGUAACACGUCACUUUUUCAAAAUUGAAACUUCACUCUGCCUGUGUUGAGGAGCUAGGGUAAGCAUUCGUGCGCAUUUUCGGUUGAAUCGCCCCGUGAAUUGAGGUGGACAUUUUGCAUCUCAUUCGCCAACCGGGUCCUUCGUUUAAUUUUAGCCGGCUUCGAAAUUAAGGCAUAGCAGCACAAUCCUGUAACGCUGGCUUCUCAGGCAAUGCGGAAAUUUGGCUGCUGUUACCGUGUUUUUCAUUGCCACUGGGCAGGAUGAAAUUCAAUUAAAAAUUCCCUUUCACCUGCAGACUCAAUGUUGUCCCUUCUCUUCGCUGUGAUCUCAACCUUGCAGCUUUUACGUCGGAAAUGGCGUGAUGAGAUCCGACUUUUCUGACGAGCAACGGAGGAAGAGGAUGCUUUUUAGACAACCUGCAGCGAGUUCACAUUUUCUCGAGAGGGAGCUGACUCGGAAUAAUUUCGAUUUUACGCUGUGUAAACGUGAACAGAAAUGUAGAUUAAGCUAGCAAAGCCUAACAACUCAAGUGCAAUGUAAUCUGCGAGAACAUUUUGAUACGAUUAUAAACCUCUCCCGAAAGUACUCUAGUAAACGCAAACCUGGAGAAUGUCCCCUCUUUGGAUUUACACUGAAAGUUAUUUAGUGCAUACAGUGUGAAACAUCUUUCACACGCGCCUGAACAUAAUCUCAACAUCGGUAGUUCUUUGAGGACGAUAUCCGCCGUGGGGUAGACCAUGCAGCAGAAUGAGGUCAGAGGUGGUGAGUUAGUAUAAAUAGAUAGUAGACUUGCGCUGCAUCUACCGCACUCUCUCCCCCACAUCUAACAAAACACGGUGUAACCACAAAGUCAAUAAGACUGAAAGGCGUAGGUGACUGGCAUGCAGGUACACCCCUUGUCCACAAAGAACACUGUCCAGGGCGCAUCGCGUCCAAAUAAAUUGCCAAUAGAAGUAACGAGACGAGUCCCAGGAAGUAGUCUUGAAGAAGGAGACACGAUCGCUGGGACAAGAGCUUUAUUAGCCUGAAGUUUCGGAUUCCUGCUCGAACCUAUCAUCAGAGACGAAAGCAGAUAGGGGUGGUUCAUGCACAAGGGGGUGCAGUAUUCAUAGGAUUCGGUCGCCAUGCCGCCGCAUACCUAUGAACAUUCAUGGCUUCCCCCUUCAUCCCGGAUCGUCACACUUGUUGUGUUAAGUGUUUGAUGGCAGACAUUCGCGUUGCUGAUUGCUGCAAUUUCAUCAAGUGCUUUGGAUGUUGAUGUGAUGAUUGCUCGACCGUCUGACCACCCGAUCCUGGAGUUGGGAAAAGUGUUCACCUGUGCGCAUUCAGCGUGCCUAAUUACUUCGCCCGGACGAAAUCAUGCGUCAGGUAAUGAAAUCGAAGGACCCGCAGCCACGGCUAACAAAGUUCUAGGGUCGAUUAUCGGAUAUGGUGCAGUUGCUGCCAAAGCAACUACGUAGGGAAACCGCAAGACAGCUCCUAACGAGAAUGACCGAACACGUUGCAGCGGUGCGGAGAAAUGACGUCAGCUCUCAAAUUGCGGCUCAUUCGACGAGAUCCGGCCACGCGUUCAAAUUCAACGAGGCCGAAAUUCUCGCUAUAGCUGGCAACCACCUGAGCCGGGAGCGGCUUGAGUUAUAGUCUCCCGCCCCACCCCCCCCCCCCAAGUGUAAUGACCUCCCCCUCCAUAUUCGACGUUGAGACUGUGCCUAGGCAGAGUUAUUUACCACCUGGGAAGCGCAUAGGCGGACACUGUUCCCAAUCCUAGGUUCGUUAGUUUAGAUAAUCGAGCAAACAUCACAUCAACAUCCAAAGCACUUGAUGAAAUUGCAGCAAUCAGUAACGCGAAUGUCUGCCAUCAAACAUUUAACACACCAAGUGCGACGAUGUCGGAUGAAGGGGGGAGCCGUGAGUGCCCAUAGGUAUGCGGUAGCAGGGCGACUGCAUCCUAUAAAUACCGCAGCCCCUUGUGCAUGAACCACCCGUAUGUGCUUUUGUCACUGACAAUGGGUUCGAGCAGGAAUCCGAAACGUCAGACUAAUAAAGCUCUUGUGCCAGCGAUCGUGUCUCCGUCUGAAAGACUGUCCAGGGCCUCGCAAAACAAAUAAAACGGAGUAAGGCACGUUUAUUAAUUGGCGCGACGUGUGUCCCCACACAGUAGCAACGCCCUCCUGCUCUUACUGUAGCUCAGAUGUUGGUCCAGCGCGUCUGUCUCGUGACCGUUUAGGACCAUACCAACUUAAAACGGACAAACAUCAAGUGAUUUAGCGACUCUAGUAAUCGAUGUCUCGCGUCUAGUGGUUUUUCCUUGCGUCCUCGUCAAAAUUGGGGACUGUUGUUUUUUAGCUUCCGGCAUCGGUUCUGCCUAACAGAGGUCGCAUGUACAGAGUGCAUUCAGUCGGUUCAGGGGUGCCGAUGGAUGCCGCCGUAUGAACUAGGUCUGAAUAAUCCAUGCAAAAAUGUGCGGAUUUCUGGUCCCACUUACGGAGGCCGGAUUUCGAACCGGGCUUUAGGGCUGUUUGUUCUGCGAUUGCCAAAUCUGGUAACUAAAUCUUUAUUCGCAGCACGCAUAUGAGGUUUUGGAACGAGCGCAUCAUCAACCCACACGGUGGCUCAGAGAAAGUGAAUUCUUCGAGGCAUGUACAUCCUAGUUGAUGUGUUCGGAGUGGAAGAAAUGGUUUGCCGGUCCUUCACUUGAAUAUGGACAUCCAAUUAUGUUGGAAGAUACUCGUCAGAGGUGUGUCAGUAUUAGUCAGGCAUACGUCGUAGUUCAUCAUUCAGGGCACGUAAACCAAAUACUGCCGGUCACUUAUUCCGUCGGACUGGUCUAUUUCGGGUCACAGUAUCAGUAAUAUGUCCUGAAAUAAUUGAUUUGCAAGAUUCAAUACCCCUUAGACAUUACCAUUCCAUCGGCCCCUUGUUUAAGUUCAGGGUAGCAAUCGAGGAGAUGACGCGGUCAACUAAGUGAGAACUGUAUCUGCUUUUUGUUUCGAUUAUGCACUCUAAACUAUCAUCAGAGAACACAUAUGAUAUGGGCAACGGAUGGUCAAGGGCUGCAGCCAUUAUAGGAUUCACUUACCAUGCUGUUCCAUGUCUAUUAGCAGUUAGGAAGGAGUUGGUCGUGAACUGCUGCACUCAUAGUAUCAUACAGGUCAAAACCUGUCUCUGUUGCGGUUGCACUCCGUAACUUUAUUGUUGAGUGCCUUGAUAUUCGCCCACAAACACGUGAACUAGCGAUGCUGGUCACCCUUGUUUCCCCGAUCCGGUUCGCACACCGACUGAUCACACAUCCAAAACGGAAGGAGCUUAGAUGAUCCCCUUUUCAGAAUGCCACAGACAUGUCAGGCUCACACAGCAACUCAUGUUUCACCGAACGGGCGCCUUGCUGACUAAGUAUACAAGCAAAUUGCCGACGCACAUUUUAUGGCCAACAGAUUCUACGCCAUAUACUGAGGUCCCAAAAAUCUGUACACAGGCAUUUCUCAAAAAUUCUCUCCGCAGCAAAAGUUCCGUACAUCCGCAGAUUAGUGUCACAAAAUGAAACGCCAACUUUUGCAUCUUUACAUCGCGGGUCUCCGUCAAGCCUCCAGCUUUCUGGCAAGUAAGUAAAAAAAACCUUGGAUCACUUUUUCUGUGCCAGAAUAUUAAGCGCAAAACAGCACUCGUCAAAAGACUCGAUUUCAUUAUCAUCGUCCGAGAAUCUACGCGACCUCCUCACCCAACGGCACGUGGCAAAACAGGUCGCCACGAUGUAGGAGACGGCGACCUCUCUACCUCCUCACUGACGAGCGCACGUUCGAACCGAAACUCUCUGAUUACUAUUCGCGCAACGGUUCCCGCUUGAGGUCUAGAUAGCCAUGGGUAUUUCUUAAGGAAACAGACAGAUAGUUCUGUCAAAACCACGAUAGUGAGAAUCUCUUAUUGUCCAGGAAGCAGUUCCGAGCAAGAUGCGAUCGCUAACGCAGUAGGUUUAUGGACCCGAUGUUUCAGAUUUUAAAUUGGAUGCAUCAUCAGGGACUGUAGCAGGUAAGAAAUGCUGGCUCAAAUAGAGCAGUAUUUGGAGGCCGAAGCUGCCACGCAACUCCAUGCGCAUCCGUUGUUGAGGUUCAUACCUGAUACGAUGAUGGCUUGCUAAUCGUUUACUGUUAGUUGUUAAUUGCCGUCGUGGAUUUCUGGCGUGGUAACUACUCGGUCGGCCACGCCCACCGCGCAUGACCAAUUUCUCUGCCAGGCACAGUCCCAACACAGAAUACGGGGUCGGGAGGUCGCUACGCCUGCAGAUCGACUGGGAGCCGGCGAACCAUGACUCCAUCACCAGGCGGCACACGCGUUUGUCGCAUUUUGCGGUUGCCACAGUUUGCGCCUUUCACCACUGAGACGUACAUGCAAUCAGGGCCGUCGAGCGGCCGCAAUAUACGUUCAUCAAACCGAGAGGAUGCCCACAACUCCGUAAUCAUCCAUUAAACUCACCCAGUGGACACCGAUCCGCUCUUGUAUGACGCCUGUUACUCGCACCCACGUGGACCUCGCCGAUCUACACCCGCGAAGACACUGAGCCGACUUUGCGUCCGGGGCCCCGCAUGUCUACAGAGCGUUACAGGAUCCUGAUUAUUGCUGUGGUUGAGGAAAAUACAAUACGCUCCAGGUUCGGUAGUCACAGUGUCUGGGUUUUACUGACCUGGAUUGCAGGUUGUGGUUGUGCCAAAACAGUAAAAUGCCGAAAUUCACCAUAGCAGUCUCGAGUUCCUUUUCAGUAUUGCGCGGAUUAAUACAACCCAUGAAAACGUAUAUCUUAAUUAAUUAUCACCGGUACUUUUCAUUGCUAUUCGUGUAGUGGUGAGAUUAUGGAAGAACCGAUGUGGGAAGGGGUAUGGUACUAGAGUAAAGGAUAAUUUUGCUCUCAAAACAGUACUUAACGACGCGCGUUUAAAGCUAUAAAUGAACUAUGGGUUUUAAUCAGUGCUGAGAAGGAGUAAGUGUAGUUAACGCUCUCAUGUCCGGAUGCCGCGGCGUGGUGUUUGCUAAUGUGCUCGUCGUUCUAUUCCACGGUACAUGCCGGUUUGUCCCCCAACAAGAACCGUUUAGCUUCUGGACAGAUGCCUUUUGUAAACUUAAAGAGUCGUGUAUAUUCACUCGUCUCCCUUAGCAGGUUCGACCCGGUUGGCUGGCCUGCGGUCGCAAACACGAAGUAUUCACUGAUGCCACAACCCAGUUAUUGCCGCGUGAAAAUCCUCGGUAUCUCGCUUUUUAUCCAUAUAACCCGGUUUCAAUAGCCGAUAAGUCCCGCCUUUAUCAGUCAGCCAAGACUCUGUUGCACUUUCAAUUUCCUUCUCGCCAAACUUUCCACAAUAUUAUCCAAAACGUAUAGUACGGAAGGUGUACUAACUGAUGAAAUGUUGAGGGAAAUUCUGAAGUGCGUUUUAGUUUAGAAAAGAUAAAACAAGUAGAGUUUUAAAAGUAUUCGUCGUGCAGUGUGAUUCUAUAAUAUUUCAGAUUCGGGAUGCCUGCUUUCGAAAGAACUUCUUUUCGACCGCAUGCAAAAACGAUACUCUGUAAAAAUGACUGCUUAUGUAGCAUUACUCUUUCUCAAUGAUUUUUGAGGCCCUUAAAAAUUCAAUUAUAUUUCGUGGAAAGCACGCAUAAAAAUAAUCAUUCUUUUGCUCAUUCGGCAGAAAACUACGUCUUCUUCAAACCUCAAUCUUGAAAGAAGGGUAAAAUUCGAUUUUAAAAAAUUUCUAAUUGUGCGAUUUUUUAAUACCGUGAAAUACCCGCUCAUAAAAAAUCAUGUUUCUGCAUUUAUCAACGUGGCUUGUAAAUUUAUCAAUAUGGCUUCAAUCCACCGAUAAAUGUUUUGAAUCCCAUAUGGUCUCUCUUAAAACCAUAGAGAAGUAUAUGGUUUUCUAUACGCGGAAAAUAUACGGCUUGUAGUUUUGAAACCCUGAAUGCAAUUGUGAUGGCAGGUCGGGUUCGAAGUUAUUAAGGAAUUUAAAAAAGCUUUUAAGACUGAACCAUCCCCUUCCUUCAGGCAUAAGGUAAAAAAAGACGUAAUUUUCUGCGGAAUAAGCAAAAUAAUGAAUAUUUUUUCAUGCGUGUUUUCCAUAAAAUAUGAUUGAAUUUUUAAGUGCACCAAAAAUCAAUGGAAAAAAAUUCAUGCUACCCAGAAGGUGGUUUUUGCAUGCAGCCGUCAACAAGUUCAUUCGAAAGUCGGCAUCUUCAGGUUACUGACCUAUUAAAGAAUUAUCCUGCAUGGGAAUUGAUUUUCACAGCGAAAAAAAACUUCGGAAUUUCGGUUAAAAUUGCAUGAGAUAGCCUACCUACUGUGUGCUAUGUCUCUAGAAAUUGGUGCUGUUUGAGCACUUGAACAUGAGUGUUUCUAUGUGCGUCUUCUCUUUCGCAGGGCGCGAGUCUCGAUUCGACUCUGCCUCGCGUCUCCUACAUCAAAGCCAUUGAUGUCUGGCUUAUCGCUUGCCUCCUCUUUGUAAUCGCUGCCAUGCUGGAGUUUACCCUGGCAAGCUAUUGGUCCCGUCGCGUGUCCCAGCGUAGGUGGCGUUCGGAGGUUCGGGAGUCGGUGCGUUCUCUUCUGGCGCGAGUCAUCUGUCCCUGCCAGUCGCCCAGUCCAAACCAAGUCCUCCUCAGAUGUGGCUGCUGUGGAGUGGCGAUGAGCCCGCACGAGGUGGUGGCGUCGCAGCAGCAGUCUGCACAACACCGUCCGCAGUACGCUGAGUGCUACUGUUACGCAAGGUGCCAGUGCUCGCCGGUGGAGACAGCCUGCCGAUCAGUGAAGUUUGAUAUUCCCAAGAAUCGACCCUGUUCUGCCCAAAAACGUAGCUAUGUGAGUGCCUCUUACAAUUUGGGACUUUGGUUCAUAAAUGUAAUUUAACCGUUCAUGCCUUUUUUGCCGGAUGGGAGUGCCCUCUAGCCGAUUUCGGUUAGGAAUUGUGCAAUUUCUGGAGAUAAUGGGAGAUAGAGAUGGAAUCCGGUGGGAACUUCAGCAGUUUCAGAGCAGGCUCCUGACUUUUUGUCGCGCAUGGGCCAGGUUGGACACCCGCAAAUCCACCGCGCUAAGACUGGAGUAUUAGUUCCUGCACACCUUGCCCCUAGUCCAGUUAGUACUUUUUAAUCAAGAGUGACAUUAGCUACAACACAAGCCGAUACCGCCCUUCAAUUCCGCAAAUUAGUAAAACACAAUUCGGGUCGUGGUGAAUAACUGGUGCCUCAGAUGACUUCACUUAAUAUAAUUCCUGUUUCAAAGUGUCGAAAAUGUCUCCCAAGAGAGAAGAACUGCCAGUCACAGGUGAAUAGACCCGCGAUUUUUGUUAAACAAUUUGGAAGAAAUAAGUUUAUUGUUAAAAAUAAACAAAUUGAAUUGUGAAUUUUCGACUUUGUUUACCCUAUUUGUCCUCAGACGUGAAGUAAGUGUGCAAAACAGUUAACAUUUAAACAUUGCUAACAGUAGAUUUUGUUCUGUUACUCCUGCUGGCUUAAUGCUUUGAGCGGCCAAUGCCUUUUCCACUUCUCCUUGGGUUCGUUGAUACAUGAGUUAUUAGAAUGGAUGGCCUGUAAAAAUCCGCGGCCUUUCUUAGAUGAGUAAGCACUUACAAUGCGAGUCUUGUCCAAAGCGUACUUGUGUCCAGUUUCCAGCGUAUUAAUGGCUACUCGGGACAAGUGGUUUAGCCUUUUUACGGCCAGUUGAUAUCCAUGUAUUCGUGUAGAGGCCGAUUUCCCGGUUUGACCACAGUAAACCGCAUUACAGGUGUUGCAUGGCAUCUUAUAGGCGACUUCCCUCUUACCUAAGUAGCCAAUCCUUUCCUUAACUCCCGUCGUCCCAUCCAUCGAUCUACAAAAUAUCUAGGAUACCCAAUCCGAUGAAACAGUUCGAACAAAUAAUUCAGUUCUAUAUGAUAGGUUUCGUUGUCAGAGCAGUGAGUUCAUGCUCGGUUAACUUAAUAAUUAAUCACGGUGUUUUAUGCAAAAUACUUCGUUAUGCAAGCUGAAAAACUAUGGCAAACUGUGCGUACAUUAUUUGCAAGUCUGAGCAGAGCUGCAUCGUGGAAUGCACCGCUACGUAGUCUGUGCAAAGAAUUCAUGGGUUUAGUUGACCUUCAGGGCUGAUGAUUAUGACGACUGUAGUGGUGAUUGGCAGGCACAAUAAAUCCUUCAUAUUCGAUUAGAAAGGAGGGGAAUGCGUAGGUAGUGGUCGUAGCCUUCGCUCACGCAAAGGCAGUAAUUAAGGACACUACGCAAUCCUACGAAAAUGUCGGGAAACAACAGGGUACUUUGUACUGAGUUGAAAUCCCCCGAGGAGUGGAUGAAAUACGCUUAAAAAACGUGAAACACUGCUCAGUGUGUUAGACAUAUUCGCACAAUUUGGGCAAAACGACGUUAAUUACUACACCAUUAUCCAGACUUUAAUUGCAAUCUCGCAAAGAUGCAUGUUUUGUUGUAAAAUUGGCAAAAGGGAGUGCUUUUAAUCCUCAAUCCAAAGAAGACAUUGGCGGACGAUGUGCCGUUGAGAGGACUUCAGUUUAAAGCCACAGGCACAUAGCAAUAACAACACAAAUAUGGGGAACAUCUUGCUAGGCAAAAGACUGGAAAGGGAUAGUUUUAUAAUAUUAAGUUUAUUUUGCACAGAGGUUUAUGCUGGGAAAUGUUAGAAGAGCUUCUAUCAAAAGUUAUGCAGAUACGCAAUUUUUCCCAUACACGAUAUGGCGUUUUCUCCGUUUGAAGCGGGGUUUUUGAAUGUUGACUCCAGUUCGCGAAUUAACCAAUGGGGUAGUAACAUCUCUGUAAUCUGGCUAAGUAAGCGGCAUCCAUCUGCUUAUUACCUGUUGAGAGUAAGUUCUCAUUUACGCAAAGUCAUACUGCUGACAAAGACAAGGGAGACUGGAAUGGUCGUUUCGGGCUUAUUAGCCGUCAUCAGACAGUGAUACCCAACCUGGAGGUGUGGAACACCCGGGCCUCGAUCUCGCCAUAUGUUGGUUAGAAGUCCAACGUCCCUAAACUCUGAUCUGACGACGUCUAACAAACCAGAAAUGGAUAUUCUCGUCUCCGUUGUCCAUGUCGAUGAUGUCAUUCUACCAAUAGUACUCUCCACCGUGCGGCUGCGGGUUGGGCUCGAAAGGAGGCCCCAGGACACAACAGAACGAGAGAGCUCCAUAAGAGGAUCGGUGAGUGCCAGUCCGCCACUCUUGAAUGCCGAAAGGCAGUCGUGCAUGGCUGGCGGCCAUAUGCAAGCUGGAUGCAGGCCACAUGUACCAACAUCACCGGCAUUGUCAGGAAGUAGCCCUUACAUAUACGUCUCAUAAAAAUUUGAUCAACACAAAGACAUGGAAUACUGAGAUUUUAAUUUCACCUGCCAAAAAACCGGUCAUACGUCAUCCAUGACAAGAUAGAUUACCGAAACACAGCCCUCCUGCUACUCAACGAUCGGGAGUCCUACAAAGUCAGCGGCGCUGCCAGUUUAAAGUCACUCCUGGCGAAAGUUGACAUAAUUCUGGCUCGACUAAUAAAGGACACGGCCAUCGCCGCUAAAGACUGGUAUAGUGUAAAACCCACAGAACCAGCUACGGCGCGAUUCUACGGUCUCCAAAAGGUACACCGGACAGACGUUCCCCUCCGAGCAAUCGUCUGACUCCGAAGCACACCCGAAUACGAGCUUACAAAUUGACUAUUACAAAUUUCUAACCGCGAGCUCACAAGCAAAAGUGCAGUCAGCAAAGCAGUUUUCUAAAACGAUACGGGUGGUCAUGAUCGAACGCAAUGAGAGACUGGUGUCAUUUGAUGUCGUUCCACUCUCCUCAUCCAUACCAUAGGCUAUGGCGGUCAAAAUGCGCAGUGACCUGCUGCGUCAAAAAUGCAGUGAGGGCAAUGGCCAGUCCACAGCUCAGGAUUUCAGAGAACACCUAGGGCACUGCUUCAAGACAUCCCUUGCCUUCGAAGGGAUCACAUAUGAACAAAUUAAGCGCUUUCCGGGCUCAUUGUUGAGGCAGUUCAGCAAAGACUCGGGAGAAGACUGCUCGAGGAGCACAAACCCCAGUUUGGGCGCGCUACGUGGAGAACACCUUCGUAAUUUUCCGUCUGGGUAAAGAUUGACUAGUACGGGAAACAACUGAACUCAACCAUUCCCGACCUGCGGCUCACGACAAACGUCUAUUCUUAGAUGCUCUUGUCUGCCUCCAAACGUACCUCAGACUGACGAUAUCAAUCUACUGAAAACCGACGAACACACUGCAAGUGCUCGGCUACAACAGCAACCACCCACUGCAGCAUCAACGAAGCUGUACACGCACGCUAGACCGUAGGGUGAAAGCUCAUUGCAUCACGCUCGCCGCCAAACUGGACGAGAUGAAGCUCCCCCAAGAACUCUUCAGGGCCAAAGGACUUCUGCGAGCAUUAAUUGAAUGGAGCCGAAAGCAACAAAGGAAGCGGAAUGAAGGGCAUAGUCAACCUAAAUCGUAACGGAGCAUUCCGUGCAUGAAAGGGUUCACCGAAGCUGUGGCUAGAUCCAUCGCGCCGCUCGGAAUAGGCGUUUCUUACAGCCCUGACUCAAAAAUCCGCUGGAAAGUGAUGCGGCCAAAAGAUCGAGCCCUAAGCAGGAGAUGUCAGCUGUUAUCUACCGACUUCCCUGCAGCUGCCGCACGUGUUACUACCUUGGCAAAACCGUCCGACGGCUGCAAUCGCGAAUGUGCGCGCAUAAGUUGGCCGAGCGAAGGUUGAACGCAAAGUCGGAGGUAGCGUCCCAUGCCGCGCAAGUGGGGCACAUCUUCAACUAUGAGGCGGUUGAGAUUGUGAGCUGGGGCGAUGAUCAUAGAGCAAUGCGGAUGCAAGAAGUCCGGAUGUCCACCGACUGCUCUGUCGACCGCCACAUCAAUUUGCCUCUCCCCCAUCUGACUUCACCAACCUUCUUAACGGGGAACAGUUACGGCGCGGGACAGUCGGGGCCAUCAACUACCCCCCGGUGGACGAGGGCGGGGGCGAUUCAGGUCACGGUGACAUAAGGGACGGAUGCAACCAUACAGGCGGCAUUAGCGGGCCCCCCAUCGAACAAAGUGGCCAUACAAGGAGAACCGUGCGCUAAACUUCCUGGUCUCUGAAUAUGCGUAGACGAAGCAACAACUCGAAACGUCAGACCUCCAAUAGACCUCGCCGGUGAACGCCCCUCCUCUUUUGACAAAGUAGGCAUGAACACGCCUUCAUAACGGUAUUCAAGUUUGCAGAGGAAGGGUGUGACUUGGUAUCGGAUAAGCAGCGUGAGUGUACUCCAAGCGCUACAAUCACUCGGUCAAAUCCCGGUUUGUAUGGAGACAGAACUCGCUCGAUUGGGGAAUUUACUGUGCACAGAAACCUCCCUGGCGCCAUUUGCCGCUGGCAAAGCCAGGGUUGGUACUGACUACGCCUAGUCAUGCCUGAGGGUCUGUGAGACAUUCUCAAGUGGUGUCGAACUAGCAUGUGUUGUAUUUGUCGAUGGAUGGCAGUCAAUUGUCGUAUGUUGCUGGUUGCAGGGAAGUGAUGUGUUUAAGUGGCGCAUGCGCGUCCGAUUUGAAGUCGGUACAGUGGCUUCGGUCAAAUGGCGUCUCGAACAGCUCGCUGGGAAGGCGAAUGACCUUGACGCAGCAAGGCCCUUAACAAGGACGCCAGACAUGACCAUGAUGGCUGUCGGCACCAUAACUUCUUCCACGAGAAUGCGUCGGCGGAACUAGGCGCAAAAACAGAUACUGGUGUUGGUAGAGAGAAUAAACACAUUUCUUAGUAAUGAGAUGUUAUUCAAGAAGCAUCGUAAACAAAUACAGUCGAUAUAUUCUGACCUUGUUUUAAACUAUACACCGGAAGCGCUCGGGCUAUUUGCAGACCGCCUCAGAAGAAACCCCCCGAUUUUCUUUGUGCCGAUUGUUUACUUACAGCUAGAGCGCGACACCGUCAUAGACUUGUGCGGCCACACUUCGCAACAAUGGCCAAAGGAUUAUAGGCGUUCAAUCUCCCUUAUACUGCAAUUUAAUAUUUGAUGUUCUAGGGAAGUGUACGUAAACAGUUCAGUUGAUUCUGCAUUGAAAACGCAUUACUUGACGAGAAUGCCCUAGUUAUGAGCAACCAUGAUUUUAAUUCCAUUCAGUGCAAUGAAGAAAACGCGUGAGCUUCAUUCAAGGGCGUUUCCGAUUUGAGUGCUUGCAUGGAGUUCAAGAUAAUUUAACUGGGCAGUUUGAAUCCAUCAUUCGAUAACAGUAUCCUUGGCAUGUCUUUAUGCAACCAGACACAAUUCCUUUAUCCGGCAAUAGCGGGGUUUAUGGCCGAGGUUACUUGACCAGAGGAAACGACGUCAGUGUACGUGAAUGUAUCGUUUUCUCCAUCAUUCUUAUUUGAUUAGGAAGAGCACUGCCGCGUUUAAUGUUACAAGUUGAAGACGAUGGCGUAGUGCAGUAGAAGCUCACUUCAUGUGCAGAGCUUUCCAGGGUUAGGUUUGGUCCUGUAGCUCCAACUGAGUUAUACCACAUGAUAGGCUAAGAAAAUUAUUAGUUGUGAGUGCGCUGACUUUACAACUAUCACGAAUUUGCACUUUUCCCAUAAAUGUAAUCCAGAGGGUGACUGUGUCACGGGGGAAGGGGCACUUAUACUCCAGCGCCUGGUUAUCACUUGGUUCGCGCUUCCCGGCACUUACUUCGAGGCCUGCUUGCGGUCUCUUUAUUAUCCUAAUCCAGCGAGUUGCCAGAUAGACUUGCUAAUGCAAUUUUUCGGACGAUGUUGAACUCCGUCGGUUGCACUACAAUGACCGUGCAGUGCGAAUUACCACGCGCUUGCCGACCGUGACCUUUUAGUUUUGAUAACACCCUCCUCAACCUACUAAUCCAGCGAGUGGCUACGUCGAGGGAAGUACAGUGCGUGACCGGUCUCAUUAAAUGGCCGAAAUUCUGAAAUGCGUUUUUGACUAGGGAAGGAUUAACAAGGUGGUGUUGUAAUACUAAUCCUCAUGUAGCAUUAAUCUAUAGAGCAUCGGACUCGCCAGGAUGUCGGCUUUUGAAGGCGCUUCUUUUUGUCCUCACACAGUUGUACUACUGGGUAAAAAUGACUACUUAAGUAGCAUGCAUCUUUUACGUUGACGUUCGAUGGACCCGUAAAUCCGAAUGUAUUUUAUUGACAAAUUGAACAAAAAAACGUGGUUUAGUUCACUUGUUCGAAAGAUAGUCAAGUCAUCUAUAUAUUUUACACUCGAAAAAAGAGAAUAGUUCAGGUUUAAAAAAAGCUUUUAAUCAUGAGAUUUUUAAGAUCAUUCAAAGUCUAUUCACUCAGCAUCGUACCUGUCCGUUUACCGCUGCUCCUCAUGGUCCUACAGACCCAUCUGAGUUAUACCGCAUGGUAGGCUUUCUAAGAAGACUUCUUAGUUGCGAGUAGGCUGACUUUACAACUAUCACGCAUUUGCAUUUUCCCUACAUUUGCAAUCCAGAGAGUGACUUUGUCACAUUGACAGGAGUACUUAUAGUCCAGUCUCGGUUAUCACUUCGUUCGUUCAUCCCUGAACUUGCUUUGAGCCCUUCUUGCGUCCUCUUUAUUAUCCUUAUCUAGCGAUUGGCCAGAUAGACUUGCUAACGCAAUUUUUCGGACAAUGUUGGAAUCAAUCGAUUCCACUACAUUGGCCAUGCACUGCGAAUUACCAUGCGGUUCCCCCCCCCCGUGGCCCUCUAGCUGUGACAGCACCCUUCUUAUCUUACUAAUCCAGCGAGUGGCUACGUCGGGGGGAGUAUGUGCACACGCCACCUUCACUCACCUCCCUGCGCGUGUUCCGAGCUCUGCUUCUGCUCUCAUUCCCCUCCUAAUCCAUCGAGUGCCUAAGUUAGGUUCACCAAUAGAAGCAAAGAGACGAGUCCUAGGAGCAGUCUUGAAGAAGGAGACACGAUCGCUGAGACAAGAGCUUCAAUCGUCUGACGUUUCGGAUUCCUGCGCGGACCCAUCAUCAGCGGCAAAAAGCAGAUACGAGUGGUUCAUGCACAAGGGGCUGCCAUAUUUAUAGGAUAUAGUCGCCAUGCUACCUAUAAAUACCUAUAAAUACCUAUAAAUAUUCACGGUUCCCCUCCUUCAUCAGGGAUCGUUGAACGUGAUGUGAUGGCCAACAUUCGCGUCGUUAAUUGCUGCAAUUUCAUAAGGACGCUUUGUCGGCGUCGGAGAAACCGGAAGACAACUCCGAACGCGAAUGGCUGAACACGCUGCAGCGGUGCGGAGAAAUGACGCCAGCACCCAAGUUGCGGCUCAUUCGACGAGAUCCGGCCACACAUUCGCAUCCGACGAGGUUGAACAUGGUAGGGGGCGCUCACCGAUCGUUCUUACAGAACUUACUCGUUUCGUUGUGCAAUACGGGCUCUCUCGAGUCCAACCAGCAGCCGUACAGCGACGCAUGCUAUAUAGGCAGAAUGCUAUUACCAGUCUCCCUUGUCUUUGUCGGUAAUAGCAUUCUGAGGUUGAAAUUUUCGCAAGAGGUGACAACCGCGUGAGCCGGGAGCUGCUUGAGUCAUCAUUAACUGGCCUUCAGCCCCUUAACAAGUGUAAUGAUCUUCACAUUCAAUACUCGUGUUGGAACGUCGCCUAGGCGGAGUAAUUGGCCACACGGGGAGCGCACAAGUGAACACUUUUCCCAACACCGCGUCAGAUGGUCGAGCCAGCAUCAUACGAACAUCCAAAGCAGGUGAAGAAAUUGCAGCAAUUAACGACGCGAACGUCGGCCAUCACACCACGUGCAACGAUCCCUGAUGAAGGAGGGCAGUCGUGAACAUUCAGUAGGUGUGCGGUAGCAUGGCGACUGCAUCCUAUAAAUACUGCAGCCCCUUAUGCAUGAACGACCCGUAUGUGCUUUUUCAUGAUGGGUUCGAGCAAGAAUCCGAAACGUCAGGCUAAUAAAACUCUUGUCCCAGCGAUCGCGUCCCCUUCCUUAAGUUAGAUAUGUUAACUAAUAUUGUUUUUACCAGCAAACUAUAUGGUAUCACUCGGGUGAGGCUUCAGAACCAAAAUUCACCGCUUUCUGACUUGCAUUUGAACAGUAAUUCAGUCGAGCUAUCUAUGGGCCGGCAGCUAUUAAGCUAUGGAUUGACUCCUGCAAAAUCGAUCGCAGCAGAAAUCGCUGAUCUUUUUUAGCAUCCUGAGUCUGUGUUUACAAAAGAACGAUUGGAACUCGCGGUCGGUCCUAAUGCCUUUGGGGAUGGCUUUCAUUGCCGAGUUGCAUUAUUCUGCAGCGACAUCACCUCCUCCUGCAUGCCUCUCCUAAAUUAAUAAUCAAAUUAGGAGCAGCUGUUUCGUAUUUUCGGUUUAUCCUCAGAUUCAGAUGACUGAAAAAUUCUUCCUUCCUCUCUCCUUUUUGUGAAUGUGCUCUCGCCGGUGAUGCAACCGUCAACCUCAAAAAUAGAUGACGAGCUUUUUGGAUACCCCAAAAUAUUUAUGCGGUAUGCCCGUCGCACAGUGGAUGGCAAAUCCAAUAAAUAUCCAGUGAUGAAAUCUAACUGCAAAUUUGCUAUGAUUAAUGCCUACACAGUCGCCGUUUUUGUUCCUUCGAGUUCACUUGGCACCGAAGAGUAGAAAACCCAAAAGUGCUUUCAAAUAAAAAACAAUUAUUUAAAUCGCACAUCGACACUGCCCAAAGUGAGGCAGGGUAAUAAAUAACUUACUAUGUAAUAAGAUGUUGCAUUUUUUCCUAAACCGUUCGUCUUUUUCCUGUUUAACCAGUGCUUGUGAACUAUUUGCCGCUAAAGUGGUGUACAUUUAUUUUAUUGAUUUUCGGAGUAUUUUUCAUAAACACGUGUACAUUGAUCAUACUCAACUUAUAGAGUCCCUGAUCUCUAAGUAGCACUUGACGAAAGAGAAUAUCUAGUUCUAGCAGUCAUUUUUAAGAAAUCGUUUUAGACCUCUUAACCAUAGCUAUAUUAGUGCCGCAGUAGCAGUCGCGUGGCAACGUAGGAAUAGAAUGUAAUAUUCUUUAACAUAAAAGACAACAGAUUUGAACGUCCCUUUUCGGUCCAUGUUCCCUCGUCAGGUACCUGGCACACCGUAUACUACGUCACCAGCCGGUUUAAAAUUCUGUGUGGAAUGCUUAGUCUCCCGUUAGAUUGAUAUCCGUUGUUUGCUUAGUGAUUUCGUAGUGCCGAUAGUGAAGAUUAAAUAAGCUGGGUGGGGUUUUUCGAAAUCUCAGUUUGGUAAACACGUGUUUUCCGUAACUCGUCAUCAGGCCAAAACAGUUACAUAGACGAUGAAAUUAUGGGGGCCAACGCCGAUCCCAGAUGAUGCUUGCAUGUCGCCCCAACCUCCUGAUGGCAGUGGUAUGUGCACAACGUACCCGACGUACAAGCAUUACUCACGGCCUAUGUCCCCCCUCCCCCUCGCCUCCUUGACCCAAUGGUCACGACACGCCGACCACGCCAAAGCACGCCUCGCCAUGCGAGUGGCGUGGGAACGCUGAAUCCCUCCUAAGCCCUGUAACUUCGCAUAAUUUAAAGUCCUAUGUAGUUUUUUUGGCCUGAUGAAGAAUAACCAAAAACACGUGUUUGCCAAAUUGACUUUUCAAUUGUAACAUGGGGAUAUUGGCUGAACUUAGACAAUCCAAAGAUCCCUUGUUGUUUUUUGUUAAGCCAGUGAACUCACUAUGGUUUUUAAGCUAUUCUUUCACUGCUAAUAUAUUGUCUCAAGCUUCUCACCAGUUUCCAGCGAUCUCCACUUAAUACUGUCGCUAGGCCUACCCUUAGCGUCACCCCAUAACGCUGCAGUCAGAGGGCGUGGAAAUGAAAUUUGCGAUGCAUCAUCACCAAAUAGUUUAUUAUAAACCCCGUUACUGGUGUUUCCGAUGUCUGAGUCAACAUGUUUUGUGUUUAUGCCAAAGUCCAAUAAUUUCUGUACUAACUAGCUCAGAGUUUCACUGCUAUCAUCCAGAAAAUCCAGAGUCCGGCAGAUUUUAUUAGACAUCUUCAUUUUCCACUUAUCUCCACAUCCAAGCACACAUUUCACGUCAAGAAACAACAACCUUGCAAAAUGAAAGGCUUUCUUCAGUUCCUCUGUCCAUCGCUCUGGCCUCAACAAGCGAAUCGGAAAACAGUGGUCCGUUUUCAUGAUUUUUCACCCGACAUCAUCUUGUGUCUGGAGUGAUUUUCACUUACUGUAAACAGGGAUUUGUCGAUGUUCACCUCAAAGUCCCUAUCUCCUUAUGUGUUAUAUACGUGUGUGUUGAGCCCUCAUCACCUGAACGUAUGGUGCUAAUUCUUGCAUUCUUUUACACAAUUAUCCUGAGAUCCUUGUCUGCCUAGUAGAUACUAAGGGCAAUAUCGACAAGGUCAAGUGAAAAAUGAUAAAGGUGAGAGGGAGCCGUAUGUAAUGGUAGUGGGGGCGAUCAUCGAUCGUUUUUACGGAACUCACUCUUCCCGUUUUGCCUUUGGGGUCUCUCUGUCGUGUUCAACCAGCAGCCGCAAACCGGCGCACGAUACGUGUCACGGGAUCGAGCACCAGGUGUUCCACACUUUGAGGUUGGGUAUGACUGGCGGACGACGGCUAAUGAGCUAGAAAUAUCCAUUCCGGUCUCCCUUGUCUUUGUCGCUAACGCUAUUCACUAACGUAUGAGUCAUAUGCUAUUAAAGGUACGAUAUUUGGGCAACAAAACCGAAGGCGUUAACUUAAAUGGGGCUGAUAUUUCCUCAGAUUUUCUGGCACGUAGAGAGUUGCAAAUGCAGUUUGGUUCGUCAGGCUUUCACCACGUGCGCUAGAUAAAAGCCCUUGUUGAAACCGCGCACAUAUUACGGACUUAAUGCGGAAAUAAUGCCAAUAAUACUAGGGCGUUUAGCUGAUUGUGAUGGAUUUGAGAGUGGAUAUGCCUACUGGCUUUAAAACGAAGAAACUGUGUCAAAUAAUGUAUUCUAUGCUCGCACAUUAUUUUUGUUAUGACGAGGAGGACAAGCCGUUUAUUGGUAGCUCAUGGACACGAGGGGUUACAACACGUCAGAAAGAUGCGCUGCUUAUAUUGGCUCCUGUGCGUUCUGGGACAUUCCAUCCAAUGACGUGCCAGCCGUUCUAGAAUGUUCCUGCCCUGGGAGUGCUGGUCGCUGAUUGGCCACCGUGUGCGCGAUAGCCCCUCCAACGCGGAAAGCGUCUGGAAUGUUCGACCAGCCAUUGAUUGGGCAGCGCACGUGAGCACAGCCACUACACGUGCUCGGCGCUGCAUUGCACGCCGGUCGACCGUGUAACUUCACGCGUGUCUCACGCCGCCGGCCGUGGCUCUACGCCGCUUGCACCCUCCAUAACAAUUUUCAGUACAAAUUAGAAAGGCGUAACGAAGGGACUGCUUACAUUCGGUGGUUAACUAAUGUGACACUCAGCUCGUUCAUAAGGUCCUUGAUAUGCAUCCUUUUCUGGAAAACCUAUAGACAGCUCUUAUGGCCUGAAUUUGCAACCAUUUUUACAUAUUCACUCAGUCUACAUGAAACGUAAUAAGGACUCAACUAUCGGCUUGUUUGCCUGCCUUUCGGUCUAGAUCCGAAUUCAUCAAUAUAAACCCAGAAGUACAGGUGGGGAUUCUAUAGAGUCGAAUAUUUUUCUGAGCAAAAACGGUAGGUUUGUUCAAUUAAGCCAAAAGGUAAAGUCUAAAAUGGUUAUUGCAACUUAAUUCAUAUAGACCGCUUUUAUCCGAUUCGCUGUAGUACUUUUAGCGCAGUUGGGGUCGGCUUUGUCGGUACAUCGGGCGUCACAAUUCGCGCAGUGAGUUCUUUCGUAGACCGACACGUAGACGAUGCAAAUUAAUUAAGCGCCUCCCCAUUGAGAAGCGACGGUGGACUUGCGUAGUUAUCGAGUCGUCCACGUUUCCGUAUAUUGAUGCGCACUGAUAGCCAAUUAUCCUUAUUACCGGGCUUCCGGGCACCUAUGUCAGUUUAACCUUUUCAAUCGUCAUGAUGGGAACACCGGAAGUGUAAGCAUCCAACCCCACUGUUUGGCAGUGACUUGACUUACUUUGGACGCUAACGCUCAACUUGUCGGGCAGGACGGAAUGCAUUUCUCGCCUUUCAUAAACAGGAAAAUGUAAAUGAGCAUUGAAUUGCCCUACAAACCACUCAUCUUCAUAGAGGAACAGGCAUUCAUCUGGAAAAGGUCUUUCGGAAGUUCUAGGACCUAGCAUUAGAGAAUGCAUCGGCUCGUCAAAAACCUGGAUGCCUUCUCGAACGUCCCUAAUACUGCUACUGUCGUGCGGUCUUGCGAAUUUUGAUAAUGAAAUUGUCAACUUCCUCAAUUUCUACCACAAGAGUGAAAGUUGAAAUGUAGGAUCAAUUGUGCAAUGAUUUACCAUACUAACAACACAGGUAUCAGCUAAAAGCCCAGACACGCGUGUUUCGCCGAUCUUAUGCCGCUGCCUGACGCAGCUGCGAUAGGUUCGGCUCGUCAGUGGGUCCCCCAGCUUUGCCCGCGUGUUUUCCGGUAUAUUAACUCCAGUUUCAACUUGUCUUGUUUAAUUUCCGAGGAAAUUAAUGCGCGAACCUGGAGUGACUCUUUCGAAACAGACCGGGGACCCACUGACGAUCCGAACCCCUCGCAGCUGCGUCAGGCAGCGGCAUAAGAUCGGCGAAACACGCGCGUCUGGGCUUUUAGCUAAUACCUGUGUUGUUAGUACGGUAAAUCAUAGCACAAUUCUAUACUACUGGCUGCCUGUUGGCGGUUUGUGAAUAUUAAGCGGUUAUUCCGCAGUAGCUGAUGGAUUUCAGCUCAAAUAUUUAUAUUAAACUUCGGACCGUACCUGAAAACGUCUGUUUCGAAGGAUUAACUCCAAUUUCGCACAUUAAUUUCCUCGGAAAUUAAACAAGGCAUAUAGGACCAAUGCUGGGCGAUCGCCGCUCAUUCUUCGAGCGUGACUAGAAAUUCCCAAUCUGUGCGCUUUAGGCCAGACAAUGCAAAGAGUAAAUUUCUCAGAUGGAUUAAUAUUCCGGAGUCUGUAGCGCCUCAGACGGAAUUAAGCCUUCUGCCUCGGGCGCACAGGGGUCAUGUGAUCACGACCUCCGAGCGUCAGAACGUGAGCGCGUUCAGGCCCACAAACGCCACUACCAACCAAUCAGCUGAUCGGGCUGACACUGACUGACUAUCACCUGACGUAUAUUCACUCACGCCCACCUGAUGCACUCACGCCCGCACGCUUACACGGACGUUCGCGAACCCACAGCUGGCCCCGCGCCGGGGUACCUGACAGGCAACAGGCAACAUUACUUUUCUGUCCUUUAUCUCUGUAUUCAGGAGAAGCGCCUGGCUCAGAACUUCUGCAGCGGCGACUGCUCAACGGUCUCCUGGACACAUGAGGAGCCCAAAUCCCACGAAACACACACACGUCGACGUCGUCAAGGCGACAACAAGAAGCACCGUCACAAAAGUGCUCGGUACAACUCCUCUUCCUCCUCUGUGACUGUUUCCCCCUUGGACUGCCCAAACCGCCUCCCCGCCUCUCCAAAACGGCGUCACAUGGAAUGCAGUGACGACCACUUACCGCCCCCACGGGCAAGUCGAUUGGCCAAUUCAGGGGGAGCCGACGACACCGGGACCGUUCUCUUUCACAUGUCUUCCCUCAAAAAGGGUGCGACCGGCAGGAAAAAGCACUCUGUGAAGUUCAGCAAGGACAACCACCAGCAGGAAAGCCAGAAGCAGUUAGAGCAACAACAACAACAGCCCCUUCUUGGACGUUCUAGCGACGCCUAUGACAACACCACCGAUUUCACCAAUCGUCACAAACCGCCGGUACCACCGUGCCAGCGGGAGACGGCUACGCGAGAACGUCUGGCCAGUCUGGAGGUCAGCCUGGAAGACCGGCCGGUGGACAUUGAGUCGGAGAUUGAUGCCUACAGUCGAUUCCUCUUCCCCUGCUGUUUUGUCCUUUAUAAUUGCUGCUACUGGCUUUUUUACCUAAUAAUUUCAGAUCCUGGUUUCAUAAACUCCUAG